This is a messenger RNA of Xyrichtys novacula (pearly razorfish), 98372 nucleotides long. Lineage: Eukaryota; Metazoa; Chordata; Actinopteri; Labriformes; Labridae. The record is from the annotation of a GenBank genome assembly.
CUUGGCACACACCCGUCAGUGUCUCAGUGUGAUUUUGACUGACUGACUGACUGACGGGGGAUUCUGGAGGAAACACACCGGGAAAGGAUCAACACACUCUCGGUUUUUUUUCGAGCCUUGUCUGUCAGUGUUGUCACGGCCGAUGGUUUUCUAAUUUCCUCGCCUGUCUGACCGCCUCACCAUCGGAUUCUUUACUUGAUUCUCUCCCAUCCUUGAUUGGCUGAACCGGGGCUGAUCCCAGCCAUCCUGGGCCGUGGCCGUGGGGCUGUUCAGCGAGCCUAAUAGCUGAAGUUGGCACCCGAGAUGAGCGCCUGGAGACCAGGUAGCGGGGCUCUCUUCUCGCCGGGGAGAGGGUCUGGGUCAUGGAGGUGCUGCUGGUGGUCGUGGUGGUGGUGGGUGAUGGUCCUCGGGGUGGCAGUGGGCACGGGGGAUCCCUGGAUGUCCGCGGAGGCAUGCCCGUCGCUCUGUUCCUGCAGCAGCACCAGGAUCUCCUGCGUGGACCCGGAGCGAUGGAUCAAUGCUUUCCCGGUCCUGCAGAGCGAGGCGGAGAUGGAGAACAUCACUGACAUGUGAGUGUCCAAUUUACAGAGUGGAGAUGUAUGAGUGCUCCCUGAAUCUAUACAUCACCUCUUACCCCUAAAAAGAUUGAAUGCAACACUUAACACGUAAAGCAAUGCCACCCCGUACCCCUCCUUUGAUGAUGUCUGUAGCUGACAGACAUGUGCCAAAUCUGCUUUACAUUUCAUACGUUUUUUGUAACCAAGCAGAACUACUGGCGAAUGCACGGAUUUACCUAUUUGGACGUAGACCCAAGUCCCCCGGAUUAAUUCGGCAUGGGUUCGGCUCUGACACGCAUCAUGUGUAACCUACAUUGCAUAACAGACUCAUUGUUAUCAUGGGGCACAUCAGUCUUCUCAACACGAGCGUGGAGAGACAGGCCAUUUAAAAAUGAAAGCAGCCGCGGCUGAUUGACUUUAUUCCCACAAUUAGCCUUUGCACACAGAUUUCUGUUUAUGCGGACGCGUGCUUGUGUCGGUGCAAAAAAACCGGGUCUGUCGCUGUGUGUACGUGAAUGUGUGUGUGUGUGUGUGUGUGUGUGUGUGUGUGUGUGUGUGUGUGUGUGUGUGUGUGUGUCUGAGUGUGUAGACGGAGAGACACCACUGUCCAAAUAUUAGCAUAGACACUUCCCAAGAUGGCCAAUAUGAGUGUAUUUAAAUGAACCACAGGCACGGAGAAAAAUCGAUGUCAGAGUCAACAUUUUGCUUGUAGAUUAUUUGAAAAGAGGAUGAUUCAAGAUGUUACAAAAAACCUCUAUGUGCACUGAAAAAAAAAGACAAAAACUGUCAUUUCUUCCAACGUCAUUUGAAAUAGAUUGAGACACAUAAUAUGUCAAAGCAAUUAGACAACAGAUUAAAAGAAGUCAUUGCUGCACUGUGUGCCCUGGCAGAGAUAAAUGGCCUUGCUGAUACACUCUUGUCUGGGAUGAACCUGGAGAAGCCUUGGAUGCUGGUUAAAUGAGCCAGCAGUUUGGAAACACACACUGACUGGAUGCUUGGUUAAUGUAAACAGACAAAUUACUGACGUCUAAUCCUAAACGACCUUGCCAAUCAGGGUGCUACACUGAGUCCCCUCUGUGUGAGUGUUAAAUGGUAUAACAUCCUGAUUUUUGACAGCUGCACUAAAAACACACAGUCUGAAAAGAUUUAAAGGGCUUUCAAUGUCAACUUCAAUUCCCCAAAUGAGUGUAAAACCCAAAGGCAGUGUUUGAUCGCUCAUCCAUUCAUGCUCAUUCUUGCAUUAGAGGAUGCUCUAACAAAUCAGGCUUUCCUUUGAAAUUAGACAAAUUUAAUUUAAGAAUGAACACAAACCUUUGUUACAUUUGUAGUGUGAAUGCAUUUGCCAUUUGUUGGUAAAAAAAAAAAUACACAAAGUUGUAAUGCAUAGAGACAUCAUGCACUCCCACUCCUAGUGUCUGCGGUAGACUUUACAGCUGAUUUACACACACUAAUAAGUUAAUACUAAAAGCUAAAUUGAUUGUUUAUUGUAGAAUCUUUUGCAGAAAAAGACCUCAACAGAAACAAGAUGUAGUUACGUGUUGAUAUUGUUGAGCACAGUCACUUUGAUGUGUAUCUUCUGAUGCGGAUGCACAAAGCAGGAGGGGUUAACUUCAUCAGCAUGCCUUCGUUUUUCAUCCUCUGAAAAACGCUGACAUUCUGGGUCAGCUUGUUUAAUUAUUGAGAGACACAUUUCAGAUUUUAGUCAUGUUUCUUCCUCGGUUUAUUUUUAGCUCAGUUUAACUUUAUUUGUUGGGGAAGUAAAAGAGCAGACAGGGAAUAAAGAGUAUGCAACAAAGCCACCUGCAGACUCAAAGCAAGGAUGUGAUCGUGUGGCACCUUAGACUCCUUCAAAGCCAGCGGGACUUUCCUAAAAUACAUAUUUUUAAAGAUGAGAUGUUUUCCAAACUGCCUUUCAAUCCUUUGACUACAUCAUAAUUUUAGUUCAAAUUCAGGGAGGUAAAAUUGACUCUUUACAGACACAUAACUAUUCCAGACUAAGGUACCAUCACGAACAAUCUUGCAAACCGUCAAAUAUAAUGAAUCUCCUGUCAUGAAAAGCAUCGUUAAUGACCUUGUGAUUUGCCCUGAAACAACAUGUGCAGCAUUCAGAAUGACAAGAACUUGGCGGUGACUGUUACAGCGUGUUCCCCCUGAAGGUGAGAUGCUCUCAGACAGCUGAUCUCAAAGAUUUAUUUGAAAAGUACACGUUGUUUCCCACAAACCUGUUCACGCGGUGACUUGUUGACUUGAGGGAGUUGGCAGCAAUCAUCUCCUAUUGACCCUUAUAUGUUGGAGUGCCUUGCUCAAGUGCAGCAGAGCAAAAGAGAAGAGAUCUGAAUCUCUAUUUCUAUUUCUAUACUUUUAACAAACUACAAACUCCCUGUGCAGGGUCAUUCAUCAGCUGUAGCCCUUCAGGAGUUCAUUGUUAAUUUUGAACUUUAAUUAUAUGGGUUUAUUAUGUUGCUUUGUCUUGCUGAAAUGUUGCUGUGUACGCUCUCCCCUCCCAGUUAACAAAUGAGCCUUCUGACACACACUUGUAUCUCUUGACAGCUACAUCGCCAACCAGAGCAGCUUCUCCUCCAUCAAUGACAAAGACCUGCACUACUACAAGAAUCUCAGGAACUUGUGAGUCUUUACAGCUUAUAGUACCAACACAAACGAUAUGGUACAUGACACAUAUCAAGAGCUAUUAUCAGCAAACCUUUUAAGAUAAAAAGACUGAUAUACCAUGUCUAUGCGCCUGUUCUGUUGACCAGAACAAGCAAAUCUUCAGUGUUCAAUCUUAGGGUGAAUUGUGAGCAGCUUUUAGAGGAAAAAUGAUCCACAGUUAGUGUGUUCAUUAUACAAAUGUUAUGUGUAUUUAUGAUGUUUCUUCUUUCUUCGGGCAAGGUGUUGUUGUUCCAAGGCUGCCUGUUCAAGUGUCAGUAGUUCCUGUUUCCUUUGCAUCUGUGUCUUAUUUUAUUUCUUUAUCUCAAGCAAAAUUGUUUACCAAGCAGCACUAACUUAAAACAUAAUCAUUUGUUAAGUAGACAGCUAAUUUUCUGGCCAAUAUCCCAUUAGGUGGAGAGAUGAAUAUAAAGCAUGUUAUGCACUGCAAAUGUAAUAAUGUGGAUAGACUGGAAACAAAGCACUAAAAGCAGGAUGAGUGUUAGAGCCAAAAUCAAGGACAGCUGUCGUGUUUAUUUUAAGAAAGAAACAGAUGUCAUGACAUCGUUUAUUGUGUUUUACUAUAGCAAUUUGUGAACUGUCUAGUUUUAUUUUUCUUUUUGCAAAAUGAAUUUUUUUGCACAGUUAACCUUUUAACUGACUUUUCAAUGAGGUUUCAUAGAGGCCCCUCAGAUGAUGCGGGUCAAACAUUUGCACAAUGCUGAAUAGUGCACAUUUUGUGUAAUUAUUAAAGGCUCCUCACAUUUAAAGUAGAUUUGUCUCACAUAGGCCAAUUCUCCCUUGUUUUAAUUUUAAAUACACUUCAAGAACUCAAAACAAACCAUUUUUCUGUCUCAUUUCUAUAAUGAAAUGUUUCAGUGAAUUUUAUACAAGCAACAUUCACCUGUCGAGCCCAGAUAAAGCUCUCGUUCUAAAGUUACAGUGAAAUGGGAAUACAGUAUAUGUCUAGCUGUCGAACUCUAGAUCCCCCUAUUGCUCAUUUCUCUCAUUGGGGAAGUGAAUACAAAAUGUACAUCCAGCUAUUUUGCCUGUAUAUUACACUCCAUAUCAACCAAGUCUGCUCUGCUAAACACCACUAAAUACAACAGACUGUACUUUUAAGUUAGUACAAGCAAAGUAAAUACCUAAAUUCCUUUUAAAUAAAAAAUAUCAGAUGGAAAAAGACAAUUUUAAGAAAAUAAAUUCUUACUUUGAACAAAGAAAGAUAGUCUAUUGGUGUCAGUUUUAAUGGAAACAACAUCAUUGUAAAGCAUUUUACACAGAGUAAUUAUUUACAGUUAGGAUUCCCAGUCACUUUACUGUCAUGAUUAGUAGCACUGGUCUCUUUGUCUUGUUUGUUAUGUGAGCAAUUUGCACAUGACAGGGUCAAUAACGUCAAUAAUAGGUAUGCUUUUUAUGUCAUUAAUGCCAAACUGCAGUUUUGGCUUGAGCAGUUUAAACAGUGUGGUACCAUUUCUUUUUUCAAAAUGCAGUCAAGUAUUACAAGCUGUGACUCAUUCAAAAAUGAUUUAUUGUAUGCAAUCAACUUUUUCAUUAACCUAUAACAUCUUUGAAUGCAAUUGAUUAAUAUGAGUGGAAUUCAAGUACAAAAGUGGUACCAAUAUAUUCCCAAGUCCUUAAAAGAGGUUACCAGGAAACCCUUUAUUGCUUUUGGUUGAUGCUGAUUAUUGAUGAUUGUUUGUGAUAACAAACACUGUUUCAUUCAUGUUUUUUUUUUUUUUUGUGACAGAACGGUGACCAACAGCAGGCUAACAUAUGUGUCUAAGCUGGCCUUUCAGAAUAACAUCAAGCUGCAGUACCUGUAAGUCAAAACUCAGUAUAUGCUCAUUAUGUCUUAAUCAAAACCACAAAACUGUUCAAAAUUCAGAAUAAAUAAAAUUCUUUAUUGAUUAAUUGGUUAAUUAUUAAUUUAUGGUUGAAACUGUGAACAGUGAUACCUAAGAAAGAUUUAUCUAUAACACGAUAGAACAAACUGCUAGAGGAAAAUAAAAACUUAUAUCUUUGACUACUGAGAAUUUGAUAUGAAAUUACAUUCAAUUCAGGUUCAGACUAAACACAGUCUAUAAUUAGCCUUGGUGUCUCGUCAACAUAAUUAAAGUUUGAUUCCUAUCAUACUAAUCAGAUGUACUCCUUAAGGUUAAUUGUCACAGCAGUUGGAGGUAAAAACUUUUAAUGAGAAAAAUAAUGCAAGCUUAUUGAUGCAUGUUGAAAUGUGCUUUCUGUUCCUCUAACAUGACCCUUAUUCCUCGGUUGGGUUGAUUUUAUGAUCCCAUUUCCUUAAUUUGCAGGAAUUUAAAGGAUAACAACCUGUCAUCACUGUCCUGGAGGAUAUUCAGACACCUUAACAUCUCUUAUCUGUGAGUCCUCCCCUUCUUGUUUGUUCUGUCUAUCUGCUUCAGCCUCUAGCUGGUUGAUAUCUCAGUUUUCAUCAGAGUGUAGUAUAAUUUUUACAUCAAGCAUCUUUAAUGUCAUCCGAAGGGGGGUUGUGUUUGUAAGUGUGGAGUUUGGUUCACUGCAGCCUCCAAUUCUUGGAUUUCCCACAAGCAUAUAAUAUAUUUCUUCUUUUUUUCUUUCUCUCAAUCUUAGUCUAUUGUAAUUUGCCAAGACACCUGCAUUUUCAUUUGGUCUCCCAUUACUGUACACAAUUUAUGGUCAGACUUUUCACAUUAAAUUUAGAAACAAAAAAGAAGUCAAACUGGCUUUUCUCAAGUAUGAUAGAGAGAUUGAUAUCUGUCUAUUAAUUAUGAGGCUGAAGACAAGUGACGCCGAACACACGGGAUAAAAAGAAGGGAAAAUGACUGGCCUGUUUCCCAUUAACCACAUUUACGUGGGCAAAAUUUCUUGAUCCGAUUAAAAAUUUGAGGGCUCAGAUGCAAAAUCAAAUAAUCCCAUCAUGACGUUCGUAUACGUGCAUCAAGCUUUAUUCGGAUUGGAGGCAUUUGGACAUGCGCAGAGUUGUCUAAUUUUGCUAACACAACCGCAGAAGAAGAGUUGUAUUUCUGCCUGUGCUGUCAACAAACCAACAAACGCGGUAGUGGCUCACUCCGUCCAAUUUAGGAGUUUACACCCUGUUAAAUGUUGGCACUAGAUGGCGCUCUUGCGUACUUAUUUUACUGUUCUGUCAAAGGUUGCACCGUGCGUGCAGAUGUGACAUCAUUACGCUGUAUGUACGCCAUGUUAUGUUGCCGGAGGAGCAGACACGGCUCCAGCGGUUGUGUUUUAUGCCAGAGUGUUGACAAUGAAACCUCCUGUACUGGCCUCAAUAAAUGAGCCAAGUGCUAAAGAGAGAAGAUCGAGUCAGGUAAGAGAGUCACGAUCGGAAUAAGUGUUUACAUGGACGCGUUUCUGAAUACCCCCCCCCCCCCCCAUCCGAAUACAAUUUCUAUCUGAUUUAGCCGAAUUGGAUCAGAAUCUUCCGAUCGACACAUUUUUAUUCCGAUCGGGCAUUUAUUUGUGCUCAUGUAAACGCAGCUAUUGAGGACAAAGAACUAAGUCUGCCAGCACCGGCUUAACAACAGCCAAAUGUUAAAAUGUCCAGAGAUCCUGUUUGGAGGGGUUAGUUCACUUUUUUUUGGAAAUGCGAUAACAUAGAGGAAAUAUCUUUCCACGUAAAACUGAUUUAAGAAAAUUUGAUACGAUUAGUGAGUUCCUGGCAUAUGGAUGUUAUUUUAUUCUGGACAGCUUCACUAGCUGUUUCUGUCUGUGUUUAGACUUUGUGCUAAGCAAAGCCAAAAUGCUGCUGGAGGUAGUUUUACAUUUCACAGAGCUACAGAAGAAUUGUCAAGAUUAAAAUGGACAAGAAAGUCCAAUCUGGUGAUGUUGAACUAUCUUUGUUAGACACACUGAUAGUGCUGAGGCAGUCGAAACACAAUUCUUUGUUUUUAGGACCAAAGUCACUAUUGUCUACUCACCAUUGUACUUAAAGGAAUGUGUGUGCGUGUUUGUGUGUGUAGGAUCCUGUCAGGGAAUCCUCUGCACUGUUCUUGUGAGAACAUGUGGAUCAAGCUGUGGUUAGGAGAGGAAGCAGACACUCAGGAGCUGCGCUGUAUUGAGGAUGGAGGAGGCCGCAAGCUGCUGUCCAGACUGACUCUACCUAACUGUGGUGAGGACACACACACACACACACACACACACACACACACACACACACACACACACACACACACACACACACACACACACACAAAGUAAGAGCCUGGGAAAGACAUUGACAAGCUGUAGCUGAGUGCAAAUGGCUGAAAGGCCUGCAGGAAAAACAGUAAUCCUUCUGGUUUCCUCUACAAAUUUCGUUCUAAAUCCCUGUUAUGAUUGUGUGUGUGUGUGCUCCCAUGUGUUUUGCAUGUGUCCGACACAUCUGUUUUUUGUGAAACUGCUUAGAUAGCUUGAGUGUGAGACAUAGGGGUUUAUAGAUCUGUUAUUAUAAUCUCAAAUAUACUAAGUGUUAUGUCAGUCCUCUUGGGAUGUCAAACCAUUGGAGAGAGUGUCAGUCUGUUUGAAAAAUCUAUUACAAUAAAACUGAAAGAGUACGAUUUAUGCAUUAACCAAAACCCACUGCAGUAAUCACUGAUAUACCUGCCAGUAUGUAAAUAUCUAAUGCUUUCGGCAGAGGUGCUGCAUUUUACAUAUAGAGCUUUGCUUAGCCUUGUAUAUUUUAAUUUCCCCAGACACUGAGCAGAGGAAAAAGCCACAAUUUCUUUCACAUGAGCAAGCAAACAAAUGACUUAACAAAUGCUUGCAUGCACACUCGGAUCCUUGCCUUUAAAGAGGGCUUAAGUGGUAAUUUGGUUCCUGUUGGGUGCAACUAGAGAGCCACUGACGCUAAAAAGGCUGAUGUCAUCUUUGUGCUAUCUGGGUUAUGAUGCAAAGCUUGCCCCCAGAUUGAGGAGAAAAACUUGAGGGACAUAAAGAGUCAUUGUUGCAGAUAUAGGGAGGUCACUGCUCAGGAUAUUAUAGAGAGAUAUGGUACUAUGAGGUGCACUGACACAGAGAUGACAUCAUGUGGUCUUGAAGAUGCUGAGUGGAGAAAAUUCUCUGCGUGGACCACAGUGAAAUGAAGUGUUAUAAAGACCAUCUGCACUGUGUCCUGUAGCACCUGUGACCUGCUGUCAUGCAGCAAAUUUCAUUUCCUUUUCUCUAACCUCAGCACACCCAAGCAAAGAUUCUUCCUAGACUCUACAAAAGCUGCACUAUGAUUCUGUUUGUGGUAAAAGAAAGUCUCUAUCUCCAAAAAGUUGGUGUCCUAUUUUGGUUGCAGUCAAAGAAAACCCCCCCAAAUGCUCAAAGAGGUUGAAAGAGGCUUUUAUAAAACACAACUGUAAUGUCAAGCUAACCAUGCAGUCUAUCCUACACAAACUGCCAAAGACUGCAAACCUUUUAUGUACUUUUUUAUUGCAGUGUUUAUCAAGCUUGAUGUACGAACGUCAGCAGGCAACUGACACUUCAUUUCUCCCUCCUCCUCUUCCUCCUCCACAAUCUUCUUCCUCUUCUUCUUGUUUUCCAUAAAUUACUCUUUCUGGACCCACUUCUUUUCCGAAACAGGCUCAUAUUACAGCUUAAACCAUCUCUGAGAGCCUGAGUUUGAGCCUGACCUGCUCUAACUCUCUGAAGGCAAAUCUGUUCACACUCAGCCUGGAUUUGUAGGUUUUUAUGAGUACUAAUCCUGCUAAAAUUGACACUCAGAUAUAAUUUAGAGCUCAAGCUUGACCAAAGCAAACAAAUGAAGUACAGAUUGUUUCUGCCUUUGGGGCAAUGAAACCAGUCAGAAUCAGUUUGUUACUGAGGGGAGAAAACAUAAAGACAUCUUCACAUCUGAUUUAAUACAAUAAAACGCAAUAACAACAUCCAGACAAGGUUGAAGGCCCAGAUUGAAAUUUAAUACAAUUUCCCUUGAUAAGCAAGACCAUAGAUCUGAAAGUAUUUUCCAUUUUGGUUGUUGACAAAGGAAAUGAUCUAGUCAUAAAUAGCACAGGGCAGUAGGACAAACAAAGAGUUAGCCAGCAGCAAGCUAACAGUUUCAUUGAUAAGUGCAUUGAUCUAUCCCCUCAGCCUCCCCUCAAUUAGCAGCACUUAUUUUUGGCAUUAGCACGGUUACAGCGGGGCCCCUGGAGAGAUGGGCUGGGGACCCCCUGGCAGGAUGAAAUAUGAGGAGGAGGACAUGGAGCAGCAGGGGUGCCAAACGAUGCCCUGGGGGUAACUGUGAUACACCAAAAGACCGCUCAGUCUGUCCCCACUGCUGGUCUUUUGCUCUUUCUGUCACGUUUUCUGGCUAUUGCUUCACCCUCCCCAAGACUGUCAUUGGCUCUCUUUAUUUCUAAUUCUCAUGACUGUCUGCUCACGUGUUAAACUUUGUGUUCCUUCUGUCUGCCUGAGCAUAGCUGAGUGACAUAUGUGGAGGGCACAAAGCAGAGGAAGUGCCCAACGAUGCCCUCAGGCUGACACUGAUCUCUCUGGCCACCCGCAUAUGCCCCUUGCUGUCUGUUCCUCUCUCUCUGUGGACUGUUUAUUGCUUCAACGCCUCUCCCAAAGAGUGGCAGGCUGGUCCCACUGCUGAACUAUACAAUGCUUUUUUGAGAAAAUAACUACUCUUCUCUGACAUUAAAUUUUUUGCUGAUAUAAGAUUGAAGAAAUUGUAUCUUUUUCUUAAAUCAUUAAUUAAAUCUCCAGCAGAAAAGUGCUCAUAAUCACUGACAUUUGAAUUGACAGCAGAACUAGGUAACCAGACCUCUGUUGGCCUCAUUUAAGGGACAACCAAAAAAUGAAACUACUGCAUUUCCUUGAAGUACUUGUUGAAGCUUGAGUCUUAUUAAUACACCCAAAUUUAAAGCAGAGGUGAACAAAACAACUGGUUUAUAUAAUGUGGUUCUGGUCUGUUAAGAUGUUUUUUUCCAGUAAGCGAUAAUUUUUACUUUUUCUGUUUAAAUAAAGGGUGUUGCAAUAUACCAUUACUAACAAGAACUUUUUUUCCCUUCAAAUAAAAGUAUGAUUUCAUGCUGAAAAUAACAUACACUAAUUGUUAAUUUAUAUUGGUAGUUACAACACCAGGUCAUGCUGGUUAUAACACAUCUGAGAAGGAGGGAAGACUUAGAAAAAGCAGCUGUAGCAGCCCUCUGAUAGAUGAUUAGAUAUUUUUAAAAUCUAACAACGUGAGACUUACUGUGAAUCCAAAAACAACAUUAGAGAUUGUGCCUCUUUGGUUUACUAAUCAAGUGACCAUUCAUACUCUCUAACCCUCCUUUGAACAGUUUUCAUUCAGUUCCCAAACUCACAAUCUACAAUAAGUAAUGCUGACUUCAAAAUAAAAGCAUAGUUUUACAGUUUAGGAAAGAAGACAACCUCAAUACAAGACAGCAAACUUAUUUUAAAAGAAUGUACAACGAAAUGUCCCCUCUAGGGAAGUUUCUAUCACAGGGCUGGUGAUGUGGAUAAACGAUAAAUUUGACACGAUUUAGAAAUUGAUGAUGAUAUGCAAGGUAGUUGCAUUUUUGCUUACUAGUUAAUUUUAUUCAAUAAUGUGCUUCUCUAUCCUCCUUUUCUCAAUCUCAAUUUAACUUUCGAGUUUUCCAUAAAUAUUACAAAAAUAUCAUCAUCAUGACACGUAAUGGCUACAAUAGCUGUGGGGUAAAAUUCAGAAGCCCUGAAUGGUAUCAAAUUGUGUUUAAAGCUCCUGUGAGGGACUUUCAGUUUGAGUUGGAUUUGGCGCCCCCUUGUGGACAGUGCAGUCUUCGCUUAUUUUGUCUUCUACAUGCUUAUCUAGUGUCUUUUUACAAAAAGUCACACACCUGCUGACUUUUGAAUGUCGAACAUGAAGUUUACUGUAACAUGACAAAUGAGGAUAUACAAAUAGUAAAUUUCAUGAUUAAUGUUUUUAUUCUUGUUAUUAGUCACGAUAAAAGGAAAUGAAUAUUAAUUCUGCUCUAUUUCAUUAAUGUGAAAGAUCUCCAUAUAAGAGCUUUAAUUUUUAAGUUCGUAGCGUGCUCAGGCUGUUUGAGUGGCGUGGGUGAAUGAAAAAAUUCAAAAAGAAAUAGAUGAUUAUAAUUUGAUGGUUUGAGUUACAGCUACCUGCCACCUUAGCUAGUUCUGAACCCAGCUUUUUAGCCAUGAUUGUGUAGUUAGUGAUGAAAGAGUUUCUACUGUACACACUAAUGAGGUUAAUUACUGUAGAUUGCUAUGCAGCCUAGAGCACCGACAGGCUGACUAAAAGCCUGUAUUCCUGUUAAUUCAGUAAGUAAAAAAUGUCUAUGUAGGCAUCAGAUUCGUUGGCAUAUAGUGAUGUGUGCCUUCACACUAAGGUAUUUGCUUAUAGUGUUUGUUAUGCAUUGCUGUAAUUAUGGCAGCACAUUACGUUCAAGAUUCAGGAACCCUUGUUGUGUGUCAAGAAAAUGGCUAAUCUUAGUUAGCCUACCUGGUUCUCCUUCCUAGUGGUGAUGGAGGGAAAUGAACAGGUGGCGACGAGUCUGCAGCGUUUAAAAAGCUUUUCAAACUCAGGUACCAACAACUCGAGUUAACAACCUCAAUUCAGUUCUUAGUGGGCUAACUGUCAAAGACAACAGGCCCAUUUAAUGUGACAAUAUCUUUGCUCACUACUUAAAUAAUAAUGCAGUCUCAGGUCGGUCUAAACAUCUCAAAGCUGGUUCAGUCAGACUUUGCCUGUGUGUCGUGUACCACCUUCCUCACCUGUCUUUUAUGUUUAAUGUGCCAUCUUCAACCAGUUCUCGCUCCUGUUCUAACUACUGUUUUAGAGGCCCUCCCAUCAUGUGCAUGAGAGUAUAGAAACGUAGGCGUAAAUUUACAUAUCUGCGUGCGCAUUAAACUUUCUGUGCUCUUUCAGCAAAUAUGUGAAACACAGGUGCCACACGUAGGCAGGCUCAUGCAGUUUAUGGCAGUAGCCUACAGACCAAGAAAAAAGCUUGAGAGGCCAGAUGGCUCCUCCUGUGUCUGUGGGUAGCAAAGCUAUACACCUGUGUGAAUCCUCUAUAGAGGCUAAGACAGAGACCACACAUUUACUUGUAAGAUAACAAAGACUUAAACAAGUUACAAAAGCUGCAAUACUGAACUUAAAGUCAACACAGAGAUAAGAGAACACAAAGAAAAUCAGCUCUUGUGAUGUGUCAGACUGUUUAAGAUUCUGUCCUGUUGUUUUACAAGGUCAGUAUGUCUUUGGGAGAAUAAAAUGAAUGGCAUGUAGUGCCAUCCCACCCAAGUCUGUCCCAUUUAGAGUCUAAGGAAACCCUGGUGUCAUUCUAGCAGCAAAAGUUACUCUGUAGAAGGACCCCAGAGGGGAAGGGGUUUAAAAGGAUGGACUAGUGAUGGGAGGGGACAUCACUGAUUAAACAAGGAGGAAAAUGAUAGACUUGUGGGCGGUUUUUACCUUUUUAUUUUUGGGCUUGUCUAUCUUACAUGAAGGGAGUCAAAAUUCACUUCUUUACUAUGCAUUAAUUACAUUUUCUCAAUUUCAAGUAUUUUAUUUGCUUUAAAAAGACUAAAUUACAUUUUAUUUGUUAUAAAUAUACCUUUCUGUAAUCUGCAGAAAAGGAGUUGCCUCCUGCUGGUUGAUGGGCCCUUCAAAGAUAGGAGAGUUUUCAAACAGAUGCCUUUGUGAGAUAAAAAUGUUGUACAUAAUUAUAGCAAAGUAAAGGAGUAAUAUUAAAGUCAUAAUUUGGCAAUUUAUUCGACAAGCUGACAAAUGACAGGAAACCAAUUUCAAAUAAAAAAUGAAAAGCACACCUGAAUAAUUGACCAAGUAUGUAUGAACCUAAAAACUGAAAAACAGUAAAGUCUGAUUUCAUAGUCUGAACCGUCCGGCUGACAACUUGACUGACAACAGUUUUGGGCAGAAAAUCAAUAAUCUAUAAAGGAUUCAGGGUGUUUAGACUGCUCUGCCGGUCACGCCUCCCAUCCCUUCCUCCUUUUCUCUACAUUCUAUGAGCAGAAAUCUUUCUGCAGAUAAAUCCCUUCCAAGAUGCAUAUAUAGUCCCUGCAAUGAUCGAACAGCAGAAAAGUACAGAAGCAAACUCAGGGAUGGAUUUUAUGUCAUGUCUCUCUCACACAUUUCAUUCUCCCCCUUUUGUGUAUUUGGUACCGGUAUCUUUUUUUCUCCUCUUCUUUUGCCCCUCAUCACAAAUCAUCACAUCUCUUUUUUUGAAAAGCACAGUUCAAAAAAAAAUGUGGAUUUUCUCUAAACAUCAACACGGACGGGCUUUUUGUGGCCCAGGACAAGAGCUGAUGAUCACAAUGACACCGCCAACAAUGACAUUGAAGUGCACACUUUGUGCAGCAGUUUCCAACCAGAAAGCAGAGGAUGUUUUCUUUUUAGAUAUUAGUUGUGAGCAGCUUUCGAACACCACAGCACAGUGACUGUAAUUCACAGUCCAUUCAGAACACAUGCCCUGGAUGAAUGGAGGCAAUCUGGAUUCAAGGAGUCAAGAGUGUCAAGGCCCUGCAUGUGCUCACUGCUGAAGUCACAUAGUAUUCACCCAAUCAUCCAUUCAUUCAUCCAUUGCAAGGCUCCUAUAGAAUAGGGUUUCCCUGCAUUUACAAUUUUCCUACCUAAAAAAGUCGUUUACCUAUACCUCAUGUAGGGGGACUGUAAUCCAAAGCCAAAGAAGAAACCAUAGGAUUCAAAAUAACAAGUCAUUAUGUCAAGAAAUGUCAUGAGAGACUGAAUACAAUAAGUUUAUGAAUCCAGUGAGAGGUCAUGUUUGGAGUAGACUGUGUAAAACAUGGAUGUAGUCGCAGUGAUGGCCCCCACGAGUUACUGAAGCAGAGUUUUGAAGCUCAAUGAUUGUGGUCACCAGAUUGGAAAUGUUGACUGAACCUUUGGUGGACCGUACAAGAAGCAAACGAGUGGAGCUGAGGCAUGUCUGCUAGCUCAGUCAUUGUCCUUUAUUAUGCAAAACUUAUAACCUUCAUAUCUUUGAAGGAGUCGUCAUUAAAUUUGGACCCCAUUCAAUAUAUGAAUAGAGAAAUAACCCAUUCAGACCAAACUGUUUGUUGUAACAGGCUGUAAACAUGUUUAUUCCUGCUCCUAAAAUGGGCAUGUUAAUGUGGGUGUUAAUCAGACUGUAUUAUACAUGGACUCAGUCUCUGCUGCGUCUCCCAUGUAGCUCUAAAGAAGAGUUUUGAAGCCGAUUGGCAGUGGUUGCCAUUUUGAAAAUACUGUCUCAACCUCACUUUGAGCUGACCUGCCAAGAGAUAAACUGCCUGACAAGAACUUGCAUCUACUUGCAUCUUUACGUCAACUUCACAUCUACUUUACAUCUACUUCACUCACCUGAAUAAUGUAAUUGGUGCGAAUGCAACAUAAUGAUGCAAAACUCGUAUUCUUGUAAUCUCUGGAAUAGAUGAAUGCUGAGAGUGAAAUAAACCAGUCAGACCUGAACUAGUCUGUAAAAUGUUUUUGCUCAAGGAUGGGCUUUUUUGUGUAAGUGGGUAUGUGGUUUUCAGUGCAUCUACAGUCAGCCUCAAGUGGGCGCUCAGAGAACUGCAGUUUAUAACACUUCUGCAUUGUUCUUUCCUUGUGAAAGUAGGACUUUCGGUCUUUUGUAGGCACUAGACAUUAAGGAACCUCAGGGUUUAGCACCUCUGCACUGUCUUUAUUUUAUUAACGUGAGUUUGCUUCUUGGUUCACUGAUUCUGAUAAACUUAGCUAAGAAGUACCCUCAUUUAUGUAUUACUUCACGCCUUAAAAUUAUAAAAAGAUCCACUCUCCUGUACAGUUGACUUUGUUGUCAACAGUUUUAAUUAUGAAUGAAUUUGUUGAAUGUUAUUGAAAUUAUCCUUCCAGCAACAAUUCCUCACUCUCAAGGUUUCAGAGUGAGAAUCUCUAAUUAAGACCUCUGUUUCUGGUUAAUCAUAAAGGAUCAUACUCUUUUAACAGGGAUCCUUUUCAUAAUGUUAUUAGUUACUGAAAAUACUUGUCUGAGCCUGUCAGUGGAAACGAAGAAUACUAUAAGUGGGCGUUCAUUGACUUGGCAUCAUUGUCCCCGUGAUUACUCUGUGGCUGGCAGCUGAAUGUGAGGGUGCAGUGGCUGUAGUAUACUUCCCUAAAUUAUUGUGCCUAUUAUUUAUUAAAAAUACCAAAAUAUGUCAAAGAAGUAGUGCCCAACUUUAUAAAACUGACAUUAUCCUUCAACUUCGUGGAAGGUUGUUUGGCUUAAACUCAACGGAUACAGUCCUUAGAUUUUCGUAAGUGCCUAAAUCUCAACAAAUCCAUCCUGAGCACAAAUGAGCAAACUGCGAAAUACUGCUUUACAAGAGUAAGGCGACAUGUUCGUGUUUUGUCAUGGAUGGCUUGUCAUGUGUGUUACGGGUUAUUGGCUGUUGCUGUGUGUCCUGUAGUUUUUCAUUGUUUACAACUGCAGGUGGGCUGUGGACAAGCCAAAUGCUGAAAGACAUAAUGGGGCAAUCUUUCCCUGUAAUGACUCAUGUGUUGUCACAGACACAGGCAUAUCUACCCUGAUAAUUACGGUAAAUUCCAUCUCAUCCCUACUUGUUGAUUCUGAACUCAUCCGAGCAGCUAAAGGAUACCAUCACACAGGAUGUCAUGGAUGGUUUCACUAUCAAAGCUGUGCUAGAAAAUAAUUGAACAUGGAGAUUAUUUUCCGUGUACUGACGGGUCACGACAACUGCUCUCACAUCAAAAUCAACGCGGUUUGCCGGAGUUGUUCUCCGAUUUCUGGGCUCUGGAGUGUAGCUUUUUGUCUGUGUGUGUGUGUAGAAAGCUGAUUUACUGAAAGUCCGUUAAGAUAUGUGGUUCUGAUAUGGCAGCUCGCCUGCCACCAAAGAAAAUGACGUUUUUUUUUUUUUUUUUGUGUGUGUGUCUUACGGUGAUUGAGUGGGUUGCCGUAGUGAUAAGUGAGUUGCCCUGGUGAUAAGCAUUCUGCCAACGGACAGAAGAGGUGGAAGAGGAGGGGGGAAGGAGAGGGUUCGAUAAGAAAUCUGUCCAGUUUAUCUGCAGUGGCUGUCGACACCCAUCUCUUCUCCUCCCCUCUUUGUUGUUGUCCUCUUCUCUUUUUUCUUUUAGUUCCAUUCUCUUCUUUCUUUUUCUUCUCUUCUUUUUUCCUCAGCUUGUCUUCAGUUUUGUCUUUUUAAUUCGAUCUCAUCUUCUUUGUUGUUUACUUGCAUUUUUCUCAUCUUUUUGUCCGUCCCUUUUAAUCUUUUGUUGCUAUUCUCUAAGUUCAGUUUUCUUCUGUCUUUUUCCUGGUCUUCUCCUUAUGCGUCUUGUCUUAUCUCUCCCUUUCUUCUCUUGUAAUUGUUCUUCUCUUCCAUUGUAUUCCUGGGCUUUUCUUCUUUUCUUCUUGUCCUAUUUGUUUGUUCUCAUCUUCUGUUAUCUUUUACUCAUUGCAUUCUUCACCUCUUUUGGUUCUCGUCUUCUGUUCUUGCACAAUUUCUUUUGUGCUCUCUUUUUCUGUUGUUCCUCUCUUCAUUUUACAUCUCACCUUCUCACCUUUUGUUCUUGUUUUCUUCUCAAAUUCAUCUUCUUUGGUUUCUCCCCCCCUUCUUCCUGUCUUCUUUCUUUUUUUUUAUCUUUCUUUGAUUUAAUUUCUUUCUUCGGUUUUUUUUUCUUCUUUUGUUUUUCCCCCUUAUUUUUCUUUUGCUUCUAAUCUUAAAUUUUUCAUUCUGCUUUUGUCUUCCAGCUUCUCUCUUUUUUUUGCUCUUAUUGCAUACUUGGCUUUUUAAUUCUUAACCCUCUUUUCUUGCCCUCCUCUCUUUUUUUCACCCCAUCUUCUUCUCUUCUUCUGUUCUCUAUAGAUUUUGUUGGACAGGGUACGAGGGCGCAGUCUCUGAUUGAGUCUGAUUGGUCAUACUCGGGUCACCUCGUGGUCAGCACUGUAAACACACACGUACAAACGCACGCACACACACACACACACACACACUCUGAGUCAACAGUGUCUUUGCCUCAGCAGAGGCUUCAGACUGUGUCCAAUCAAUCGAGUAGUGGGGCUGCUGAAGACAUGCACUAGUAAUCAGUGUAACCAUCGCUGUGUUUGAACUCUGUCUCUGUGUCUGUCUGUUUGAUUGGGGUGAGUGUGCUUAUAAGAAAGUGGGGGAGAGAGCAAGGGGGGUGAACUGGAGAUCGAAUCCGAGGUCUCUCUUUGUGGGCUCCCUUUCCGCUCUGUGGUAGUGGGUGUGUGUGUUUGCCUGCUCUUCCACACUUAUUGUCGAGGUUGUUACGUGCUUUGUAUGUUAACUGAAAGGACAAGAGUUGGCCAUGAAUCCUAAGUUUGCUUCCUUCCUGUUCUUUCCCCUCCUCUCUUCUCCUCUCUCUACCUCUGUAUCCCCCUCCUCCUUCUCCUCCUCUGCUUCUCUUUGGUUGUUCUCCCUGGUUGUAUGUAGAGGUUCCCAUGGCAACAUUGAGCCCAUCCAAAGUGACAUUAAUGCAGGGGAAAAGCGUGGACCUGUCCUGUUCAACCUCCGGGGUGCCCUCACCUGAGCUGAUUUGGAACAUGGCGCUGGUCUCUUACUAUGAGGUGAGAGCACGUAUACACAUAUUUACACGCAAACAUACACUGAUAUUUGAUGAAAUGUUUAAUCGAAUAUCACAUGUGAGGAUGGAUGAAAAAGGCGGAUUAGGAGAACCUUAAUGAUAAAUGAAAAGUUAAUGAUAGACAUGACACUUUAAGCAAUUUUUUCCCCCUUUUGACAGUGUUAACAGAGAAAAUGUAGAGAGUCUGCUGCCUACGAUGGAGUAUCAGGGCCACAUCGGAAAAAAAAGAAGACUUUUAGAUUAAAGUCGUUAAUUUACGAGAAUGAAGUCAUUACUAAUGAGAAUAAAGUCGUAAUAAUAUCAUUACCUACGAGAAUAAAGUCGUAAUAAGGUAGUUACUUAUGAGAAGUAACUACCUUAUUUGAGAAACAAGUACUUUUUCAUGAAAUGCUCCAUGGCUCUCAUUUCAACAACUGUCAUCUUAAACAACAGGUUGGAAUAUAAGGAUUUUAUUCUGACUUUAUUCUUGGAAGUAAUUACUUUAUUAUGACUUUAUUCUCAUUAGUAAGUACUUUAUUCUUGUAAAUUAACGACUUUAAUCUUGAAGUCUUAAUUUUUGUUUUUUUUAAUGUGGGCCUAAUACUCGAUCGUAGCUGCCGCUGCUUUUCAGUCACUUUUAGCUGUAAACUUUGGAUUUGAUUUAGCAAAAGUGAGUGAAAAUCAAAACAAGAAACUGGUAACAGGUUUCAGUUUUUGGUCAUUUACACCACAAAUGAAGAAUCUUUUCAUUGAUGAAUAACCACAAAAAAUCUAAAUAAAUGGUGCUUAGGGACUCUGAAAUCCUGGCUGAUCCUUUAGGGUGUUCAGAUUUUGUUAUUUGGCUUAGUGUUAACUGUCAGUAUGUUUACACAGUGGUCAAAAAUCUGUUUAUUGAGUUACUUUAACUGGAAUUGACCCAGAAGUCAAACGGUAUAAAUGCAAAGGAGUAAGCCAGGUCGCAAACAAAAGCUCACUCAAAAAAGAGAAGCAAAGUAGACAAGAGAAACUGUCAAAAUGUGCUUUUAGGACUAUCUCCAAAACUGCAGCUCUUGUGGAGUAUUACUAUUCUGUGGUGGUUAACACCAAAUCAAAAGAGAGCCAAGGAAAGAAAACUGGUUCAAAUGGCACCAGGGUUAUGGUCAGCCCAGGCUCAUUGAUGCACUUAAGGAGCAAAGACAGUCUAUGUGGUCAAAUAAUACUGAAGAGCUGCACAAACUGCUUAUAAAGUUAUUGCUAGGUCUAAAAGAAAGGUGGAAUAUUAAGCGCAUCACAGUUGGUUGUGUUUUGGGCCGCUCAGUGUGCCUAUGCUGGCUGCUGUUCAUAACUGACAAUGGGAAAGGUGUUGACUUGACCAUUAAAUCCCUCAAUCUAGUUGACCAUCUGUGAGGUAUUCAAGACAACAGAGUUUAAUCCUCUGAGGCUCAUCAUACUGCAGCAGCUGUAAAAAAAAAAUUCAAACCACUGAAAAAACAACGAGAAUGUUUUAAUGUUUUCAAUUAAAUCAGAAGUUUGUGAAAUCAAAAACAGAGGUUGAAAAGUUGAGAAAUCCUGACAUAAUUGUUCUGUUUACUCAUUCAGAUUGUGACAUCAGGCCAGAUGUCAGAGCUGCGACUCUCCAACCUGUCGUCUCAGGACCACAACAGCAAGAUCAGCUGCAUAGCAGAAAACAUUGUUGGAGAGAAGGAGUCCUCACUGCUGCUGGAUAUUCUUUGUAUGUUUGGCAAGCAUACCAUGUUGAUGUUGUUUGUCGUGUCAAAGUUUAUAUUAGCAUAACUGCGCCUUUGACACGAUAAGUUAUAAACUGGAUAACACUGCCCCUCCUCUUUUAAUCAGUGUUUUUCGCAUGCUCCAUUAGUUCUGCCUCUGAAUUGCUCUUUGGCGUUAUCUUGCUUUGGGUGUUUUCUGUUUGUAUCUCACUUUGUUGCCUUUAAACUCUUUGCUCUUUGAUAUUCAGUUCCGCCCAAAAUCACCAAGCUGAGUGAUGCAAUCCCAGACCAUCACUGGUGUAUCCCCUUCAGCGUUUCAGGUAUGACCGAUUUUCACAUACCAUCCUUUGUUGUUCCUCUAGAAUUUGUAGAGGCUUCAGCAUUUCCCUACAUUUCACAUGAUUUCACAAUGUUUGAUUUUACAAUCUCUAUAAAGAAGUAUACAAACAGUUGAUUGAAGGAAAUGUGAGUAAUGUAGAAAAAAAAAAAAAAACCUUCUCCUAUGUCUCUCCAGGAAACCCAGAGCCGACGCUGCAGUGGUUUCUGGAUGGUGAGGUGGUGACAGAAGGAGACUAUAUCAUGACUAUGAUUCAUGACGUCACAGAGAGAGAGUACCAUGGCUGCCUGCAGCUGGACAGCCCUACACACCUCAACAACGGGCGCUACAUGCUCCUGGCUACAAACACAUACGGAUCAGACCAAAGGGAGGUGGAAGCUCACUUCAUGCGCAAGCCUUGGGAUGGUGAGUAGUAAUAGGGCGCAGUGUUCUUUUCAAAAGUGAAGAGAGUUUUGGUGAACAGAUUCUAGGACUGCUUGUGUUUACAUAAUAGGUCAGUGGGUUAUUAUUAUUAUUUUUUAAUUGUCCAAAUAUUUAAAAAAACAACCUAUAAUUUACCCCAAAUUGAGUGCACAUACACUGUCCAUGAUGAUUACACGGUAUAUAUCUAAUGAAAUACUCUCUCUGUUUGUGUUUUGCUGGUGCAGGAACUGAGAAGGAACCUAUUUAUUAUGGUGGGUAAAACAUAUUCACUGCUAAAAAUGUUUUAACCUAAUAUAAAAUAUCACCUUGUGUGUAUCACUUUAUGUCAGUGUUUCUCAUUAUUUUGGUCUCAUCAGUUCAGUCAAGUCUUUCUCUUUCGCCUCUUAAGCUGUUGAGGGUUCAUCAUAUGUGCACAUCCUUGCGGUGCAGCUAGCGAUAAGGCCCGUUAAUUCAUACACACUGUGAAAACCAUGUUGUUUUUCUAUGAUAAAUAUGUUAUUAAAUCAAGCUCACAGUACUCGUUGACUGACAACAUGAUUUCUUUGGUGCAUGCCAAAAAAUGUACAACCUGUGUUUUAAAAUUUGAAAGCUCAUUUGUCUCUUUUGUCCCUUUUUUCCAACUUCUCCUCCAUCCUGCAGAUCUUUCGACAGGUACUGCUAUACCUUUUUUGCUUCCUUUUAAAAGCCGACCAGUUGCUUAGCUCCCACUUGCACUUACACUUUUGCUAUGUCCUUAUGUCAUGAGCUGGCAUUUGUUCUUCUGAAAGAUAGGUUAACAAAUUAUACAUUACUGACCACCUAGUGCCAUAUACACCUACUUUAAAAGCACUUUGAUGAUUUCUAAUACAUAAGACCACUUAACUAGAUUUUGAUGAGACAUUUUGGAAGUGGAUGUGACUUUCAACGCUGUCACUCACUCAACCACAGAUCGCUCUCUGAAUUUAAUCCUUUCUCUUUCUCCUUUAUCAAACAGAUGACACCCCUGUAGACCCUCCUGAAGACAGAGUUGCUGUAAGUCCUCAGUUGCUAUUUCUUUGCUGAUGGUCUCUUGCAGUUGUCCCUGUUUUUUUUUUCUAUUUAAUUGUGUAACUUGUUGAGAAAACCACCUGGCUAUAUCUGUUUGUUUCAUGUUAGAAGUAAUACUGAAAAUCUGCCUGAGAAUUACACCUUCUGCUCUUCCGUGUGUCUAUAGUUGCUGCUGGAGGUUAAUAAUCCCUGUCUUUCUGUCGUUCAGGUGUACGUGGUUGUGGGCAUUGCAGCUGUUGCCUUCACUGGUUUCCUUCUCAUGUUGGUCAUUCUGAAGUUUGGGGGAAACUCAAAGUUUGGCAUCAAAGGUAAGAUUUGGUCUUUAUCUCUAUUUGUGGCCUCUAUCAUGUGGGGAUGAUAAACGGAGUAAAUGAGUUUCUGUCAAGGAACAAAACCAGAAUGGCUCCAUGAAUACAAAAAAAAAAAAAAAGAUUUUAAAUGGUUUGCACCAAAACAGCCGAAUUAGAAAAGUUGCAUUUAAGUUGAACACAAAGGUCACUUUUUUAUUUUCAAUGCCUUCUUAAUUUUUUCCCUCCAAACAUAUCAAAUGGGAUCAUGCAGAGGAAAACAUAAGCAGGUGACCAAUAGUUCUUGCAUCUUUCCAACCUCAUGCAUGGAAAUUAAAAAAACAAAACACAAGAGUAUGUUAUCUAGUUCAAAAGUGGGAAUUUACUUUAUUUAAUUUAUUUUUUUAUCUCAGACAUUUUUUCCGCUCAAAAGAUGAAAUCACAGCUGGCCUCUGAAUCCAAGAUUGAAUAACUAUAUGUAUAUCAGGGCUUGGGCAGAAUUUAAUUUUUUUUUACUCCACUGUGACACAGUUAAUGUGCAAACCAUGAGGUAUCCAUGAAUCCAUCCUGGUCCGGUGGAAAAAAGCUGCUGUCUAAAGGAGGGUCUCUGGGUUUUAGUGCUGCUGGUGAAUAACAUGCAUGUUCAGUAAACUGUAACCCUGUAGUCUUUGUCUUUGCUGAUGUGAAAUUACUGUGGCAGCCAUUGUGGAAGGCCUCUUUACACACACGCACGCAUGCACACACACACACACACACACACACACACACACACACACACACACACACACACACACACACACACACACACACACACACACACUUAUUUUGUUAUCAGUUUUAAAACUACUUUUAUUUCAAACAGUGACCUCUUCAAUGGCUCACAGUGUCACUAAUUCAGUUCGUCUUGUAGUGUUUGUCUCUGCUGAUCUUUAUUCACUCAAUUUGGUGUUUUGCAGGUAUUUUCCUUUUUCUUUGUUAACUAACAACACUUACAUCAGACUUUCAUUUCUUUGCAUACAAAGAUACAUUAACACAAAUGGUUCUGCUGUUUUCCAAGUCCAUGAGCAUUCACAGUGCGCAGCUCAAACCGUAGCAGACAGACACUUACUUGUCUUUCAUUCCUGUUGGCUCAUUUUUUGUUGAAAAGUACUUCAAGAAUGCUAAGCUUGAGUGAAAACUUUUAAAUACAGAGGCUGUGUGGAAGAACUGUUUUCUUGGAUUUCAAUUCAGUCGACUUAAGUUUAGUUUGGCGCGGUUUUAAAAGCUUGGCGUAUUUGUGAUAAGAAACCCCAAUUUUGAACUCUGUGAGGAAGUAAUUUUGAGCUAUUAAAGAUAGAGUUGUUUCAGGAAGAAACAACUUUAAAGCAUUAGCAUUUCAGGCAGCACUGCAGGUUCACAUUUGACAUUCAAAUGACCAAACAAAAAAAAUGAAUGCAAAUGAAGAAAAAGGGGUUUAUUGAAUGUGUGUUAUGAGUUUAUGCCUGUGCAUGAAUAUGUGAAUCUAGGCUGCACUAAAUCAGUGCAGUAUUUUGGCAGUGAAUGAUCGAUGGCCCCUCAGAGAGCAGGGGAUCAGGCGGUACAACUUCUAUAUAGUGCAUUGUGUGUAAGUGUGUUUUUGUAUUUAUGGUCCCACGUGUGGUUUCUUCCUUCUCCUGUGGAAGUGAAUGAAAGUGCUGUGAGAGAAAUGAUCCCUCUAAUGCCUUAUAGCAUCUCCUGAACAUCCUUUGAAUAUAUGUGUGUGCUAAGCAUUUUGACGUGUGUGCAUUUCCACUCGUGUAGGAUGUUGGGUCAUGUUACCUUUUUGCCCUUUUGAUUGCUCCCCUUGAGCCUCGAUCCUCUCCGCUUUCCACUCUUGUCUUCCUCUCCCCAUGCGGCCUUAUCCCUGUGCUCCACAUACAUCCAGAUGUAUGUGCGCUGAAGGAUGUUGACAUUAGGAUGAACAUGAGGAAGGAGAGAUUGAGAGAGAGGUGGUAUCGGCAUCAACAAAAGAAAAAGAUGGGGAGUUAGAGAACUUCAUGGCUGUGUCUGGUUUAAACCUCUGCAUGUUUGAUAUCUAUCGAUGACCCAAGUUUGUCGUAUUCAAUACAGCAAGGGGACUAGUGCUGAUCAGACUCACACACCGCUUUCACAUGGCAGUGUAUUUUGAUUGAAUUAGAAAAACGUGCUCUAGGUCACACAUAACAACCUCCGCAUGAGCACAGUCAGUGCUGACGAUGAUGAAGAUGGUGAUGAUGAACUUGUGAUCAUAAAGUGUGAAGAGAGCAUGUCUUGCCAUAUUGAACAGGUGUGCAUGAGAAAGGCUCAGCUCGCCUCACUGACUCAGGAUGAAUCCUUGUUGGACUCUCUAUGAGAGUGGAGGGGGGAAAAAGGGUUUGGCUGUUUUACAUUAUUUAUAUUGCCUGCAUUAUUCCGCUUCUCUCUCAUCAAUAAACAUGGGCCACAUUUGGUGCACUGUGUCUUACUGCUUCUUGACACACACAGACAGGAUAACUAUUUUAUAUACUGUAACGUGUGUGUUACUGUAUUAGAAUACAGGAGUGUGUAAAACAUGAAUAAUGAUAAUGUUUAGAGAGAGAGUGUUGAAUAAGGUCAGCUGAUUCACCGGAUGUUUUUAUCUUGUAUUAUCUGCCUUUUUUCCCAUGAGGGGGGAAUUGGAAAGAACUGCAUGGUCACUAUUUGAUACUGAAGAUGUACAAAAACAGACACCUGAUAAAGAUGAUGAUAUCUAUGAGCAAUGCUGUGGGCUGUAUGCACAAGAAAACAUGUUUUAAGACAUUAGUACACCUUUGUAUCUUGCACACCUGAGGUCAAACUAAAAGAAAGCAAGCUAACAGAGAACACAUGAAGCUUAUGAUGAUGCUAUGGGAGAAUUGCUAAAGAGACCUGGAGGGCGCAGAGCAAAUGAAUGUUUGUGACUGCGAGGGUAAAUGAGAUCUAAGCAGUGUUGAGGAAUCUAAUGUAUCAGGAUUUUUUUGGUCAACUUUUAAAUGAGAUUGUCUUGGCCUUAUUCAGUAUCAGACCGGAGUCCCAGCGAUUUAGAGACGGGCAUGAUUGUCUUGUUUCAGAGUUUUUUUUUAAAACAUAUUUCUACGAACAUUUUUAUAUAGUUCAUUCAAAGUAUCAUUUUUUAAAUGAGCUUUUAUUUUUGGUAGAUAUUGUUUUAUCUUUUAUAUGGACUUUGAGGCAGAAAUACAUUCUGAAUGGGGGUGAAUUGAAACUACACUAUGCAAUAUAUUACUAGUUAUAGUUCAUGUUAUGUCACUUAGUUCUUGGUUUGAUCUACUAAAUGUUAUUAAAGCUAAUGAGUCCUCAGAAAGCUGUGUUCAUUCAGUUACUGCGUUGUCAUUUUGAAGAGAUUUAAAUUUGUGUUUAUGCAGUCAAAUAAAAUCUCCAUUUUCCAUGUAGAGCUGUUUAGAGUUUCAAAAACAUCAACUAAUAAUAAUAAUAAUAAUAAUAAUAUACAACAACAACAACAAUAAUAUACAACAACAACAACAACAAUAAUAAUAAUAAUAAUAUACAACAACAAUAACAAUAACAACAACAAUAAUAAUAAUGUACAACAGCUACAACAAUAAUAUACAACAACAACAACAACAACAACAACAAUAAUAAUAAUAAUAAUAAUAGUUAUAAACAAUAACAACAACAACAACAACAACGACAAUAACAAUAAUAAUAAUUAUAAUAAUAAACAAUAAUCACAAUAUACAACAACAACAACAACAACAACAACAACAACAACAACAACAACAACAACAACAACAAUAAUAAUAAUAAUAAUAAUAAUAAUAAUAAUAAUAAUAAUAAUAAUAAACAAAAAAAUAACAAUAUACAACAACAAUAAUAAUGUAUAAUAUCAUAAUAACAUUGAAAGACUAACCCUAUUUAUUAAGUAAUUUGUUGAUGGAGAUUAAAUUAGUCAACAGGUCAAGAUUCAAAACACUGCAACAAUAAAAAGCAACUUCAGAUUUUACAACAUGAUUAAAAAAGCAAUGAAAAGAAACACAACAACAUAAUUCAGUUUGAUAAAACAAGUAAGAUAAAAGUCAGAUAUCAAGUUUAAAUCAAAGCCAAUUUAAAAAGAUAUGUCUUGUUUUUUUGUUGCCUCACCUGGAUUCUUGUGGGGCAUUCCUUUAACCUCUAACAGGAAAGCAGUGGAAAAUGUAAGUGUUUGAGUGGGGACAUAAAAUGAAAGGCAGUCAGUGAUAUAUGAAGGUGCUAAAUUAUGUAAGGCCCUGUGGAUGAGUAAAAGGGCCUGAAAAUCAAUUCCUAAAGAAACUGUUUGCCAGUGCAGUGAUGUGAGCAGAGAAGAGAUGUGAUCUCUUUAUGUUUCAAAAGCCUUUUACCUGGAUCUUCUGUUAAUGUCCCUCUGAACUCUCUAAAUGUAUGCCUCUGACGCUCUAGAGUGGACCAGUAGACUCAGUACAGAAUUACACUCAUGAAGAGACACAGUGUGGUGUAACAAGUCUGAAACAGGAGGUAUGCAGCCACACUGUCUGAGUCUGAGUCCAAAAUACCACCCCAAAGUUGGGUUUCCUAGAACAAAAUACAAAACCAAGUCUUCUUUCCAACAUUUUGACUCAUGAGGAAGAAAUCUGACGCUCAAGUAUCACACAUAAUGUGGAUAUUGGAGGUUUGCUACAUCAGAAGUGCAGGACUUGAAUGGACAAGUGAAUAUUCGUUUUUUUUUCAUUAUUAUUAUUUCAGGAGUCCCAUUGAAAUUCAGAUUUUUUACAUUGAUUAGCAAGAUCAAAAUUUGAAUUGUGUGUGUGAGUGUUGAAGGCUGCAAAAAACUGGAAUAAAAACCCAAAGACUGGGGAACACGAGCAAAAGGAAGCAAAAUAGCUAACAAGCUCACUCAAAUGGGCCGGCUGAAAGCCUACAAGCUCCCACAAAAUGACACAUAACUACCCCGCUGAAGUGAGUGCAGACUCCUGAAAGAGAGAGCGGAUCAGACAGGCAGAGAGCAGAGGAUGUAGCAGCAUCUGUACGUGUUCCUGCCCUCGAAGCACCUGUAGGGAGGGAAGCGUCAACAUGAACUAGAGUUCUGAUGCAGGAGCAAGGCAGGAAAUGUCAAGAGAGGGGGAAAAAGGAGAAGUGAUUGAAAGGGAAAGCUGCAAAUAUGGAGCAGAGAGAGUGAGAGACAGAUGGAGGAAGAGAGCAAAUGCUAAAAAUGACAUUUGACAAAAAAGCAGGUGUAAGAAAAAGCCGGCAAGGAAAUGAGAAAGAGUGAAAUAGAAGAGUAGAGCAGGCAUUGAAAACAGAGAGAGGCAAAGAGGAAAGUAAAAACUGAGAGAAAGAAGGAGAUUGAAGGAGAGAGUCCUGUCUUAUUCACUUAUCAAUGAUUCAUCAUUAGUGCAGGUUUCAGUUUUCUCCUUGUUUGGUGGAGUUACACGCCUCCACCUCUCUUUCCCUCUCUCUUUCUCUCACAUGUACACAAAGCUCUUCACUGCUGAUCGAUCGAUAUGACACCCUCAAGGUCAGCAGAGCUCUAUUCUAGGCCUGAGGCUUUUCUGAGCAUGCCCAGCAGACCCACCACCCCCACCUCCUUCCCCUCCUCCUCCUCCUCCUCUUCUUCCUCUCCCUGCAGAAAAGCAGCUUUCGCCUCCAGCUUUUGAGGUUUUUGACGAAAUGCUGCUCACCCACUGGAGUUUUGGAAAGAAAGGAAAAAAUGAAUGAGUUGAACCACAAAGUGAAGAAGCUGAAAGAAUAUCUAUGGCUCUACUUUUAGACUCAGUAAAAAUUCUUCCAUAGACUGACAGAAAAAGAGUCAGGUUUGCUGUGUUUUAUAAGUGUAUAAAGGAGCGCUGUAUGAGAUUCUUGGUGCUGUUGAUCUUGUUCUUCACAUAAGUGUUUUGAUGUAAAUAGAGAUAUAAAAAGUUCUGGACUCCAGAAAAAGUUCUUGAUGAGCUGUUUUGGUUCAGACAAAGUUAAACAUUGAAAUACUACAUAUUAGACUUGUGUGGUUGAACAGAGAAAUAAACCAGGUUUUCAAAGAAACAUAAAUAAGUUUCUGCAUUGAGCACAUGUUACAUCUGCAUGUUAGACCUUAUACUAUCAUCUGAGUUUAUCUUAUAAGCAACGGCUGGUUAUUGUUUAAAAUUUUCUUCUAUCAUUUGAGAAGAAGAAUGUUUGAAAAGCAAGACUCAAAAUCUGUGAAACCUCAAAAAUAUAUUCCAGAUCAUUUAUUGUUUUGUUUGCGAAAACAGUGACUGGUGGUACCAACGAUUGCCUCUGGGAGGCAUUACUAAUCAAGCACCAUUCUGUUCAGUCCAACACUUGAAUUACCAAUCAAUCACAAUUUAACACUUUCAUAUUUAGAUUGGUUAACACAGGCCUUCAAUCGCUCUCUGUCAUUGUUCUUUAUUGUCUUAUGAAAGAAAGCAAACUAGUGUGAAAUCAGAAGAGCUGCAGAGAGAAGAUGAAGAGAACAUGGAGGGAUUUCUUUCAUAAACAGCCCGAUGUUAAUGAAAGCAUAAGUCAUGAAAUCGUCAUUGGCUAUGGUGAUAAACAGAUCAUUAUAAACAGACUGUAAUAAAUCUGUUGACAUCAGUGGAAAAUACACCAAUUAGUGUUUCAAAGAGGACUGUUUUUGCUUUGAGAUGUGAGUUAUGCUCACCUUUCUUGAGUACAAAACGAGCCAAAAACACGUUCUUUCAGCUUGCUAUCUCUCUUUCUCUCUCAAGUAUUGUCACUUGCUGUCUUGAACCAGCUUUCUUCAGGAGAGACAUGGUGCCGCAGCAUCACUCACUUGACUCUGUGUGGUCAGGUCAAUCCUGUCAGCUUGCACAGGGUCAAACUUUGCCAUCAUAUACAGGCUUCAGAGAAAGGCCCGCAUUUUUCCUCCUUGAAGGGUUACAAAUUGUGUUUAUUCAGUUUGAUCAUUCUUACUUCACUUACAAUGAACUUAAAGGUGGGGUAGGCAGGAUCUGAGGAAGUGCCAGUUUUGGGGAGAAAUCUUGAAUGUAAACUCUACCUCUCCCAACCAGUUUUCCCCUCAGCUGCUCCUCUCCCCUCCCUCUCUGCUCCAGCAAGCCCCGUCCACAAACAGAUGCUCCUGCUCACUCGUAUCAUUCUAAUUAAAUUCAGAUAUAAUGCAGAUAAAUACUUCAGAUGAUUACAAAUGGGGCCCAGUCAACGUGAAAGUACAAAGGAUUGACCCGGCUUUUUAGCUCUUGUCCGGUCUACCUCCGUUUUAAGAGCCCGUUAUUCCACCAGAGUCUCCAGUACUUACUUCAUUUUCUUGCUUGUGUUGGCAGUCAUGGCCAAAGGAGGAUUCAGUUUGGGCUCGUAAACGUUAUUCAAGCAUGUGGAGCGUACCUCACAACAUGAGGUUGCAGCGUCCGCCUCACAACCAAUCAGGUUGGGGGAGGCGGAGAACGGCUGUGUUUACAUUAAGAAAGAGCGGGCCGCUCAAAAAUUUUUAAAAUGUUGACUACACAGAUAUAACAAAACACAACGAUAUCGUUAUGUUCCCAAAUGUCACUAAUAACUAAUAGCUACUGACUGAUAUUAAAAGCUUUUUUGUAUAUACACCACAAAAAAGAUACUUCUUUAACAUAAUCCUACCUACCCCACCUUUUAAGAGAAAGACAAUGGUAUAUUUCCAUUGUAGGUUAUUCAGGGGCCCCCAGUCCCACUUUUCACCUAACCGUGAUGCCAAUCCUUGCAGGUAACGCUGUUUUUCCACACAAUUUGACUAUGAGCAAGCAUGGAGAGAGUGCCAAAUAUAAGACAUGCCAGAAGAAGAGUGAAGCACAGGGAUUCAGAGUCAGAUUUGUUUGUUAAGGCUUUCAUUUGUCAGGAUGCUGUCGGCCAUUCCACUCUCUUGGCAGAGCUGAAUGUGACAUUUAGCACUGCCUACACCAUCUCCAAAGAAGAGCUGGCCCCAUGUUAUCAUUAAGGACCGGAUACGGUUGCGCAUAAAUUAAGAAAUGAUGAAAGACAAUACGUGUUUAAUAAAUAUUUAUCAUUUCAAAAAGCGCAUUAGCUGAUGUAACUAGUCUGUAUAAUAAAAAGCAGCUGUUGACUGAUUAUUGUGAAAGGCGUGUAGAAUUACGGCGUGUAGAAUAACGUUUCAUCACAAAGCACUGCAUCACAUAUGUGGCAGAUACAGUCCACUCCUUUCGUCAUUGCUCCAACAGUAAUCAUGCUAUCGUUAUAUCUGAUGUCUGAGAUGAUAACUUUUGAUAGCUCUAAGAUUAUGUGAUGCCUGCAGGAUUCUGGGAACACAAAUGUCUGUAACUAAUUUCAUGACCUUUCUAAAUGGUGAGGUACAUUAAUUGCAAUCAAGUGACACAUGUGCUUUAGAGGAAUAUAAAUGACUGUAUAAUUCAGUGUUGGUCUAACCGAGCCGGCCUCUGCCAGCAUUAACCCGAGUGUGUGUUUGUAGGCCUGCAUAUGUCAGUGUCAACACUAGCCAGCAUUCUUUAUGCAUUUUUACCUAUCAUAAAUAAAAAAGACUUGUUUAAAGGGCAGAUGGUUAGAGAGUUAAAAUGAGGUUAUAACUGUCUGUCCCUCUACGGAUGUUUCCUUAGCAACUGUGACAGUGUGUUUUAAGGUCAGCGUAUUAUCUGAGGUGAAUGUCCUGAGCUGUGAUUCACUGAGGCGCUAUAUUGAAACUAGAGAUCAGGAAAUGUGACAACAAUAAUAUGAAGUUGUUUUUUUAAGAUUUCUUUGGUUUAAUUUUAGAGCAGAAAACGAAGAGGGGGUGUGGGUAUGGUCCUCAGGGACAGAGGCCUCAUGCUGGAAUUGAACCCAGCCCUCCCACGUGUAGCACAACUUUUACAUAUGGGACACAUAUCUAGACAGCUAGGCCAGAAAAUAGUAUUAAGAUAAGCAAUAUGAUAGUGUUUCAAUCUAAAGAGUUUAGAAUUGACUCAAGGGCAAAUUUUCACUUAAAAGUUAUACGGCAGGUUAUAAACUUGACUUAUAGAUCAGAAACUUUCCCUUCAGGUCUGCAUCACUAAGACAGUAGAAUAAUGACAAGUAUAAUGCAUCCCCUCAAAGGUCUAUUUUAUCUCAUUCAUUUACUUGGUAGUUCUGACUGCUCUCAUUUGAUGCUUUAUUGGACUAUUUUACAGCAACUAAUAACGCAUCCAUGGAUUUCAGCCAUUAACUGACUUCAAUAUUAUAUUUUUAUUAAAAAAACAAAGACUUGAGCACAAAAAAUGGAAAACUGAAGUCAUGUUAGGAAACCCUUCCUUUGACAGAAGUAGUAAUUGUUUCUGCUUCGAUCUAAAUGAAAAAGAGGCUUCUCUUCUUUAAGUUUAUAAUUUCAGUUUAUCCUGUGAUCCUUUUUGCUAUGCCUCGCGAUGAUGGAUAGAUAAUGAUAGAUAAAGGGUAUUAUCCUUGGCAGUGUUUAUCAUUUGACAUGUUGUCCUGAAUUGGGUUGAAGGGGAACAGUUUUGUUUGUUUGCAGAUUUGAGCACCGAGAGCUAGAGUAAGAAAAGACUCAAUGCCUAUGGCAGAUCCUGAGGGCAGUGAUUGUUUGAAGUGCUCUGAAAAUGGAAAUGGCUCUUUUCCAAUGUGAAACAUUGCCUGAAGACUUUGUCUGUGUGCUGCUUGGCUGCACUUUUUUUCUUUCUUUUUUGCAUUGCACUUUUUUGGUGAACAUUUAUUCUGAAUGGGUAUUAUUUUUAUGUUACAUAAGCUCCUUACAGACUUUCACAAAGUUCCUGAAAAUUUGCCAAAAAUAUACAGGUGAGAUGUACCUGUGAACUUACACAGCUGGUAAAUUUCUUGAUUAUUAAUGUUAUCCUUUAGGAACAGGCAAAAUGUUUCAGUUCACUCAUGAGAAACUUGUGUUGAAGAUUUUAGGAGCGGUGUAUUCAGUCCACUGUUAUCCUCUAUUGCUUAAUAUGUAGAUACAGAAACAUUCUGAUUUAACAUACAAAACCUUUGUCGUGUUUUUGAUCAGAUCUAUGGUGAUACUGAAAAAAUAGAUUUGCCAUUUGCAGAUGUUAACUUUAUAGACUUUUGGCAUUAAUGAGCUGCCAUCUUCUGUUUUUAUGCAGAUGUGUGUUAAGUUGACUUGAAGUUGAAUUGUUUCCCUCACCAGUCAGCUCUUAAAUUACUCAACGAUCACUUCAGAUAUAGUUUUAUAGCUGUUGGUGCUACUUUACCCUUCAUGCUUUAAUAGGGGUCUAAAUGGGGUGUGUGAGGACCCCAUGUGUGAAAUCAGAUACAGAUCGAUCAAAAGGCUCAUGAAACUGUUUUGAAAAGGCCAAGACUUGUUGGUGGUCUGAGUCAGAGAAAGUAAAGACAGGGACGAUCAGCUGGUGUCUCUGUCUCCUCAGUGUUAUCAAGAAGUCUAUUGUGUGGUCGUACAUCAUUUCCGGCCUCAUAUUGGUCAGUCUGACCUUUACCAACAGUCAGAGCAGGGAGGAAUUACAUGGCUGUGACUACAAAGGAAGUGUAGGACCAGGGUUUUAUUUGGAAAGGAAAAGAAAUAACCAGGAGCAGCUACAACCGUAACCGUUUUGGAACAUAGGGGGUUUAAAAUCUGAUUACUAUCCACUUCAAGACAGACGGGCUUUAUAACAGGAAGAGUGACAUCAUUUUAUAUCCCCACUCUGAAAAUCAGAGAAAACAAAUGGACUUUAAAUGGUCAUACAAGGAAAUCAGCUGGGUCAGCACAUGGCUUAUCUGCAUAUUUAGAUUCAUAUUUAUCUUCAUAUGUGGGACAUUAAAGGUAAAAAAAAAACAAAAAAACCUGGGAUGAGACAUUUUGUGGCGGCAGCUUUCAUUUGUAUAAUGAAAACCACUUACCUUUAAUGUAAUUUUCUGAUGUCUUUUUCCCCCCUGACUAUAAAUCAAGAUGGAAGAAAUGGUUUGAUUGUCAUUUAAUUCAGGGCUUUUAUUUUUCAACCACCACUGAGGCUGUUGCUCAAGUAUUUUCUGAUAUUUGGAAGAGGGUUUCAGAUGAGGAAGCAACUAAGACCUAUGUACAGUGAUUUCAUCUACGUCUACAUGGUUCUUGUCUUGAAAAUAAUUCUCCUUUUUUGACCUCCGGUGCUUAUAAUCAUCCUGUUAUAUAUUGGUUUUCCUGGUUUCCACAGGUUGCAUGAUAAAUCAUCAUCAACUUCUGCCAGCUCACUCGCCUGUGGUGAAAUUUUCAGAAUAUUUCCUGCUGUGUUCCCACAUCAGCUGACCCUGACUCUCCAGGAAAAUGUGACAUGGCAGGAAAAUAUCCUUUGGAAAUUGAGUUGAAAAUUUUUGGCUGUUUGCAGUCUCGCAUGCAGCCUUCCGAAUAAAGCUUCAGGAGUUUUGUGAGGCCCAUUUGGGAAUCCUACACUUACAGUUGUACAUAAAAUGAAAGAUUUCUGCGUAAUUUAUGGUUGAGAAAAUGCCUCAGUAGCACUUAAAUGCUAGGUAAACAUUUUGUGUUUUGUCAACUUGAAUGAGAUCAGAUGGAAGUCUGUUCUCCCUUGUGGAGGAACAGACAACGUAAACAAAUAAGAUCCAUCUCUUUCCAGGCCAGUCCUUGUCAGCUUUUUAUCACAUUUAUUUCUACUGAAAUCUUUUCAAGCUCAUUAACAGAAGCAGUUUCAGAACGUCGCUGAGUCCAUAUAUCCAAGUUGGAAACAAAGUACAACUUUUAGGUACUUUUGUUUCACUUUGUACUUCUACUCACAUGUCGAGAAUAAAAGGAUGCCCCUUUUUAUACCUUUAUUUUGACAGGACAGCUAAAGAGAAACAGUAAAGUAGGGGAGGAAAGUGAGGUAGACUUAUGUAUCAAGAGCUGAAAUCUGGAGCCACAUCUGCAGGUUGUGUAACAAGGACUGUAGUCUCAGUUAAUCAAGACAACACUACUAGAUAAUGCUGCUGAUUCCUGGUUUCCCUCUCCGACAAAAGUCAGCAGAGGCUCUAUUAUCAGAUGGCUCUAAAGAUUUUCUAUAGUGUGGUGGGAGGUGUGUAAAGAGAGAUAAUUCUGCACUUGAGAUCAUCCACUUGAAACUUGACAUAGUAAAUAUUGAACACAUUCAAUGUAGCAGUGUAAGAUGACUGUCUUACACGAUAUUCAAGGUUUCUGCCUGUUAAAGGAAGUUUUUCCUCUCCAUUGUAACUUGCUGCAUAGUGCUACACUCAUAUGGUUGAAGAUGGGAUGGGAGUGGGUCUGAUCUUCCAAAAUUAAGACUGAUCUAUCACAAUGUGAACACAAAACAAAAAGGGGAGGACCCAAGUGCAGAGCUUCAAAUAAUUUAUUGAAUCAAAGACUAAACAUGGAGCAACAAAAACUUACUUAAACAGAAAAUGUUCAAUAAAUCCAAAACUCAAGGAAGAAAAUCCAAUGAAACAAAAAAAGCACUGAGGAAAAAAAGGGCAUCAGGUAGGGAUUGACAGAGACAUACAUACAUUAAAGCAACAACAAGAGAACGCUACACAGAGAUUCAAUAGACAGAGUAACUAAUAACAAGAGGCAGGUGAGACAUGAGGACACAGGUGCAGACAAUCACUAAAGAGGGAAAACUGAGGAAGUAAAUGUGGACUAGACACACAGGGAUCAACUACUACAAAAUAAAAUAGGAAGUCAAACUGAACCGGACACACAAGAGUAGGAACUACAUAAUAAAACAGAAAACACUGAAAACUGAUCUGAAGAAUAAAACACUGAGAACACAAAGACAAACUGAAAACUCACAAAACAGGAUCACAGGGGACAGAAACACUAUCGAGAAAAUACACAGAAAAUACAACAAAAUUACAAAACCAGGAAAAAACUCAACAUGAACAUAUCAUAACAUGAUUGAUUGAUUAAACAUAUACAGUCAGAAAUCCUUAAGUAGGAACCCUGAGGAUGCACUUUGAACAUAAUGGAAGUCUAUCGGGAAGAAAGCUGAGUAAAGAAGGAAGCACAAGAAAUGCAAACCUGUUAAAUCCGUCAUUAUUUGUUUUCAUUUGUGGGUCUUUGAUGAUUUCAGGAUCGGUUAAGACUGGAUUACUAUAUUGUUUCAUAGUAAUUGAUAGAUUAAGGAUUUAAAGGUAAAAUUUAGCUGGUAAAAGAUGCGCUAAAUUCAUUGUAGCCUGAUAAAAACUCAAUUUCAAAUUACUUCAGACAGUUAUCCAGCAUGAAAAUCUAGAUGCUGCAGAUCAAAACACGAGCAUUUUACGAGUUUAAGUCCACGGCCUUGAGUGUUAUUCUGUUUUAGUUGAGUCAUCAGCUUUAACCUUGAAGUUAUGCAAAUCCACUGCUCUGCUCUUUGUGUGUGUAGACAAUUACACUGCAUGUACAUCAUGUCAGUGUGAUUUUUCCCUUAGUCGGAGUGACAGUGUGUUGUUGCUCAAGGUCCUGCAUCCUGCUCAGUAAAUGUCACUGCUGCCAGAAAGUGUGUAUGUGCACGCUGCAUCAAUGUGCCUUUUAGUUGGCAGUACAGUGAAUGUCUGUAUGAUCGGCUCUAUGUUAAUGAGGCUUUCGCUAUCGAUCAACACCUCGUCCUCCUGCACUUGAGCACAUACUCGAGCCACCGAGAGGCAAAAACAUACACUAAAGUCCCGGUGUUUUCUGAAUAUGUAUGAGAUCGGGCAUAGGGACCUGCCAAUAUCAUUCAGUGUGUCUUGUUUUUUUCUCACAUAUUUCACAUUUGUGUGGUAUUUUUUUGCACAGCAGGAGAGGAAAGAGAGAGGAGGGGAGAAGGUGGAGUUGGGAGGGGGGAGCAGCAGCACUGAGCACUAUAACAGAUAGAGGUUUAUUGAUGGAUCAGUGGAUCGUUUGCCUGUCCAGACUGAGCCAGAAUGCUUUGGCCCUGCCUUCCCAUCACUGCCUAAUGCUACGUUCAGCAGCGCAGCUCUCUGCAAUGUGUGUGUCUGUAGGUGUGUGUGUGUGUGUUUGGAAGAGACAUAGUUAAUGGGGGCUGAGGGAGUGUGUAUCAGUGAGUGACAGCAUUGUAGUAGGUGUGUGAAGGAUGGAGAAAGGCAAAGCAAAAAUGGGACAGAGGCAGAGAAGUUUAGUAUUACUGUGGAAAAGGUGUGUUUUUUGUGUCUGAGAGGCAGACAAUCAGUCAAAGGCUUUUGUUUUUUUUCUCUCGCACAUAAAUACUUGUUCGCACCUGCAUAAUGUCUUUCAAAGGCUUGAGUUUCAGUACAGCCAGAUCUUGUUUAUACAACUACAGUACAUGUGCUUGAAACUCUAGAGAGCCAUCUCUGAUUUAUUACCUCUUUUCCCUUCUUCUCUCGAGCCAAAAGCUUAAUGAAAAACAAACCUAAGUAUUUCCUGAGAACAUGUUGAUUCUGCAGGACAGUCCGGCUCUCAUUUUCAGUCUAAAUGAGGAUCAACAUCACAACUCAGCAGGUAUGAUAACUAAAGGAAAUGUCUCUAUUGAGGUUAUAAAAUUUUUAUCUAAACCCUGCAAGUUUUAACUGUAAAUUUUACACAAGAGCUCAGUGAUGGGCUUAGAUCAUAUUUAGGAGUCUUGUCAAGCACUUAACAAGAUUUAUUUUGUUAAAGGGGGAGUAUUUAAGCUUUUUUUCUGACUCCGUUUUAGCUGUUGUCUCUUUAAGGCAGAAGCAUAGAUGACCCAGUAAGGAGAGUCUAUAAUUCUUACGUCAGGAUUCUGGUAAAUCUGGCACAUAAACUACAGCCUCCCAUUUUGAUCUUGGAUCUCAAUGGGACAAACUUGGUUGAUUAAAGAUUAUAAAUAAAUAAAUAAAUUUUCAUGCAUUUGUCCGAGAUGUGAGCAGUUUACAUCUGCUUUCUCAGAUUAUGACAAAAAACGUUUAACUUGUGAUUUGAAACUUUGCAAACAUCAAGUACAGACACCAAACAUGAUAACUAAAAGUGAAAUUUAGCUCCUAUAGUGGCUGAAAACAGCUUUUGAGCAUCCUGAGCUUCAUUAACACCUCAGCAAAGAUAUAGGCUGGCUGACCAUCCAAUUGGUGCCAUGGUAAAGGAGCCCUAGUCCAAGUGUAUAAAUGAGUGUACAUUUUAGAAGCUGUUAUUAAACCAUUUUUAUUGAUUUUAGAGGAAUAAUAAUUUGAGAUACUGGAUUUCUGUUCUUCAUGAGCUAUAAGCCAAAAUCAACAAAAUUGAGACAAAAACGAAGAUGUGAAAGUAUUUUUUAUUAAACUACGGAAAGAAUAACUUUUUUCAUGGUAUUCUGAUUCGUUGAGACAAUAAUAACCUAUCUGUAUUUUGUAUUGACAUAUUAGUAAAUGAAUCUUCUCUGCAGAGAAAACCAGUUAUGCAAAAUUUGUUUUAACAAUGAUGACUACUCCCAAGUUGCAAAUCCAAAAAUCAGUUUUAUUUUUUUUUCCAUAAGUUUGCAUUUCUAAUUUGUUUACCUUUUUAUUGUUUAAGAUAAUGUAAAUGUUUCUUUCUUCAUAGCAUUGUUUUCAGUAAUCAGGCAAUCUGUAGAUAUUUCUUUAGAUAUCCUAAACUUUAGAGAAGAAUAAACUUUUGCUCGUCAAAAGGAUAACCUUUAGGUUCAUGUUUCCAGCAGAUGACCCCAAUCAUGAGGUUAUCUGGUCUUUUUAUUUCCUUGCUGGGAAACAGUAAGAUGAGAGGUCGACCGAAUAGACUGAGCAAUUCAAGGGUCUGUGUUGUGGUCCGAUCGGUGUAACAGUGACAUUUCUCCUGACGGGUUUAAUUUGUGUCUUUUUGCAGCCGUGUCCUGUUGAGGUUGAGUUGGUGUGACUGUUAGUUAAGUGCUUUCACAAUUUGAGAUUACAACUCAAUCCCUGGGCAAAAGAGUUCACAGACAAGAGUCUACAAGAGUGAGUGGAAAUCAACAAGUGCAAAGUAUAUUGCCAGACUAUAGUGAAGUAGAAAAUGAGUUACAUAUGUUACCAGUGAACAUUUUUCUGCAAAAAUGUGCAUCAAAAAUUUUCAUUUUGUCAGGAUUGUCAUUUGAGAACAUUUCCUCUUUUUGUUGAUAAAGUGCUUCUCUAGAUUUCCAGGAUGUAUUGUUUAUAUUGAUUGGUUACAUAGCUGUAUUAAAUGUAGUGUACUUUCUCUGACCCUUCCUCUAGGGAAACAGUUUGGGUUUAAGUAUCUUGUCGAAGGACGAUCUGUCAAAGGUGGGGUAGGCAGGAUCUGAGGAAGUGACAGCUCCUCCUCUCCCCUCCCUCUCUGCUCCAGCAAGCCCCGCCCACAAACAGACGCUCUUGCUCGUAGCAUUUCAAUUAAAUUCAGAUAUAAUGCAGAUAAAUAUGUCAGAUAAUUAUAAAUGGGGCCUAGUCAAUGUGAAAGUAAAAAGCAUUGGUGCUACUGUAGAUGCCAAUAGACUACCAGCAAACACAAUGUUUGCAGGACUUCUACAACUAGAAUAAAGUGACAUAGUCCAGGACCUGAGCUAAACAGUUUAGCGGCGCUACAACAUGCUACAGCAGGUCCCGUUUGACAAGAAACACUUCUGUUACAGACACUUGGCUUACUUUGUUAAAGCGGUUUACCUGUCCAGCAGAAAGGUUACAGGGUCGGUAAGAUCCCGAAGCAUCCCCCAUCGACACGGCUUUUUAGCUCUUGUCCGGUCUACCUCCGUUUUAAGCGCAUGUUAUUCUGCCAAAGUCUCCGGUAUUUACUUUGUUUUCUUGCUUUUGUCAGCAGUUGUGGCCAAAGGAGGAUUCAGACAUUUUUCUGUACUUUCUGGUUGGUUUCUACUGUUCGAUAUUGUAGCACGCUAAAUUUGUUUGGGCUCGUGAACGUUAAUCGAGAACGUUGAGCGUCCCUCACAACCAAUCAGCACUAAGGAGCAGCAUCCGCCUCAAAACCAAUCAGGUUGGGGGAGGCGGAGAACGGCUUUGUUUACAGUUAGAAAGAGUGGGCCGCUCAAAAAAUUUAAAAUGUUGACUACACAGACACAACAAAACACAGUGAUAUUGUGAUAUUACCAAAUGUCAUCAGUAACUAAUAGCUAUUGACUGAUAUUAAAAGCUUUUUUUGUAUAUACACCACAAAAAAGAUGCUUCUUUAACGUACUCCUGCCUACCCCACUUUUAAGUGGACAGCAGGUCCUGGGUAUAAACCCCUCAACCUUCUGACUGAGAGCCCCCCAUCUGCAAUCACCACAGGACGACAGAGAGCAUAUGAUUUUGUUUGAGACAUCAGCAAAUGAAUUUGUCAGAUGGUGGAGGUAAAUCUGUGAAGAAGUAAUAAAGCCAUCUGUUUGUGAGUAUUUGUGAAGUCUUUGCUCAUGUUCAUACCUGCAUGGAGUCUAACAGAUUUCAGUUUUUGGACAAAGCAGCCAGUCCUGAUCCUGCAUGUUAGCAGCCUCAGACUGCAGCCAACUGGAUUUAUUAUUGUGUUUUUUUCUUCAAAGUUCAGUCUGUGGUCUCGUGCCAAGACCCACCGUUCUGCUGAGCUGUCCCUGGGUUUCUUAGCUGACAUAAGACAUCCGACAAGAAAUACUCCACAAGCAGGCAGAGAUUUCUGAAGCCAACCUGCACAGAAAAACAAACACAUGUUCAGGGAAAAUGAUGCUCAAACAGACAGAUGGUGCUGUGAAUACAGUCAAAACAAUGAGAGAAAUAUAUCUGUUUGUGUUUGUGUGCAGUAAUCCUCAAAAUGAAUGAAAGAGCAUAUUUAAGUAGAAGCUGGAUCACACAAAUCCAUUUUGCAAAAUUCACAUUUAAACCAUUUCUCAAGAUAAAGAAACUGUUCGAGCUGCUGCUAUAACUUACCUUUUAUGUCAGUGAAACUGUAUAUUCUUGACAGUAGUACUUACUGGGUGUUUUAAGUAUUUAAAAAGAAGCCUUUAGAUUGAAAUGUCAAAACCUGAAACCUCAAACAUGAACAUUAAACAGCUGAGGAUCUGCUUUAUUUGCUGAAAUGGAUUUCAGUACCUACAGGAUGAAGCCUGAAUGAAUAGUUGUUCAUGAAGACCCGAGUUGUGCGUGUGUGUGGUUGUCAGAAGGUCUGUAGCGUGACAUGGUCGACUUCCGUUGCCCAUCGCAUGCUGUUGCCAUGGCAACCUGCGUCAUUGCCAACCUGCGCUGCUGCUCCAAAACUAAAUCAUUAUCACUAGCUGAGUCUGGAAGGGGAGUGAAUCACUACCUUCAGUUGAACACACACACACACACACGCACUCACACACUCACACACUCAUGUACACGUGGAGCAACACCUGGGACCGGAUAGAGCCAGCAGUAGAGCUGGAGACGGCGGCAGACAAAGGAUGCCACGUCGUAAAGCCCUUGGUCACUUCUGUAUCACGCUGCUUCAAACUGGGGGAUCUUUUGCCCUUUUUACUGUCUUUGUUUAUUAAGUGAGUCAUCAGAGAGAAAGUAUUUUCACUCCUACAGGCACUGAGGGUGAUUGGCAGACAGACACGGCUCUGAUUUGGAUUCUGAAGGUUAAAAUUGUGGCUCUGAAUUGGCCUGCUUUGAGAUCCUGAAGAGGGAAGGAACUGGCAGAACACAUGCUAAAAUGAAUUUCUCAUGACAGUUGGUAAAAAAGCUGCUGCUCUAUAAAAAAUGAAGGUGUUAUAUUGAUAAAAAAAGAAGUCUAAAAUGAUAAACACAAUGACUGUGACUUUCCUGCAUCUGUAUAUGAAUUUUCUGGUCAGGAACUUGGACCCUGACCCAGUUCUCUUCUUGCUGAAUGCAUAAACCAUCACAUGGAAACCUUCUGCAAAACCAAUAAGCACCUCAGAUGCAGGAUUUCUGUGCUGUGCCGGGGUAUUUUUAAUCCAUUUAACUGCCACUGCUCAGGCACACAAGUAUUCAGCUAAAUUAUUUGGUCAGAGGUGCAAAAUAUAGAGCCCUAGGUGCAACUCAGGUCACUAUGGCACCAUGUAAAGAAAGGGGUUUUUAACAAAAGUUCCCCCAAAGGGGAUAUUAAUGCAAGGUUUUUGUCUUUCUUGUCAUUUCCUUGUGGCAGCUCAGUGAGUGUUAGUGACAAGAUUGUGUUGUUUUGCGUCUGUCUUUAGUCCGCUGACAAUCUCAAUAUACAUUUCUCCGUUUUUCCUCAAAAAAGAAAUGACAAUCCCAGCUGGGGAGGGAUGGUGGUGUAUGUUUGUGUGUGUGUGCGAGAGCGAGAGAGAGAAGGAAGGGUUGUUGUUUUUGGCUGGCCUCAGUCUGCUCUUUAUCAUAAAGAGUCAGCUGCCUGGGAUGGUUUUCUCCUUUACAUCCCCCCUCUGACAGAUGUCAGCCAUUACUUUCUUGCUCUUACUGUAUGUCAUCCGCACAGGCUUCCUAAUUACACAUCCUUCUCCCUCAAACCUGCAGCAGCAGAGGGGAGAUUACUUUUUUAAAGGACACAACAUGUCUGUAUAGUAACUGUCUGAUGAGACCCAACCUGGAUGUAUCCCUCAGUUUUGUCUGUUUAUUCAUUAGCGCUGUGCCUCUGUUUGAGUGAGCAAACACAGCUGGUAAUAGAGGAUGAGUAUCACUUCGAUCCCAGACUCUCCUUACCCCUGGUUCUCAUUAGUUUGUGUAUUGGAGCUGUGGGAGUUACACUGUAGCCCCUACACUAAUUAUUUGAGUCCAGUUAAGGACUUCAGGGCCAUCCAGAGCAGAAUUACAUCCAUAUAUCACAUCCCCACCUGGUGGAUUCCUUGUAAUCUUCACAUUCAGCGCUCACGAACAAAGCUGGGAAGCACGUUUUCAAUUAUGUGGACCAUUAACAGAGUCUACGGUUCACACUUUCUUUUCUCAAGCAAAAGUUUAUUUUUCCCCCUCAUUUUAACAGUGUGGUUGUCCUACAUGGAUACUGUCAAAACAUUUUCUCUAGAUGUAUAAAAACAUUGACACCAAGCCUAAAAAGUACUACCUUGUUUUCCUCAUAGCACAGGUGUGGUAUUAAAAUUAAUUAAUGCUUAUCACAUCUUCAGAUUUAAAAAAAACGGAAGAUUUUUAGAUGAUAACAAUAUAAAAUGUAGGUAAGUUACAUUUCAAACACCGUUAUUAAAUUAGAACCUCCUACAAAUCAGUAAAGCAGUUUUGAAUAUGUAAUUGUUGUUGUUCUGUGUGAAGUCUCAACAGGAUAACGUCACUCUCACUUAAGUAAAGAUACUGAGCACAGCCUAUUCGAUUCAUAACUUUUGAAUCUGGUCACAGACUGAUGCGUGUUAAACUCUUAUUAAGCACCAAUUCCCAUAGCAUCAGGCGGCACAAAAUUUGCCCGGUUAUUAAAGUUGCUUUAAUGUUAUGAGGUUUUAUUAUUUUUUGAAUGCUUUGGGCCUUUUGUUUUUGUUUCCAGUUGAGCUUUGAUUAGUUUUUGAGGCCAGAUUUUAAGUUAGUUUUCAUUUUUUUGAAAAGUGAACCAAUGUGGGAUAAUUGUUAAGAGGCAACACCUAAGCUAAAAUCAACCACAUGAACAGUGGCACAACACAAAUGCACAGAUAAAUGCUAUUUAUUGGGGUUACUUACUUUAUGCCAUGCACCCCAGCAUUACCAAUGUCAAGGCUGGACCGGCUCAGUUGAAAAAGGCCGGACAUGCCCCUGCUUGUUAGUGCAUACCUUACACAAUACGUGGAGUAUUUAUAUCCAUAUUUAUACUAUAUUUAUGUUUAUGUUUGAGUGUAAGCAACUAAACUCUUCUUUUUUUAAACUCGGCCUUGUUUUCUUUCCCGUGAGGACCAUUUAGCAAGAACUUCCUUCAGUACAAACAACACCUUGCAUCCAAAGCUUAAUAAUCUCCAAAAACAUACGUGAGUAUUUCCACGUCGUUAAACAGUAAUGUCUCAACUGCCUUUGCUGGCAAACACUUCCCUUUGCAGGCUUUGCAUUUUUAGCGUUGCUGCACAAAAUCAAUCGACACGUAACAGAAACCCCGAGGACACAAAGUUGCUGCAUGAAAUUAAAUUGGAACCACCGCUGUGACACACCUGGAAUAAGACUUUUAUCCUCUCUUUACCUUGUCUUAUCUCUCUCCUCUCAGCUGCUUGAUGUUUUACGAGUCAGGACUCUCUUCCCUUUCAAACAGCAUUCUCCUCACACACAAACUCAAGCUACAGGUUUUCUGAUGACAUUUCUCAUUUUCUCUCAGAUAUUUGGAAUGCAUUUGAACUUUUAAUACCACAUCCAGCAGGGAGGUUUUAUUUCUCCUGGCUGGCUCAGUCUCUGUCGUAAACUGACAGGUUUGUAAUGUACACAUAAUCCUCCGACACUGAUAAGGCUGUUAUGUUAGCUGGCACAGACUCCUGCAGCAAGGUGCCAGAUGUUGGUAUCGGCCUGUUAUUUAAAAAGGCGUGCAGUGCAUUAUCUUUAAUGAAUUAUAAAUGUGUCUGUUUGCACGGGCAUGACAAGGAGUUAAAAUCUCUGGAUAUCUUGAACAGCACAUUGUGCUGUCUCUGCUGUGAGGUGCUAUUAAAAGUAAGCAUAAGUAUGUCCAUUGAUUGAGGCACAGUAAGAAGGUUAGAGGCAAUAAACUGAAGUUCAGAUGUGUGCGCGAUCAAUGAGUUUAUUGUUCAUGUUUCUGUAAAAGGUCACCUCUCACCUCUCUGAGUAAACUGUUUUUUUUUCUUCUUCUCAAAUAAGCACUUUACUGGGAAGCUGCUCAGCUGUGGAUCUGCGUGAAAUAUCAGAGUGACUGUGACCUUUGCUGCAAAAGUGAUAAAUAAACAUACUCAACAAUAACACACACAGUGGAGUGUGUGCACCACUUAAACUAUUAAGUUUUCCUAAGUACAGUAAUGCAUAUAAUUGGAUCUUGCCUCCUUCAGCUGUUUUUUAUCAUUUAGCGCAUGUACAAACAUUUGCAUGCUAACAAGCUGAACUCGUUGGCAUGCAAACAAGUUCGGAGGACCGGACUCUGUCAAAAACCAUAUUACAUGUAGCCUGUUUGCCAUAUUAGCAGCUGUUAAUGCUGCUGAAAUGAGUGAUGGGAACGGCGGUUCUUUUAGAUGUACUGAAUCACUAGACUCAGUCCACUAAAAAGAUUUGUUCAAAAGAUUUAUUCACCAAAUCACUGAAUCACUAAGCACUUGGGAGGGAGAGACCUGCGACCUCCACCUCCUGAACUGAUACACAGCUGAACGUUUCAGGAUUCAGUUCAAUUCAUAGUUUCUGGGACCGGGAGACGAGAGUGUUUGGCUGUGUUGCUUUGGCAAAAGUCAUGAUGUUUUAAGUGCUCUGUCCUAUUGUACGCCAUUUAUCAGGUCUGCUCAGUAAAUUGGGCUCAGUGAGUGAUUCGUUCACUGAAUGUUUAGAAGAAUUUAUACUGAACAUGCACCGUUCCCUCGCAAACUGCUGCAAUGAUUGGAUGCUGCGAGUUUAAUGCACUACUUGUUACAUGCUGUGUCCUAUUGUAUGCGAGUUGUUGUGGUGGCAAUUUAGCAGUGAAAAAAAAAAGGGUACUUUUGUCUGACAAAAAAAGAUUCCAGAUAGUGUAGUUAAAGUGCCGGCUGCUGGCCUGACAAUGCUGUUUCUCACUUCAGCUCAACUUAAGUGAGAAACGAACGAAUAACUCGAGGAAGUGAUUCGGUUCAGUACAUUCACUUAAAAGAUUUUGUUCUUUUGAAUGAAUCGUUCGCAAAUGACACAUAACUGGCUGAAAUGUGAGUUAAAGAUAUGUGAAGCAGAAGAAGAAGAAGAAGGAGAAGAAGAAGAAGAAGCAUGACUAACUGGGAAGCAAAUGUGUUUUUUUGGGUCAAGGUGCCAACAGCAGGAGGUUGUUGUUGAAUGCUCUUUUCCUGGACCACCUGUGUACAGUUUUGUGGAUAUAGUCUUUUGAAAAACUUUCACACAUAAGUCUGCAUAAUCGUCCAAGUCCUGAACCCUGCAGUGAUGCAGAGGGGAUGCUCCAUGUCAAGGACAAUCACUAUCACCAUCAAAGCUCUGCUUUAAAUAUAAUUUCAUUACUGCUAUUGUUAGGCUUGACUAUAGUCCAAAAAUGGCCGUUGAUGUGAAGUCACUAAUGCUGUUCGAGGUCAGGAAGACUGUUGCUGCUCUGUUGUCACACCAUAAUGCUCACUUACUAAACCUCUCUGUUCUAAUACUAGUUUGUCUAACCUGGAAAUGUCUUCGUCUCUCCAAGUGAUGGAUGGAAAAACAAUACAAGGACAUUAGCUUGAAUUUUUUUUUGUUUUUUGUUUACAAAUUGGCAAAAACUCACAAAUUGAAGAACCAGAAAUUUAUUACAAAAAAGUGCUGCAAAACCUUCUUGUUUUCUUUCUCCAUCCUGUAAGACAGAGUGAGGAGACACUGAUUUAUAACAAAUACUAAACAAAAUCAAAUAUCUCCUGUACUGACGCCACCGGCACCUAAAGCUCUCUUUUCCUUUUACUCUUUAUUUUAUCAUUCAUUACUUUAUAUCUAUUAUUACUUUAUUCUGAUUUAUGAUUUUUUUUUCUUUGUGUUAUAGUUGAUUUGUUUUUGUUAUUGUUUAUGUUUUUUGUGUUUCCCUUCAGGCUGUGCGUUGUUUCAGAACAUCCCGGUGGAGGUGGUCUCACGCUAACAGACGGACGCACAAGAGACUAUAAGAAAGAGAGAGAGAGAGAGAGAGAGAGAGAGAGAGAGAGAGAGAUUGCUUGAAUGUUAGUGUGAAUCUGUGUGUGUCAUCAUAUGACUGUGUGUGUGUAUUUAUGAGGAGGACAUAGGAUGUGAUAUAGGAGUGAAUGAAAAAUGACGGAAAUGGUGAUAAAAAAAUUAAAAGUAAACAAAAAAAAGGCAUAAAUAAAAAGAUAAAUAAUUCAAUAAAAAUAGUGGACCUGUGGGGGGUUACAGAAUUGAGCAAAAAAACACAGACCAGCACACACACACACACACACACACACACACACACACACACACACACACACACACACACACACACACACACAGUGGUCAGGUGCCCAUUAUAAGAAUGUGACGAUGGAAGAAGCAGGUAGAGCCCAGAGACCCUGAUCAACCAAUCACAGAGAGCUUUCAGAGAGACAUAAAAGCUUCCCAUUGGAUGAAUUAUUCAGCUCAGAGGGACAGAGACAACCAUUAACCUACAUCUUCCCUAAUACACACACACACACACACACACACACACACACAGGAGAUUAAGGCACCUUGAAGUUCAUCCAAAUUUUCCUUGCUGCACACUAAACAAGUCUUUCUCCUGGGUACAAAAUUCUGACUUGAAAAAAAACCUUUUCUUUUUUUUAGCAUUGUGUAAAUCCUGACCAUCCUCACUGUCUAGACCCGUAAUGUCCCUUUAUGAUAAUACCAAAUCCAGAUGCUCAGACAUUCAGCCGCUGCAGGGGCUCUGGGUGAUCCUGCUGUACCGAAACAACAGUGAGAAAUCAGUUUGAAGAAGUUUUGAGGCUCAUUAAAAACAUAAACCACAAAUACUUAGUGGUCUAAGGGGGGAAAAGUGCCUUUGAAGAAAAAAGUGAUUUUGUGUGGGUUUGACAGAUGCAUCCUGUUAGUGUGUCAUCUGCACUACGGCGAGUCCGAGUUUGAUCGAGUCAUAAAAGUGAUCAGAGAUAUGGGAAAGCCUCACUUUCAGUUCCUUUGCUCUUUUGUGCAAUAAUGUUGAAAAGAAAAGCUACAUAAGUGAUGAGUGUGGCAGUUUUUUUUUCAAGAGGCAGAGAUCUCUACCUGACUGCUUUGGAGGCAAAUUAGUUUUGCAGGUAUUCACAGCACCUGUCAAAACAUCCCGCACAUCCACCGCAAAACAUAUUUUUUCCUUCUCCCUCCCUCUGCCAACAGCUCUGUUAUCCUAGUGCAUUAGUGGCUCUAUAAAUCAAAGUAUGCUGGCAAAGGUUUUUGGGGGGGAAAUGGUUUUGUGGUGCAAGAUGUUAAAUACGUAACAGACCUUGUAUUUAACUUAUUAUGGAACAUGCAACCUGUCAGUGUCCGAUUCAGACUCGCAGGAUCAUAAAGAGAAGUCUGUCUGUUAAAUUAAUCAUUGGUUUGCUUCCCACCCACCCAGUUUCUCACUGAAAGACACAUGCAGCCAUGCAUAAAAAUCUGUCUAUGACAGAACAUAUGUGCACUCCCAGAUACUUAAGAUUAAAUAUAUACUGUACAUAAAAGACUCUAUAGACUAAAAUGUAGACUCUUAAAGGUUUUUUUUUAAAUGUUCAAUGUUGUCCACAAAUAAUAACAAACCAUAAUAAUGCUGUGCAUCUCAGUGACAACAUAGAGACUGAUUAUACAAAUGUGCACAUGAAUAAAUGAUUACACACACAUGUCAAGUGCUUAAAUUCAUCACAUAUGCACAGCACAUAUGCCUGUUGGUAGCAUUUUAACCCCCGCAGUCCACCAUAUGUGCACAUGUCAAGUCAGUAUGCAGGAUGUCUCUUUUUGCCAGUCGGACACACUUCCACACACACACUCACACACAGACAUACAUACAGUACAGAAACACACUGCUGGGUUCGGGGCAAGGCCAGACAUACAGGGAAUAUUUGAUUAAGAGGACUACAGGGUUAAUGUUGUAUCUCUGAAACUUCGACACUUUCCCUUGUGAAGGCGGGAGGAAUUUUUGGAGGGAGCCAGAGUUUAAUGGAGUACAGCCUUGUUUAUUUUAAAACCCCAGACAGCCAAACUGGUCAGCAAAUUUAAUCAGAAGCAUAACAAAAAAUGUUUUCAGAUGGCUGAUAUCUUUAAAUUACAUUAUCUUAAGAGUGUGCACUUCUCUAGCCUCCAUCUGCAUCCAUAAUAACACAAAAGGGGGGAGGGGCUGUGCACUUCCAGUGGUGAAUAAAAAUUCAUAUUUGAAGUAGUGUUCAUGGAUCAGGCUGUAGUUUGUGGUUGAAAUUGUACUUGUUGGGGAGAUUUUGUAAGCUGUUUCAGUUGUUGUGGUGAUUUUUCCCCAGGAAAUAUGAAAAUAAGAGUAUCACAGAAAGAUACUCCCAGUCCACUCUAAAAAGGACUGGUUGACAUGAAUAUGUUGAACUGCUUUUUCCACAAGAUUAAGUGUAGUUCAUCUUUGUAUUGAUAACUACAAGUUCAAAAGAACUUAUUAGUCAAGAAAAAGGCAAAAUUGCAAAGCGUGUGGUAUUCAGAAAAACAAUAAUCAGUCUGUCAGAGUCUGAACUGUUCCUUCGAAAUUAGAAAUUUAAUGAGGGAAAGAAGGCCAAAGAACUGCAAGACAGUGAAAAUAGAAACAACAUGAAUGAAAUCAUUAAAAACAGCUCUGGAGCAAUAAUGCAAAAAAAUCUAAGUCAAUGGAAGGAGAUUUCAUUUUGUUGACUAAGCGUGUAGUGUAGUAACCAUAGACUGUUUAAAGAAUGGACGUCAUCUGCCUCCUCGCUGGGUGAGGUCCUCUUAUUCUGUACAGCUCAAUUUUUUAAAAUUUAUUAGGCGUUCAUGUUCCAGCACUGUUGACACUGUUCCAGCCUAUGGGCGUACAAAGAUAGCGUAGAUAAUCCGGGGGGUACGCUGUUUGAGCAGAGUGUCAUUACAGCGAGUUUUCCACGAAUGCUCAAAUGCCGGUUUCAUGAAAUGGAGAAAAUCCAGGAAAUACUGAGAGCAAUUUGGCUUCAAAUUCAUACAAUGACGGAAGGCACAGCCACGUUGUCCAUACUUUAUACAGUCUAUGGUGGUAAUGCAUCAGUAAGCUUUUGCAAAUAAAAAGAGAGACUGAAAUGGAAAAACGACUGUUAUCAGUUAAUGAGGAAAACCUUCAACCAGACGUAUUAUCAGUGUCUAAACAAGAUAUUUUACUGUAAAGCUUCACAGUGGAGAUAAUCUACCUGUGUCCCACUUCAGUGGCCCCGUUUACAUGGGUAGUUUUUUGGGUAGUGAUUCCAUCUGUAUACAUGCACUUUAAGUAAAGAGAUCCACGUUCAGUCCGCGUUUUCAUGGCCCCAGCUGAAUCCAACUGUAUUGUAUUGUAUCAAUGGGAAUUGUUAUUAGGAACCAUUGUUUUAGUUCCGUUUUAGAGUUGCGCACGGACGUGUUUCUGUGUGACACCGCAGGAGUUACCAGACCGAGCAGAGUAAGGAACCGUAUGUGUUGAAGCUUAAUAAAAGUAUAAUCCAGCCGGGUUACACAGCAAGAAGUGUACGCUUCGUCAGUCGCACGAAACAACACACUUUAACACUCCACCGUCCAGUUUUUCUGUUUGUUCGCCAUGUUUGUUUUCGUUUGGGCGCGCUCUGCGUACGUCACUACGUGCCUCACACGUACUACCGAGCGCCUGCGCAGACCGAACAAGCCUUUCUGUAAACCCAAUCCGCUCCACUCAGCCGUCUAUGAAGCGGAUUAUCAAUCGGUGUAGUCUACUUUUUACAAUCCGACCCGAAAUACAAUCAGAUCCGGGUGAAUCAGAUUGGCUAAGGUGUUUAUAUGAGACAUUUUGAAUCUGAUUGACCUUUCAAUCUGAUUGAACCCAUGUAAACAGGGCCAGAGAGAUGCAUCAAAGUCUGUCCCAGUUCAGAGGCUUCACCUUAUCCAGUGGUUCUUUGUGUACCAAUACAGAGAUACAUUCAAGUAGUUUAGGAUUAGUGUUUGGUUUGAAUUACGCGGUGCAGCAUGUUGAGUGUGCCCAGUGCUGAAAAUGAAACUUUGAUGUUUACUAGAUUUUUGCAAAGUUGCACAGUAAGAGAAAGGUCUUUUUAGCUACCAAACAUUUGAAGGUGGAGUGCUUGCUUCUUCCAUUUGCUCUUUGCAAGAGUUGACAUUAGAAAUCAAUCCUAUUACCUGAAAUGUCAAAAACGACAACUGGUCACUGUGUUUGUGUUUAUCAGCUUAACUAAAACACUUAGUGGGAGGAAGAUUUGAUAAAAGUUCCUUCAUCGGACUACAUCCUAAUGUGACCGCUGUUUGAAUAUUGCUGUUUCAUGAGGAUUUGCACCACAUAAGAAAUAUUCGGUCAUUUUGAACCCAACUUUGGUGAACGAUUUAAUUAUUUCAACAUUAAGACAAAUGAACAAAUUUAAAUAAAGUAAAUAAGAUGAGAUCUUCCUAUUAAAGGGACAUCUUAUCUUAAAGGAAGCAGUCGUGUAAAUCAUUGUUCUGUAAACCCUCACAGGUCUUUUAUAAACAGGAUGCUUGGUUGAUUUUUUAAGAGUUGAAUCUCUUUGUGUUUUGCACAAGUUACGUAAUGCUCGACCGCUGUAACUUUUAUAGUUUAGAUUUUCUCUGAAAUGUCGUAUAGAUGUUAAAGCUCGAGAUGCUAACACUGGGGACAAUGACAGUGCAUUAUGAUAGGUAUUGAACUGGAAGUGAAUCUUUUUUUCAUUAUUAUGUCCUUUUUAUUUCCUUUGUACAUUAUGAUACACAAUAUUAUUGUUUUACAACUGAGCUGUUUUCAAGUGCUUCUUUUAUCUUGUUUGUGACUGAUUUAACCAUACCUCAUUUUCAUGUCUCCAUCUGCAGCUAAGGGGAGCCUCUUUUUUCAGACACAAUACAUUAGAGUGAUUGUCACAAUACAGCAGAGAUAUCCAAACCUGUUUAAAGUCAUCACGUAUUCAGCAUAAAGCAGAUCAUUUCGAGUGAUAAGGACUUUUUGGCUACAAUCAUCUGUAAACGUUGUAUUGAGGCAUUAAAACUACAUUCAAGAGGCUGCUCUGUAUAAUUGCUCAAAAUGCUUAUUUGAAAGAGAUAUGCCCUAUUUCAGAGGAAAGACAGUUUUUUUUUCCUUUUCAAUAAAAAAAUAAGUAUUGGUGUUCUUCGUGUGUAAAUGUGUCUUUUUUUAUCUGAAAGUGACGGGGCUCUCAGGUGUGCGUCUGCAUGUCACUCAUAGAGCGUUCCUUUAUUUAUCAGUACAAAAGGCUCAGUCAGACACAGUAAAUGAAACUUAAUAUAUCUGCGUCCAUUCUGCCUUUGAAAUCAAUGCCACAUCCAAAUCCUCUUUCGUUGUACUUUCUCUUCUCUGUAAAUCACUUUCUCUUGCUCUGCCUCUCUGCUGUUUUCUAUAUGAAGGUUGCAGUAAUACUUGAAGCCAUCAGGGUUUAGCUUUUUCACUGCCGGGAAGAAUUUUCACCACUUCAAGUUUGUUUCAAGUUUGUCAAGGAGUACCAACCAUCAGGAUUUAAUUACACCACAAACCCUUUUUUCUUUUAUACUUUUAAAAUUGAGGAGUAGGAUGGAAAGGCUCAAACACUACAGUGCUGAUGGUUUUAAGACAAAAGAGGCAGUAGUCAUCAAAUCCUUUGUCUCUACAGUUCUGAACUUGAAAUCUCUGAGGUUAAAUCAUUGAGUUAAAAAAUAAGAAUUUUGUUAUAAAAUAACAGAUUUUGGCACUUUUCUCGAAAAUCUGUUAUUGUUUUAUCCUUGUUUAUUUAUUAGAUAGGACAGGCACCAAUUUUUAAAGAUACAGUGUGUAGAAAUUAGAAAAUUUGACAAUUACUAGUGAUCAGACUCACUGACUCUUAAUCAGUGCAAAUUUUGUUUUGCGCACAACAACCAAAUUCUUCUACAUCUGUUUAACCUGUGUUACCACUGUGACCAUUCAGGGUGACUGUAGGAACAUGGCAAUACAAGCAGACUGCCUCAUCACCACUAUUUACCGUCAUCACCAUCACCAUUAUCAUCAUCAGGGGCACCAAAUGCAAAAACAUUCACAAAGUGUCUCAAAAGUAGAAGGAGACAUUUGUUUUAGUCAUGCAGUGAAGGAGCGCUGAGUUUCAUUGCAUGUAGGUGUUAGAAAUUGGGAAAGACGUUCAGAGCUUCAAAGAACCAAACAUCUGGUUCAUGCAAAGACAUGCACAAAAAAAAAAAAAACAUCAUUGUUUAUGCUUUACUCUGUGACACAAAAGUGUUUACAAUCGGAUCAUGCCAUGUUUAAAUGUACAUAAGUUAAAGGGAAUACUGAACAGUAUGCCUAACAGACUUACUUUAUGUUAAAUAUUAUAUUUUUGUAACAUGAGUCCAAGCAGCAUUAUAUCUCUGGAAUUGGUCAUUCUGUGGCAAGUGGUAUGUAUAUUUUUUAACUACUUUUAAUUAAUUUUGCACAAUUACUGAAUUUUUAAUAUAAAUUUGGUCAGGAGAGAAACUUAAGUUGGAAUUUGAAGGAUGAAAAACAAUACAUAACUGAUAGUAAAUGUUUUCUUUUCCUGCUUUUGAAAACAUUGAAAAUAUCUCAUGAUUUACCAACUUAAAUACUUUAAGAUUAAAAACAUUUCCAGGUUAAAGACAAAUAUAGACUGAUAUGUGGCUCGUUUUAUUUUUCACUUGAAGCAUUUUUCUUUCACAUUGAACAGAUGCUCGGUGGUUAUUUUCCUGUUAUCGCAGCGCUUCAAUCACAACAACACACACACCGCUUUUCUCACUUUAACUUCUUUUUCUGUCACUUCCAUCGCUGCUUUCACGUCUUGGAUACCUCUGAGUGCUCCUUCAGUGGGAGGGUUCAGCCUUCCAGUGUGUCAUAUGAGAGGGUGAAUGUGGAUUGAAUAUUAAAAAUAGAAAAGAUCAGACUGAAGGGGCUACGGGGAGGCAAGAGAAAAGGGAAGUGGAAAAAAUAACAGGAGGAUGACGAAGAAAAGUGGGGUGGUAGAUGAGGAUGAGAGAGGAGAUUCGUGAUGUGAGAUGGAUGCAGAUCGUCGAGGAAAUGUCUAUUUUUACCCGUGGAGAGGGAAUACGAUAGGCCUCUGCAUUAGGCUGAAGAGGAACUUUUGGCUUGUAUAGGCAGAUUCAUACCCACAACAUUUAACUGCAGUGUCGAGGAAAUUCUACCCAUCUGCUGUUUCCCCCCAGCUCUUUCAUGCUCUCUAGUCCUUGUUGUUCUCAGAAGUUGUUCCUCCUGAAAUAGUUUUGGAUGUUUACUUUUUCCCCCUUUCGCCUUGAAUCUCGUCUUUAUUUACUCUAUCAUCCUUCUGUCAGUUCUUGCACUGUAAACUUUCUGUCCUUCCCACUGUCUCUCCUCUGUCCCCACCCUCCCCUCUGUCCCUGGAUCGAUGGACUACUUCCUGCGUUCAGCGGGUUGACAGCACAGGUUAGAGACCACGGGGUUCAUGUUACCAGUGAUUUGUGUGUGUGGGAGUGUGUGUGUAUACUGAGACCUUAGGGGUCAACAGUGGCAGCAGUCCUGUGUUUGCCCUCAAGCCUGACUGACUGCUCCUUUGACUGCAGCCUGCCUGGUUAGAGCAACUGAAGGAGGAAGCAAGAGAGGAUAAACACCAUGGCUGUUGUCGCAAAACUUAACGAGUAGCCAAAGUUAUAGUCUCUGUAUUUCCCAUGGGCCUUCAAAAACCCUGAACCACACACAGUUGAAUACUUGAGAUUUCAAGAUGAAGAUCAAGCUUUUUUAUUGUCCGUUUCUGGCAUAUAACAGGAGCAGGUUUAAAGGCAUGGUUGACGAUCUGACCUCUCCCCUCUGUGCUCCAUGAUAACUCCCCCCCGAAACCUGUCUCGCCCUCUCCAUGACACACCCCCUCAGGCAGAGCAAGAAGCCAGCCAACAGAAGAUCCUACGCUAGCUUCAAGUAGGAUUCACCAUGUUGGAUUGCUAGUGACUAGUGGCAGUAAACGCCAGCUCUGCUCACCUGCCUGGAUAGCUACCAUGUUGACAUUGCAGCGACUAAUUAGAGUUAUUUAUGUAACAUGUGCCAGGAUAAAAGGCAAAAAUGAUCUGUUCAACAAAAACUCUGCUGUCUCAGCGUCUGUUUUCGGGCCCAAAUCCUGGCGGAGUUAUCUCCACCGCUCAAAGAAUGACCCGAUAUUUAUUCGAGUUCGAUUAUUUGCUUGGUCUCAUUUCCUCUUCGUCUCGGCCCUUUCUUCUGUCAGCUUGCGUUUUCUUCCCACUUUUGGCGGUGGGGCAAGCAGAAGUGUUUUUUUGUGAACCUUCUCCAUCACAGCCCUCAGAAAUUUUUGGGCUCAUAUAAUGGUAUUGAUAAAAUCCUUCCUAUACCAUCAGGAUUAAUUUUCUUUUCAUUGCAGGAUUUUCUGUCAGCAUCUAGAGUCAGUCGUGGUGGCUUCAGCCUCAGAUUGAACCAGAGCAGAAUACUUGCUUGUUCACUUUGGUGUGUUUCUCAACCUGCACCUGUUAUCAAGGUUGUCCAUCACCCUGCCUGAAGUGUAUCAAAACCACAUAUUACAGCCUAUUUUGCACCCUGACAUCACUGAAUACCACCUAUAGAGUAAUCUUGAAUCAUCAAAUGCAGCGCUAUCUGCUAACAACUGGUGUUUCUUUUCACUGUGGGUAUAAGACAACCUAUCUGUUUUAACAGACUGACUGACAGGCCCUGAUGUCCUUAAAUCCCAUAAAAGCCUCUCUACAUCCAUCGCCCUGGGCAACGUGCAGCAGUAAAUGGCUUCAGUUUGUCUGAGGUGUACCCCGAGAGCCUAAAAGAGAUCAAUACAGUCACUCACAGUCAUUGUUUUAACUCGGCUCCAGUGCAGCUCCUGCCAUAAAACUCCUGCUCCACUCCACAUCCCAAACCCCCACAGCAGCUCUGCUGUCACUGCAGCAACUUUAAGAGCUCAAGAACGGGCUGCCCAGGUGGACGUAUUCAUAGCAGCCCAACAUAGUCUGACUUACAAACACUGCUUUGUUUUUCAGUGGCUCCUUUGGCUCUACUGUCAAACAUUUGGCUUUAAAUUUAAGCAGCAAAUCUGUGUAACCAACAAAAUUAGCUUGUUAAAGAGAUUUUUUUGUCAUUUCAUAUAAUCAGCCACAAAAUUACAAUCUUUAAAAACACGGAUGCAUAAAAAUUACUUUGAAGAUCUUCAGGAAAAAUUUCAAUCAAUUGCAUUUAUCACGAAAGCCCAAUUCUGUUGGCAUGGCUGUCUUCCUUGUGGUAAAUAUUUGUUUGUUUGCAGAACAGUUAAAACCUGCAUCUUUUUUGGAACACAGAUGAUUUCAUUCCAGCAAGUACAGCUGCAUUUUUCUUCUUAAAGGAAGAACACUAACAACUAAGACGCCCAAAAACGUGAACACCUGUGUUUUCAACCACCUCAUUUAAGCCUCUUCUCACUUCCUCCAGGCUCAAAGUGAAAGGACUUCAAACUGUCUUGACAGCAGUGCAUAACAAGGUAGUCAGCGUAAUAUUUCCACUCCGUUUCACCAAGCGUCUCAUUCCCAGCACUCAACAUAAACCUGUAAUGAGGCAGGCUGAGUGGCCUAGAGGUCAUUAAUUUAACGAUAUCAUUAUUUAUGAGCUCUGCUCUGAUUGGAUGGCGGCGUUGCAGAGCUUUCCUCCACAUAUAAAGCUUUUUCAACAAGACACAGUUAUAGACCUGAUGAAGAAUGACACUUGCUGUGUCAGUGGUCUAUGAAUGCAUCUUUGAACCUGCUUUUCGUAGUUUUGGUCAUCAUUUAUUUUUGGUAACAUUGCACUAAACAUUUACAGAUCUGGAAACAGGGUGAAAUCACUGCAAAUGUGUUUUAACAUUAUACCUGAGACUUGACACCAAGAUAAGCAGAGGUGCCUUUUAACAACUCAUACACUAACUCAACUCAGAAACAAAGCACAAACUGCAGCUGACAUAAAGAAGCAGCUUCAAUUUCCAGUGAUGUACAGUCAUACAUUCAUUGUACUGCACUGACGUUUGACUGCAUGCACUUACCAAACAAAGAUUUCAUCUGUCAUGAGAAAGACAAACCGACUUUGAAAAAUGACAUAAUUGGCAUUUUCAGUGCUCAUCCUGUCACCGCCCCCUUCAGUCAUGACCUGAACUUUGAAAGCGAAGCAUCAUGUUUUAUUGACUGUUAACCUGGGCUUUCCUCAGCAGACUGUGAGGUCCUCCAGUCUCUAUCAGUUUAAACAGCGGUUCCAUGUCUAUUAACAGUGUUGGGUCAUGACCCGACCCCACUUACCCUCACCCCUCCUGUCUAUCUCUCUCCUCCUCCCUCCAGCCACCAGCUCUACAUCUUUUCAACCCUCUUUUACCAAGUUAAUCCCUGCAGACCGUCUGCCAACCCCCCCACUCACUGCACACACACACACACACACAAACAAACAUGCAUGCAGCCUCUUGUUGCCCCUCAGCUUAACAGCAUUUAUAACGAUCUGACCCUGGGACCUCUCUGCGCUAAUGAUCUUCAGUCCCUCACUGCACAAACACACAAAUGACCAACAAUAACCUGCACAGCCGUGUGAGUCAAAUAUUUAAUCUGUCCUCUUUAUGAAGGUCAGAUAAACACAGACUGGCAAAUAUGGUACGUUUACAUGCUGUUCAAAAAACUAGAUUUAUUGCUUUAGUCUGACUGAAACUGGACUUUUGUAAAACACAUGAACAAAUUAGUCCAAUUAAAACUUUACUAGAUUGAACUUCUUAUAGUAGGACUAGCAUACCUGGAUUAGGGACCACAGAGUAUGUACCCUAAAGUCUACACCUGCAGUGAGCCAAGAUCACUUAGUAAAGGGGAUUUUGCCUCACCUCCAGUUAAACCGUUGAACAAGUUUUCUACGAUGAAAGCAAUCAACCCAGCAACUCUAGAGCAAAUAUGAAAAACCAGCAGCAUAAGCAUAAAUAUAGAGAUGGGCUGCUUUUAUUCACAGAUUUCAUCCAAUUCAGUAUGGGCAAAAAAGCAGCUGCUCGCCUUAACAGUGUCACAGAAUGUAAUAUUAUCAACUGGUUCAACAACUGUGUACUUUUGAGGACUUUGUUCUUAUCAUCUAGAACCUCCACUUUUGCCACACUGGUCUCAUACCUUUACAUGAGCCUACUGCUGUUGGAGUUUCUUCGCCUUAAUGCGUCAUUGUAGAGCAGUAAAAGUUCUUCCACUCAGUGCUGACUUAUACGUUUGCUUUUGUGUCAUAUCCAGUGUCUGACGGAUUCAUUCCUCUGCCCAUAUUUUGAUGAAGCAUCUGAUCUUCCCCGUUCCAACGAACAUGCAACACAUUUUGUUGGGAGGUCACAAGCUAUCGUUAGCAUAUUGAAGCUGCCUGCAGUGGCGUGUUGUCUGGUCUGCUGUACAAUAUUCCAGUCCGAAAAUAAGAAGCCCUGAAGCGAAUGAGACGAGUAUGUUUCAUUUUGUCGUCUGAAUGGGAACAAGAGAACAAGCUACUGGUCUGAAAGCUCCUUGAACUGUUGUCUAAAUUCACAAAGAUUGUAGCCUACUUACACUUGUUUAUUUAUUUAUUUUUUUUUUCCGCAAAAUGAAGCAAAUGGAAAAUCUUUUUUUGUAUCGUCAUGGCCAUCGAGAAACACUGAUUGACAUUUUUCAUGGUUCUCUUAUAUUUUAUGACACAUUAAUCUCACAUCAUGAUUUAUGAUCAGUGCUUGCAGCUCCUCUGGAUACAAAACUAAAAGUGUGCCAAGCCAGAGCUUUUGAUAGGUCAAUCAAUCAAUCAAUCAAUCAAUCAAUCAAUCAAUCAAUCAAUCAAUCAAUCAAUCAAUCAAUCAAUCAAUCAAUCAAUCAAUCAAUCAAUCAAUCAAUCAAUCAAAUUUUAUUUAUAUAGUGCCAAUUAACAAAAGUCGUCAUCCCAAGAUGAUUUCCAAAGAAAAAGAGCAGGUCUAGACCACGCUCAUUGUUUGAUGACUUAUCAAGACCCAACCUAAGAUGGGACAGAUUUAACCCAUCUCAUCUAACAUGACUAACAGUGGCAAGAAAAAACUUCCUUUUAACAGGCAGAAAUACAGAGAGAUAGGGAGGGAGAGAGAAAGAAAGAGGAGUAGGAGAGAGGGCAGGGGGAGAGACAGAGACCAAGGGUGAGAGAGAGAGAGAGACAGGGGACAGCAGCAACAUCAAAACAACAGUAACAACAACAACAGCUCAUACAGAGUUGUGGAUGCGGAGCACGUAAUGAUGAAACAACAUGAAUUCAGGCGAUCAGAUAGGUGAUAUCAAUGAUUUAAAACUGAAAGUCAAUUCUCCUGAUGAGUAUUUGAUCAUGACUCAUCUAAGUUUGCAUUUCACCUCGCUCUUUGUCCCUCUAUAAGGAUAAGAAAGAUGUUUCUGCAGAUGUAACUGCAAAAAAUGCCCACAAACACAUAGAAACACCACACUGAAGUACGCCUGUCUCUGAAGACUCUCUCACACACAGACUAUUGUGCUCUUAUUUUUUCCUUCUAUUUUUAAUCCUCACAUGAGUCACCGACACACAUACCAGCUGGUUUAAGCAUGCACACACACACACAGGAAGAAACUCUGUAUAUUCCCCCCUCUCAAUCAAGCGCUGUUAGAGCUGAUAUGAGUCCAGGGACAGAGGAAAUAAAUGCUGUCAAUCCAUGUUAUAAUUCAGCAGAGGAGACCACAUGAGGGGGAAAUAUCUACUGUAUUUGGUGCUCAUGGGAAAUCAAUCUCAACUUGUGAAACAAUGUUUGCAAGCUUACACACUUACUGGAUGAAGGACUCUGCGCUUGUGAUCCUAAAUAAUGCUCUGCUGCUUAUGAGGAGACCCGUGCUCUGACUUGUCCCUGCAUGGUGUUAUCCUUGCUCACCUGACACACAGUGAUGAGCUGAUGAGAGACCAGGCAUACAUGGAGUAACCAAUUAUACCCUUGAAGAGAUCCUUGUACAAACAAACACAUUUGCAAAUACACAUUUUCUGUUCAUGUUCACACCCCUAAAUCAGAUAAGAAUGUAUGAAUAAGGAGAAUUAAAAAUACUCAUAGGCUCUUACAACUGCACUUGUUGGACAACUUUCUUAAAAGCGGUAAUUUUCUAACUCCUCCAUGUACCCAAGUGAUAUCUUCUAACUAUUCUUGACUUAUCCAGUUUUACUUUUAAUUGAAAAAGGCUUGCUAGCCAAGAAGCCAGGUUGUGAACAAAACCUUAACAGACAAAGAAAGGACAUAAAAGGAAGAAACUUUAAUGACAGAGCUUUGAAAGUGACGGUGUAUUCAUUUUUUACUUUUACUUUUUUUACUAACAUGUUUCGCUUACAAUGUUGAGAUUUGAUACAUAAUACGUUAACCAGGAGACAACCAUAUAGUAACCAUAGCUCAACUUGGCUGUGCAUGUAAACAUACUUUAUGUUGCUCUUGUGUUAAUGUGUUAAUUUGAAAAUGUCAAAAUUAGUGCAACUGCUAGAAAGCUUUGUGUAUUGAGCACUGUGCAGUAGCCAAUGCUGGACCUAUUGACUAACUGAUAUUGCUGAUAAAGCUUGAUGUAAGAAAGGUCAGCCUCCAUGGGAUUUCCAGCUUAGACUUUCUUUCCAUGUGUUGCCAGUGUAAAUAGUCAGAUUUGCACAUUUAGAGGUGUUAGUUGAGCAAAAAUGUAGCUGGACUCGAUAAGGGAAGAGAUAAUACUGCAACUUAUCGCUUCUCGGUGCAAAUGUGUCCCUGUUUUUUUUUUUUUUUUAAUUCAAUUAACUCUGAUUUCCUGAACGAGCUGAACGAUCUAUUAUUAUUUAUUAUCAGUGUCUAGAGGGAGAAAAUGAUUCAGAGUCAUGUUGGUGUGUUGUAUUCAACAAACAUAUGAACACGACCAGCUUCAUAGACUGUUUUCAUUGUCCUCUUUCAGCCUUAAUGAGAAACUUAUAACACUUCCACUUUGUUGCCAAAGCAAAUCGUUCUUCUAUGAUAGGACUGGGUCCAGUGUCUGACUCAUGCCAUCCCACUUCUCCUCUGCUUUCUGCUCUCUUCGUCUUACUUUGUGCUUUUUCUGCAUUUUAACUGCCUGUUGUAUGAAACAUGAAUUUUAAUAUGCACUGUUUCCUUACUUGAGCUGAGAAAGUGGCAAUUUUAAUACUGAAAGGUUGGUCUUCAGAGUUUUUUAGUAGAUAAUGGCCAAAAAUCAACGAAGAGUGCUGAAUCUAAAUAUCCUCUGUCUGAGGUUUUACCCAACCAGGAUUACUUGCAUUUGUCUUUUUUCAGACCUUAUAUUUCUUUUCUGAUACUUCUGUAAUAGCUCUAUAUGAUUUCAGAUCAAGGAAAGCCUCUGAACAGUGUAUAAAAACAUCGUUAUUUCAGCCUCAAUCUGAAACGCUUCGUUUUAGCAGCUGUCUCCUUAAGGCCCCCCCUCCACAAGUCUACUUUCUUCUGAUUGGCCAACUCUGUGCCGAAAGCACAGAUGAACCAGUCAGGAGAGCCUAUAAUUCUUGCGUAAGAAAUAUUUAAAUCUUGCACUUAGACUUUGGUCUCACAUUUUCUAACAUUCGUCCAAGAUUUGAGCAGUUUACAUCUAUUUUCUACGAUUAUGACAAAAUAGGUUUACCUUGUGAUUUGUAACUUUGCAUACAUCUACUAUGGACACCAAACUUUGCAUUUUUUGUUGUGAAUGUGGAAAAGCAUAAAACACCCCUCUUUAUCCUUCCGGCUACCCUCCAGCUACAAACCUCUUUCCUGAUUUUAUCAUUAACAGCAGCAGUCUGACCUUAAAAAUAACAGCAUUCAAACAUGAAAAUAACUACAUUUGUUGAAGUGUAUGUUGCUUGCAAGUUCAAGUUCAACUUAUUUUGAGAAUCAAUCAGUUAUCAUUAUUUUUUCAUCCAAAAAGAUGACCUUAGUCAACGCCUAUAACUACUGACAAAACCUAAGUUUGUUGUAUGCUUUGUUUGUUGUAUUCCAACAUGUUACACUGCUGGUACACAUUGAACUGCAUGUAUUUUUUUACCUAAUGGGGCUCAUGGUCAGCACACAUAAUAUGAAGAAAGUUUGCAUCUGCAGUACCUUCAUACUACUGCGCUGUGCCAACACUGGAAAGAGGUCCUUUCGUAAACCUGUAACAAAAGCCUGACUCUGCAAAAUAGUGUCAGGAGGGAACUUGUUUUGGUAAAACAUUGGCAGACAGGGAGGCGAGCCUUGGCACUGUAUUUGUUUAAUCCCAGCCUAAGAAAAUGCCACUUAAAGCAUUAAAGAUAAAGCUAGGUGGUUGAGGCUGUUGUAUGUAGUGACAGCAAAUUUAAAAAGCACUGACACGCAGGUACAGAAAGGGGAUCAGAAGUUAGACUUCAGUUGAUGAAUGAUGCUUUUAAGGCUUUUUGAAAACACUUCGAGGGAUUGUUUUUUCUUUCCAGGGACACUUGGUGCAGUUUUCUGACAUAGGUUAAGUAAAGAAGAAAAAAAAUGCAGCUUUGAAGGCUCACAUUUCAAGUUGCUGUGUUAAUUCCUGGUUUUCAUACAGCUACAAAAAUUCACCAAUACUCUUUUAAGAAGUACAACACAAAAAAUGGGAGGAUACCUUUUAAGAUGAUUAGUUAAUUUACCAUUAAGUUGUAUGUCCCAAGCAAAUUGAUCUCUCAACUUUUAAACUCAAUAAACUGAAGACUUUGGCCAUUAGGGCUGUGGUUUAAAGGUUGUAUGCAAAUUUGAGGGUUCAGUUUAUGGGCCACACAAAUCAAGGCAAACAAAACACAAAGACCUUUCUGAGGAAAGCACUUUCUGAGAAAGGGCGCAGACAGUGUUGAAGGAGCUGAAGAAUGGUUAUAAAGUGUAUCUGGCAUAUGUCUUUUUCUGUCUGUCGUGAUCAAUAAUUACAGCUUAAUGCCCUCACUUUAUGAUCUCCUUUUAAUCCUUGAUGAUAACACAUAAACAACUCAAUUUAUUCUCUUUCACAUCUGCCGAACUGUUUUUCCUCUCAUGUGCCACGAAUGCUCCGGGCUAUUGCAGAGAUCAGAUAAACUAGGACCAGAUAUGCUUAUCAUCAUCCUCUCUAUUUGCCUCCCCAGGACCAUCUUCAGUGAUCAGCAAUGACGAUGACUCCGCCUCUCCUCUUCACCAUGUCUCUAACGGCAGCAACACACCGUCAUCUUCAGAGAUGGGCCCUGAUGCUGUGAUUAUCGGCAUGACCAAGAUCCCAGUGAUAGAAAACCCUCAGUACUUCAGGAGCACCAACAGCCUGCUCAAAACUGACACCUGUAAGUCAAACUCUCUGUCACCUUUAAGUCCAUGGCUUCUGUCUAAGGAUACCUUUGGGAAUGAUGGCCGGCUUCUCUGCUCUCUUCUCUAUUUCCAGUGCCAGCCGUGAACAAACUUUAAGGUUCAGAGUCUUAGCUACACUGUCAAAAGUAAAUCAACACAGGGGCUGAACUCUGGCUUACUGGAGCAGUACAAGCCCAUAAAACAAACUUUUUAAAAAUUAUUUAAUUCUAGUUUAUGGGUAAUCAUUCAACCAAUGAGAAAAUGGAGUGAAAAAAACAGUGAAAUGCAUAUUUGUUGGAUGGGGGACAUAUCGAUUCUGUUUUAAUCCUUUCCAGGUAGUCAGAAAUAUUAUACCCUAACUGACAGCGUCAAGUGGAUUUGUUGCUCAAGUUGGAAUUUGUGAUCUAGAACAGAUCACCAGCUGCAUUUGUAAGCUGAUGUCAGUUUAUAGAUAAGAAUAAAUCACAUACAUAUUACUGCUGAUGCCAAUGUGUCGUUACAGCAGAUUCAGCUUCCACCUGCUUUUGCUCCCCAAACUCAGUGGUCCUUCAUACGACAAAAGGCUGCUGAUUAAUGAUCGAUCAAUUCUUGCAAAAAGCAGACCACUUCCUAUCUUGAAAUAUCCAAGUCCCUUUGUACAGCCUCUAUUGUUAUGUUGAAUCUGCUCAGUGAGUGUCUUCAACCAAAUUGAUAAUCAAGGUUAAUCAGACUGAUGUGAGCAAAAAUCCUGGAUUAAAUGCACUUGUGUCAUGUUACCAUGGCAACUUUUUUUUCCUGCUGUCAUGGCAAUGACCUUGAAGCUGCUGAGAAUAAUUUUGAGAGAGAAGUGGAAAAUAGAAGGAUCAUUUGUAUGCAGGUGUAUGUAAGUGUGUGUGUGUGUGUGUGUGUGUGUGUGUGUGUGUGUGUGUGUGUGUGUGUGUGUGUGUGUGUGUGUGUGUGUGUGUGUGUGUGUGAGCAUAUGUUGGACACAUAUCCAUUCAUAAAUUGGAGAUUUAGGUUUUGACUCAUAUACAUCACUUACCACACUCAAAGGUUACAAAACCUUGGAAAGUUAUUCAGCAGCUACAGUUACAAACUGUUUUUAUGCUGAUGACUUACAUGUAUAUUUAAAUUCAUCUGAUUUAAAUAAGAAAGAGAAGGAAAAAUCCAGGUUGAAAGGAAAAGGAGGAAAAAAACACAAGAGGAAAAACACAAGGGGAAGAAGAAAAAAAAGGGAGAGGAGCAGUCAAACAGACAGACAGCACGCAGAUAUUGACCAGGUCCAUCAGUGUGACAUUAUGAUUAUUGGCACGUCAUAAAAGCUUCUACAGGCUGUGGCCUUGUGUUGCAGUAAAUUAUCAUACGGCAUGUGUGUAUGUGUGUGGGUCUGUGUGCACACUAUGACGUUCUUUCUCCUGGAGGGGUGUAAUGAUGGGGGAUUGGGGCUUGACCUCUUCAGUUCUACAAUAUAACUAAAAGAUAGAGUGGGAUUUACAGCCUAAAGGCAAGAAUGAAAGCACUGAAGAUCAAUGGAAGUCGAUAACCUACUGUGUGAGUGUGUGAAUGUGCAUGCGUGUGUGUGGCUGCAUACGUGUUUUUAAUAUACUCCAGCCAUUACAGCCAUUACUCUGUGUUCUCCUUUGACUCUCAGACAGGCAGCAUAAUUCCUGCAAAGUUUCUGACCGAUUGUUUGGCACGCUGCCUUUCAGACCUGUACAAUAGCCUUUGAUGGAGACAGUUUGGCAAAGUGGCACUAGGUUGGAUGCCAAGAACUGAACUCUUUUUUUUUUUUUUUUUAAAUGGCCUUAACCAGCUUGUGGCCUGUAUUAUUGAAUACAGGAAUCAGUGGCAGUUCUUCUCUGCCACAUAAAAAAUGGCACUGGACUCUUCUUGGCAGCAAUAAGGCAACAAUUACUGUGCAGAGAUGAUGGAUCCAUUUGUAAUUACGGGAACUGUUAGCUGUGCUAUCUUACCUUAUAGUGGAAACCUCAUUAACAAUAAUAACAUAAGAGGAGGUGGAAUAGCAGAAAAGUGUGUCACAUGCAUUAUUUAGGAGGUACAGUGAGAAUGAAACCAGGACUUUCAAAGAUUACUACUGUGUUAAUGUUUCCUAAUCUAAUAGACAUUUUAUGCGCAGCUUUUAGAGUGCAUCUCAAACAACUUGUCUGAGGUUUAAGUGAGAUACAGACGGUUUUUCCGGUGGUUUCUCAGCAGGAAAUAAGACCGUAUAUGAAUUAAAUCCUCCUCCCCCAAAACACAACUCAGAAUUUUAAAAAAGUUUUAUUUUUCAAUAUGUGGACUUGUUUUUGUCUCAAAUGAUUUUUUAAAUUUGGAGAAUUGUGUGUAGAAGCCAGUACUACUACAUGUAGAUUCUCAUUCAUCCAGGUCAUGGUUUUCUUGAAGACUCCAGAAUCAGGCAACUGGACUGUGUAGAGUUUGAGAAGACGUUUCACCUCUUAUCCAAGAAGCUCCUUCAGUUCUAAAAUAGCUAGUGGGGGGGAGCAGAUAUUUAUCUUACUGGAGAAUGGAAAAACAACAACUGGGAGGAGUUGGAAUUUGGAAUUUUAUCAUGACUUACAAGGUCAGGUAUUAUAAUGUCUUAUAACUGUUAACAACUCACUGACAAUGCUCACAUAGAUAAUGCAAAGCAACUGGUGUUAACAGUUAUAACACAUUAAAAUACCUGACCUUUUAAGUCAUGAUAAAAUGCUUUAUAAUGUGUUAUGAUUAUUGCUAUAAAGCAUUAUGAUCAUUUAUGAGUUUUUCCAACAUUGUUUUACAGGGCUAUAACGUGAUUCUAGCGUAUUAGAAAUAUAUUUCUUAUGCGUUAUAGAGAUAGGCAUUAAGUAAAUUGUUACCCAGAAUUCUUUAUGCUGCAUUCAUAUUAUUAAUGAGCUCAGGAAAAUAGACUCACAUCAUGCCGAUAAAGUCCCCUUAAAAAAGAGAAGACCAGAUGAUAGCCAUGUUCAGUUACAGAUAUGGAAAAUUUGAAGCCCACAGAUAAAAAUAAAAACACUCGAGAGAAAAAUAAACCAGAGAAAUCCCAGCUGUCUGAUCUCACAACACAAUGCCAAGGAGUAGUGAUAACAGAGCAAAUCAUCUUUUACUGAACCUGUACAUCAUCAACAACUGAUCCAUUAUCAGCCAAAGUCCAAGGUCCGGUGAGAGUGAGGAUUCAUACUGCAGUAUAAAAACUGUAGCUUUUCAAAGAGCACCAAGACAUCACUGAGGACCUUGUAACUCCCUGCCUGAAAAUCUAUCUUUCUUGAAAAACACAACUUCAGAUCUAUCCUAUUGACGGAAGACUUUGAGUAAAUCACCAACCCUCUUGACUGCUGAACUAAACAGUGGCUGAAGUGGCUCCUGCCAAAGUCUGUCAGAGCCAAGAUUCAAAUGAAAUUGGACUUCAAGGAUUGUUAGAGGUGGCUAGCUUUACUUCAAUCACUUGUUAAAUGUGUUGAUGCCCAUUUUGUAAAGUUUUGCCUCCUUUUUGCAGCCUUGCUUUCAGUGAUUUUCUUGGACUUUGAAGAGAUUGUGAGAAGGAAAGCACAGGACAGAAUUUAGAAACUUUAGUAUUUUAUUUGUAGUAACAUGAUUUCUGGAUUGAUGUUUAACAAAAUGUAAAAGAACAUUUUUUGUUUCAAGGAUUUAUAUGGAAGACAGUUGAUUAAGUGAUGUGUCUUGCAGCAUGUUGGAAUAAUUUCUCAGUUUGCAACCACAUGGAGGUGUUUCGAAAUGAUUAUAUAAUCACUGCUUUUUAUGAUAAACUCUGAUUAACACUCUCUGGCCAUUUCUGUUAGUUCUCAAACUACAAACACCUUGUAGCCUGAGUACUAAAGUAUGUAGACCAUGUUUUUAGAAAAAUCUCAAUCUUAAGCUCAUCCACCUUUGUCGAAGCAGAAAUAAUCAACAUAUUCCUUUUUAUGGGUCUAAUUGAGGAAUAUGAAGUCUCCAAAUAGGGGAAUCACUUAGAAUUAUUCACUGUUAAAUUCGAGCAAAAAUUUUGGCACUCAACAUUGAAAGAUAUUUUCAGUUUUUAUUUGGAUACACCUUUCUCUUGGCUCUGUGAACACUACCUCUCAGUUUUUCCAUCGUUCCUAUCUCAGCAGAUCCGCCGGGGAUUGUAUUUUGUUGUAUCAAGGGAUUGAGGAUUACUAUUGUUCUGGAAAAUGUUAUUCAGAAGUCAACACGUGCGUACAGUCUUUGAAAACACCCAUUUAUAGACUUACACACCCACGCUCACACUUAGCUUGUGAAAAUGUAGGUCAUAAUUAGCUCCAGAAUAGAUGGUUGGGAGGUGUGGUGGAAAAGACUAAUUAGAGUGAUGACAUGAAUUGCAUUAGGGAUUUAGGUGAGAAAAGGUAGGGAGUAUGUCUUAAUGCUGUUUUUAGACAUGCUUGUGUUUUCAUCUUGUCAAAUUGCUCUGUGGAAACCAUCUAAACCGACCAAACACACUGUUUCAAAGCUGUUGAAGCUGUUUUGUGUCAGAAACCAGUUGUGGAAAAAAAAUAAGAAGGAAAAAUGGAGAGGCAGAAGGCAAACAGGGACUAGUUAUGUCCUCAGGCAUUCAUUUCUUUAGUUGUUAUAGUUGGAUGUUGAUUAAUGAGAAAAAUUUGUAAGAGGUGGGUUGUUCGGAAAAUCCAGAGAAACUGACGGAUGUUGGGAAAAGCUCAGAGAGGUGUGGUCGAAGAGGAAUGUUAUCCCACUUGUUAAUGUGUGUCAUAAAUGCAUAAGCGAUGGGAAAAGGAGUGAUAGAGCAACAGAAUGAAGGAUAACGUGUGUCUGGGUGUUAAUGUUUUGGAGAUGUUGAUUAAAAAGUGAUUGGUUUAGCAACUGAGGGGAAUGGCAGCAGGGAGGAAUAAAUGAUGAAACAGAGAGGAUGCUAAAUAAGGAAUGUGAGAGUGAGAUAAUGAGACUGGAUGGAGCCAUGUUAAAUGAGAGAAAAUGAGCGAAUAUGAUAAGCAUGGAAAACGGGUACUAAUUAAGAAAAACAUCAGAGAACAAGAAUGUUAAGUUUGGUAAAUGGGAAAUAAUAUUUCUGUAGAUCUUAAUUAAGAAUACUGAUUGAGGAAAGAAGGGUUGAUGAGUAACGCUGCAUGCAGAGAUGAGGUUUAUUCACGAAAGCAGGGUGGAGGAAGAAGAAGUAUAAAAGUGGUAAAAGCAGAAAGCUGAAAAUUCAUGACAAACAAGACUGUAAAAAAGUUGAAUUUGAAAAGUUCUUGAUUGCUAUUGUUUCGGCAGAUACUUAUGGUAAAACAGCAAAACAAUGCACAGGAGAUGAGAUGAGAUCUGAAGAGCAUGCCUGGGCGUCUUUAUUGUACAAUCAGUACAGAUGACAAACAGAGUCUUUGCAAAACCCAAGGAGAGGAGCCCCAGGCUUCUCUCACUCACACUUUUACACUGCUGAGUGUGUGUCAGAAUACAAUGAUUGUGAAUUUCUUGUGAAUUACAAAAGUGCACCCCUCAUAUGUGUAUUGCAUAGUUUUACAACUCUGUAACUCUAAUGUGUGUAUGUGUGUGUAAGUGCACGCUUUUCCCAUCAUCUAUUCGAUCACCGGGGGUCAUUCGGAAAUUCAUCAGUUGUUUGGAUUAUCUUUGACUUACUGGAAACUAUCAGAAAAACAGCCUGGGUUGUGCAACCUCAAGCUGCAAAACCAGGCCUAACCCCAAAAUGUUUAUAAAUCCUCAAUAAAUGAUAAUCACAUGUAGAUUUCUUUACCUAAACCUUUGGAUUUCACCUAAAUUGUGUGGAGCAAUUAUGGAUGUUUUUAUCCAAAUAAAUGCAAAAUUUAAAAUAUAAAUUUACAAUAAAUUAAAGAUCCAGAAAAGCAUUGAAGAAAGCACCAUAUCAUCCUGCCUAAAAGAGAAAAAAGGAGCAUUGGUAUACACACAUCAAUUUAUUUGCUAUUUGAGGGUGUAAUUAAGGAGAAGUGGUGCCAGGGGUUUAAACGGGUGAACGCUUAUUACACAACCACAUUAGAAAAUGGUGCGGUGAGGUUAUUGGCUGGUUAAAUGGCUGAUAGCUGUGUUACAGUGAUGUGGGUUUAAUAAGCUGCUGCCGGUGCUGCAUGGGGAGUUGUAAGAGCACAAGGAUGUGUGACCUGCUGAACUGAGGAUGAUCAUGUUAUCAGGAAGAUACAACAGCGGCUACAGUGGGGACUCUUCACAGUCGGCCUGUCUUCUUCUGACAUGAUUUGUAAUUUUACAUUAUUGAUUUUUUUGCUUUUGUAAAUUUGUAUUUGUAAAAAGAAACACAAUGUGGUUCGAACUGUGUUUCUCAGGAAAUGAUUACUGUGGAUAUUAGUAAAUCUUGGUCUAAAAGUUGAUAGUUAGAUGAAUACUUAAGAAAAUCAAAAGGGUAACUGUGAUGUAUCCUCUCUGAUAUAUUGUAUUAAGGUCUGUAUUCGACCUAAAGUUCAAUCUUUUUCCUAAUAUGGCAAAAGUGCAAGGGCUCUUGUCCACCAUGUGACAAAGAUGUACAGCAAUACAUCUUACAGCUUUAAGUUGCUGAUCCACCAGUGUUAGAUCAACAAGCCCUGGAUUAAGCCACCUUCAACUGCAGGUAGCCUUCUCAUGUCAGAGCAAAACCAAGUUCAGAUAGUAUAUUAAGUUUAGUAUUUGCUGGGAUUACUUCAUUCUACAUCUCACUAUUUUCUUUUUUUAUGUUUGACUUUAAUAGAUCUUAGAGAAUCAAAUGCAGACAAGUCAAUUUUGACCAAAUAUCUAAUUAUUGUAAAUGCACAAAAGCUGACAAAGAGGGUAAAUAUACACCUACUCACACUUUGCAUAGCAGAUAUUCCCUUCUCCAGUAUGGUCUAAACUCUAAAAGGCUGCAGGGAGACAGAUAUAUGUAUUAAAUGCAUACAAACUCCCAAUGCUUUCUUACUCUGUGAUUUUCUCUUUGUCUCCCUCUCCCUCCCUCUCUCAGUCCGUACAAUAUUGGGUUAUAGAGGACCUCAGUAGCUUACAGUGUAGAUCGAUGCAGCUUCUGAGAGUCUAGCUGGCCUUUAAUGUGAUAUUCUGAGUGGACAGCUUUUCUUCAAAUGUGCCUCUUAAUCACAUCACAGAUAAAUCUCAGCUGCGGUGUCCUCUCUCUCUCUCUCUCUCUCUCUCUCUCUUUCUCUCUCUCUCUCUGGAUUAGGGUUUAAGAAAGACCCCUUUGCUUGUAUAGUAGAAUUAAAUGUAUUCCCAGUUGCAAAUCUGGCCUACAGUCAAACCAGAGCUUUGCUAGGUCACAGUGAGGGCACCAUCCCGUGUAUGACUCUGCAGAAUAAAACCUUAUAUCACAAACAAGGUGAGAUGCCAAUUUUUUCAAAUAAUCAGCUGGCAUGAAGUCACAGGUUACUUAGCAACAGAAAGCCAGUUUUUUUCCCACUCUGAUCAAACUGUGGGUGAGCAGAAGGCGGAGAGAGAUUAUUUACAUAAAAGACACUGAAACAGAUUUUUUGGGGGGGAUUUACAGAAUAGUACAAACCAAAUACAACAAAGCAGUGAUUUUGCAUGGUUACUUUUGCAUCCAUAUGUUGUAUAAAGCACGGGAUAUUUACUGGUACUUAACAGAAAAAAUGCCUAAACACACACAAAAUGCUGCUAUUGUUUGCCCUCUGCUGCUUAAGCUAAAAAAUGUAGUGCAGUGAAGUUGGCAGAGAAAAAAAUUGACUUGGGAAAUGGAAUGAAUAUGGAUGGAUGGUGAAUGAAACAGGAUACCAUAUAAGAAACUGAAGAGUGUUACAAAUUUAACACAUCAUUUGUUAAGACAGAGAGCUAGAGGUUGAUUCUAAACCAAACAUGUAUUUGGGUGAGGUACAUCUAAUGGUAGGGCUGGGCGAUAUGGGAAAAAGAAAGUGUUCAGCAGCGUCUUCCUCAUUGGUGUUCAGCGGCUAUUUCUUUUGGUCGGCAGACUCCAGCAUCGAAACUUGGAAUCGAAAUUUUAAAAUUUGAACAGUUCGAUGCUCGAGACUCGAUGCCCAACCCUACACACCAUACACGUUGCCGCUCUAAACCCAGCUAAAUCAUGGAGAAUGCCCUUUUCUCUUUUUUAAUGCUGAAUAUUGAAAAAGCAUAUCAACCAUGUUUUAUAUUGAUAUCGAGGGAAAUUCAUUUUUGAUAUAUCAUUCAAACAAAUCAAAUUAAAUUUGGUUUGAUUGGUUUGAUUUGAUUUGAAAUUCAUUUUCGAUAUAUAUAUCGCUAUCAUUUUAUCGCUCAGCACUAUCUAAUGGACAAGCAGUUUUUGCUACAUUAGAAAACCAGGUGUUUAGUUUGAACCCAAAUGCACAAUCAGAGACAGAUUAAGCAGUUAAAUCAAUUUAUAUGAGGGCGAAAGGUGGAGAGGAGGGAUCCGGGUCUGAGGCAUGAGAAGGGAGUCUUAGGAGAGGUGAAGGCUGGAGAUGUGAGAGCUUGAGGAGGAGGCUGGUGAUUGAAUCCACAGAGAGUAUGGCAGCUUGGAAGAGAUUCAGUAGUAGCAAUGAAGGCACUGGAAAAGAUAGAGGAAAGCUAAAUUAGUCACUGGUAAAACACACAUAAAAAAGAAAGCUUAAACAAUUGUAAAUUCACAAGAGAGCUCUAGAGACUGGCUGAGAUACAACAUUCGAAGUGGGAAUAAUGUGACGCUGGAGAAACCUCACAGCGGGGCUUAAAUGCAGGUGGUGAGUGCAGUUAUAUGGGUCAGGUGUGAAGGUGCAGGUGGAGCAAGUGCAGGAGGGAGCCACCCAAUUUCUGUGAAGAGGAAAAACAAACAUACACACACAAACGCAAACACAACAGACAUCUUAGGCGACCUGUUCUUCCCCCUGGGAUUGAAGCUAAUGUCUCCUCCAUCCUUCCUCUUUCCGCAGUCGUCCAGCACAUAAAGAGACACAACAUCGUGCUGAAGAGAGAGCUGGGAGAGGGAGCUUUUGGAAAAGUCUUUCUGGCGGAGUGUUACAACCUCUCACCUGACCAGGAGAAGAUACUCGUGGCUGUCAAGGUAAUUUGGGGGUUCACUUAUCCUAAUUAUCUUUCUCUGUUUAGAACUGUUGGCUUUCAGGUGACAAGUUUCAAAAGAUUUAUGGUUCAAAUUCAAAGUCCUGGUUAAAAAUGAAUUAACUAGCUGCUCUGACAUUUCGAGGGGUGACUGUGGUUUGAAUGACGAUAAGCUGGUGGACACUCGGACCUCCUGCUGCUACUACAGUCAUUGUUUUAAUUGAUCAUUUUCAAUAAAUUCCAGGAAUUUCCCUGAAACUUUGAAAACCUCAGGCUUCCCUUUAUAGUGUAUGAAAAUUUCUCUGUAGCAUCACUCGUCUAUAAAUGUUUAACAUACUGAUUUAUAGUCUGUGUACAUCUUUUUUUACUCUAUAGCACUUCCUCUGUUGGACACAAGAUCAGUCGUACACCUUUGCUCCUCUCAGUUAAAGAGUAACUUGGAUUUACACUCAAAUGCAAAACUUUGGCAAAUAAAGGGCUUCAGUUGGAUAUUUGACUAGUGCAGAUUUAUGGUCAUUUUAAAAAUUUCCAGAGGGUUUUUAACCUUGCAAAACAGAAGCUUCGAGCUGUUGCGCUUGUUUACGGUCAGAGAGUGACCAGGCCAAUUAGCAUCAUUUGAGGAGAAGGAGGUAGUAGCUGCAGGCGUGCUUAUUUGUGGCAACUUCAAGUCUGUAAACAGUAUCUGCCCUUGAAGAGAUAAGCAUGGAUGUAACCAGUUUUCUUAGGAAAUAUGCUCUUUUUAGACGUGUAUUCUGAAAACAUAGAUGGAGGUUAAUAUAACCGAAGUAAAGAACAAACUUCUAUAUGUGGUAGUUAUCUCAUUUAGCUGCUUGGUAGCUAAUGGUAGCAUACAGAUCAUAUGUUUCAUAAAUCAACCACAUAUUUGGUGUGGCAUUGUUAUAAAACUUAAAUUAGUGUCCAAUUUAUUCAAAGCACAAAAAGAACGUCUGUCUUUGCUAAUAAGAGAAAACCCUUAAAUCGCCUUGUGUUAAAGGGAUAUUUCAGUGUAAAAUUAAGUUAGGGUCAAACACCAUAACACUGAGUUAGUCACCCAACUUUAGUAACGACCACAUGAUAGCAAUACGCAGCGUUCUGAGGAGCCAUAAAGAAACCUCAACCAAAACGCCACUCUAUAGCCACAAAUAAUGCUCAGAACAGCACCUAACUUCAUCAACAGUACAUAUGGGGUCCCAGCCAUAGUACUAGCCACCAAACAUCUUUUUAGCUUUGCCUGAUUUCUUUAUCAAAGAGACUAAACACAACUCAACUACUCUCUUCCAGCAGCCGCUUGUUUGUACCAAGACAUCGGGUGAGUCCAUCGACUACAGCGGGUGCCGCAGCUCAAGAAAGAACAUUUAUGAUCAUUUCUUCAUGGAAAUGCAAUCAGACAGAGACGCUAAGGCAGAAGAACUACUGCGUCUGCAGUGCAAAAUGGUUCAUAUGUUGAUUAUUACUUCAAGGAAAUUAUAAAGUUAUAAUCCUAAAUGUUCUUCCUUGAGCUGCGUCACCCCGCUGCGGUCGAUGGACCUGAGGUCUCGCUACAAACAAGCGGCUGCUGGAAGAGAGUGGGUGAGUUGUGUUUAGUCUCUUUGCUAAAGAAAUUAGGCAAAGUUAAAAAGAUGUUUGAUGGCUAGUGCUGUGGCUGGGACCCUAUAUGUACUGUUGAUGAAGUUAGGUGCUGUUCUGAGCAUUAUUUGUGGCUAUAGAGUGGCUUUUUAGUUGAGUGCGUGGCUCUCUGUAUUGCUAUAGUGAGGUCAUUACUAAAGUUUGUAUAACUAGAGAAGCAAGCGGUCGGCAACAUUCAUCUCUCAACAGGGUGACUAACUCAGUGCUAUGGUGUUUGACCCUAACUUAAUUAAUUUUAUGCCAGAAUAUCCCUUUAAACUAACAGUUGUAGUUGUCCAAAUAAGACACUGAUUGAAAUGUCUGCUACUCAGGUUGUGAACUUACAGUAGAUUCUGUAAAUAAUACCCUACAGUGUAAAAAUAUAGUUUUUGUGUCAUAAGGUAUUGUGUAUUGUUUUCAAACUGUGAGCUUGUACUUGAUAGGUGACAGGGUGACUGAAGAAAGGUUACCUUUGUAUCUGCCAGACACAGACGGGAAGAUUAUAUAAUAAACACAUAUCAUUCAGCCUUCACCACAAAGAAAGUGUCUCAGAUCUAGAGGAGUCUGGUUUCAAUGUGAGAUAUUUUAAAAUCCCCCCGACUGCAGAAUGAUUGUUGGCACAAAAAUAAAGCCCAUAAUGUCAUUACUGAAAGUGGAGUUGAUGCUUUUUCUGCUGAGAUCUGAUACCUGAGAUAUAUUUGAAAUACUGAACAGUUCACUGCCGUUCAAUGCAUGAUCCUUGAUGGAUUUGUGGCAUUUAUGAGGAAAAUCCUUCAUAUGGCCCCCGCACAGUUUAGACUCCCUGUCUGGCAUCUCGUGACCUCUGUUUUAUCUGCUAUUGUUAGAAAGUUGUUCCUUCAGAGAGUUUCUCUUUAAGGUAAAAUUACAACCAAACCACCGACUUCCUGGGUCAAAUCGAACGGUUUCCCAUGGAGCAUCCUCCCAUUAAGUCCAUCUCUCCAUCAAGCACGCUCUCUCUCCUGGUCUGUGGUGAAACUGGAUCUGAUCAGUGAAGAACUUCUCAUUAACAAUACAUGACCUGUGAGAGACCCCCCUCUCCUUCCUUUACCCCUCCACUUCCUCCAUCCUCAGCACUUCAUCUCUAACGCUCACCUGCAGUACUUUCUCCUCUCUCUUCUGCAGUUCCCAAUCCUGUUACUCUCCUUCUCCUAAAUCUUCUUCUCUUCCUACACCUUCUGUCUCUCUCUCCAGCUUAGCUCUAAAUCGCUUGCUGGCCGCGCUGAUGUUUGCUGCCAGCUUAGCUUCAGCUCAGUGUGAGCAGCAGGUAAAAUAUGCACCUGAAAAAAAUCCCCUAGAAGCAGACUUCUUGGUUGUAAAGUAUGAGGCUUCAUUGCUGACCGAACAUAAAUUCUGGUAAAACAUUUUAUAAUUGGCACUCAACCUAUACUAAAAAAUAAAUUGUGUUUCCCAAACGGCAUGUAGACAUGAUGUAGAUAAAUCAUUUAAUCAUUGGAGUCACUUCAUUGAUUCAACUCACUCAGUUGGAUUUUUUUCCUUUUCAAUUAGCUAAUGUACCACCUGCCUAUACUAUACUCUUCCUGCUCUUCCCAUCCUCAUCUUUUCGUCAACUGAUGACAACAACAUGACUCACCAUUUCUCUCCAGUUGUCUCUUUCUCCCCCUCGGUGCUGCAUCAACAAACAGCAGAUGUGAUGAAAGCUGGUGGGGAGACAGAUUUUUCAAAUGAAUAAUGAGAUUGUUUCCCCUUCCCCUAGCUCAAAGGGCAAGUUAACCCAAAUUACAAACCAAACUCGAAGGGACUGUUUCUUUACCAGAGUAAUUACAAAGAUGGCUGGAAACAAUGAGAGUUGAGUUUGAGUAUAUGUGACAGUCGAAUUUGUCAGGCAGUGCUCUUUUUUUUCCUGUCACAGGCGUACUUUUUUAAAAUGAGUUAGUGUGCUGUUUCCCAAAAAUGUUUCAGCACAAGCUUCUGUAACUCAGUGCAGUUUCUGGCUGAGCUUUAGUUCAUUUUUCACUCUGAAAAAAUGAGGUGUAUUCCUGGAGCUAACAUUACAACCCAGUUGUGAACUCAGGCUGCAUGAAGGGCAGUAACAGGAAAAAAAGUUAAAAACGAGGGCGAACUGUAUCUGACAUGUGAGGCCUUUUAGAUGGAACUGUUUUGCAUUUUUUCCACUAGAGAAGCAUCCGUAAGGUAUGCUUUUCCACUGGAGAGUGGAAGGACACAAUUUCAUCUCACUCUCUGCACACUAAGGGUCGAGCAUGUUAUCGUGUUCCCUUUGUAAGACGCACAACCUCUAAGGCAGGUUUUCUAAUUUUCUCCACUGAAAGGGCUUCCUGCAUGUCAGGCUGCUUUUUCUUUCCAAUAAGCGUGUGUUCUCACAUCAUGUUUGGUUGAAAAUUCAGUCUGUGUGUAACCAUAUUUGAUUUUACUUGCACAGGACAUAUUUUCAAGAGCAUUACAAAGGGCGUGUGAUAACAGCCUCUGAAAAAAAAGUAAAAAAGUAAAAAAAAACACUGUUAUGUCUUUCUCACCUGAAGGGCACCUAGGGUCAGAACCAAGCAGGGUGAAGCUGCAUUCAGCUUCUAUGGCCCUCUCCUGUCAAACAAACUCCCUGAACACCGUAGAUGUGCACAAACUGUCAGCUCAUUUAGACCAGGCCUGAAAACAUCACUGUUUACUGCAGCUUCCCUAUAGCAUCAUUUCCUUUUAGUUCUACUUUGCUGUUCUGUCAAUUUCAAUAGUUUUAAUGAAUUUAAAAUUAUAUUUAAAUAUUUUAUUGAUUCUUAGAUGUCUUUAAUUUUAAAUCGUUUUAAUUUCUCUUUUUUUAAAUUUCUACUUAAAGCACUUUGAAUUGCCUUGUGUAUGAAUGGUGCUAUACAAAUAAACUUGCCUUGCCUAAAAUGCAUUAACACCAAAAGCAGGAGGACUGAAAGGGUAUGUUAUUAACAAUGCAGGAAUACAAUACAUUACAGGAGUACAUCAAAUUGUUUUCUACACUAAAUAAUCACUUGAAGGACACAUCUUGUUUACUCCACCAGAGAGACAUUCCACAAUGGCACAUUGUGACAUUUUCUAUGCAAUGGCAUCAUAGAUGCUUGGUGCAAAGCUUUCUCCUCUACAGGUACAACAGCAGGUCAUGUUACUUGGCUUUUUCUCCUUCAGAACACUCUUGUAAAAGAGAAUUGUAAUCUCAGUGAGGCUUUUCUGGUUAAAUAAGAUUAAAUAAAUAAACAAUAAGGGAAACUGUGAAGCAUGUUUUGCAGAUUUACUCACCCAUAGAAGCACCCUGAAGGGGCUAGUAACGCCAUUUUCUAUGUUGGUACUCACUAGGGCACCUAAUCACAUUUUCACUAAUGUAAAGGAACCAAAGAGAAAAGCUGUCAUAUUAGACACAUUUUUAGGGUAACAAAUAUAAUUAAAUAUAAUAAUAUUAAGGAAUUCUGUGCUUUAGGUUUAGUUUAGUUUAUUAAGGAUCCCCAUUAGUCUACACCACAGUGGAGACUAUUCUUCCUGGGGUCCUGGGCGCCACGACAUCCCAGUUUGAUCAGGCUGUUGCCAUGUAUUCCUGAAUGAUUCACAGUAUCUUUGCUUUUAUCUUUUUACUGGCUUUCUGGAAGUUUGUUUAAAAUUUAUGUGACAGUCUGAUGACAAAAAAUAAAACAAAAUAUACAUGCAGGAGUGCCAAGGAUUUUCAAGCCAUUUAACUAUCAUUACAGUCAGUUCCUCAACUCCUCAACAGUGUAGGGAGAGUUGUAUGUUAAAGAUGAUUUGCUUUAAUGCCCCAUACCCUAUUGAGAGCGUUGUUACUCAUGUACAUAUUGCACUUAUUUUGCACUCUGUCAUGCUUGGUGUAUUACAGAAACAUGUUCUCCCGUGUGUAGCUCAUUACAAUAAGCUACGCUCGCUAAUCGAGCUUAAUGGUCCUGGUUUUAGAACCAGCGAUCAAUCAGCCAGUCGAGCAGAAUACAGGAGCAACUUACUGUUACUGUACCUCAUACUCUGAGGCCCCAUCAAUCACAGGAAUGCACGCAGAUACACACAGAAAUAUACAUGCAUGUUUCUGCACGCCAUCAAUCAUCAACAGCUAGCACUUUAAUAAUGUUGUCAUACAUGUAAAUGUGAGUUACCGCAUUCCUGAGCCAGGGGUUGUUGAUUGCUUUUUAUUUGUCUGGGGACCCGGGUAUGCACAGGCUGGAUGACUAACAGUGCAACAUUAUCACUGUUAGCCUGAAAAUUAAUGUAGCGAUGCAUCAAGCACACGAUUCAGGCAACAGUCCAUGUGUAGAUGGUUCUGACUCACAGUCUUUUUUAACUUUCCUGGAUUUAACAUUCGUACGGCUUUGCCCUUCAGUGAUGAAUAUUUGUUACAGUGAUUAUUAAAUUGAAAGUGCAGUUAGCUGACUGAACCCAGUGGAGCAGUGCAUGUGCUUGCCAGAGAGACAGAUUUCUUUUAUUAAACCAAAUUUUGCAUCCAAGGUUUCCUUUAGCUGUGAGCACAUAGUGUAAGCUACAUAAAGUACAGUAUGUUCAGCUCGUGAGUAAUCCCAUAAAGGUUUCAGUGGACCAUCAUUGAUCAAACACAAGAUAAUGAAUAAAGCUGGAUGCUAAAGGCAGUGCUGCGUGACCACUCAUACGUUCCACUUGUUUAAAGGUUCAUAAGUUAUAUAUGUUUCAUUAAAGUCAGAUAAAUUAUGGGCUUUGUUUGUGGCCUCGUUUUAUCAGCUAAUAUUGACAGAAAAAAAACACCUCAGACUGAUGAUUUGACCUUCUGUUUCAUGUUAACAGAGUUAUGGUCAAGUCUUUCUAACUGGAGAUUUUCGGGAGCAGCUAAUUUUGUUUAAACAUAAAUUUGAAUUCCUAAACAUUCAAAAUAAACACAUUUUAUUUCACAUAGUUAAUCGUGUGAUCACAGUCUGUCAAAUUGGUUGGACAGCGAUCACUACCAGCCUUUGGUCCAUAUGAAUGUCUAUGCUCAAAGGUCUGUGCAGCUGAUACUUCUCAUACACCGCUCACAUACAGAUUUAUCUCCACUGUCUCGGUCGAAAUUCUGCCAAACCAUGCUGCACUUUAAAAUGCUUUCUCAGCUGUUUUUGUUUACAUCCAGAUAGUAGAGCAGAAUAACACUGAAGAAGUAGCCAUGGACUGGAGCCACAGCGUUGAGCGAUAAUGUAUCCACAGCUUCAUCACAACAUUUGAAGGUCAUUUUGGCCUUUCAAAAACUAGAAUGUUAAUUAGUUUAAUCUAGGGUCGCACCAAUCACAAUUUUCUGGCUGAUCACCGAUCUUUAAAAAGCUUGACCUGCCAAUACCGAUUUUAGCCGAUUCCUUUUUUUAUAUAUAACUGUCAACGUACACCUUCGAUGCUUCAGUCUAAUUUUAAUGAAAAACAUUUAACAACACUUGUGGAACAAUACAAACCUUUUUGUGUUUGUUUUACCUGCACAUUAGGUAGUUCUCAUUAGGUAGUUGAAAAGUUUCAAAUAUUGCUGUCCAAACUACUAAAUUAUAUCAUUUCCUUUAGUCUUUUAUUUUCCACAUUUUAAAAAUUAACAAUACGUGUGCAACAGGUCACGCUGCAGGCCUGUUUUGAGCCUCUUACCAAAAUAAAGUGCACAGCAGUAUUUUGCUUUUACAAAUAAAGGAAAUCAAAAGGUUUGAGGAAGUUAGUAAAAUAAUAAUCUACCGGACAAACUAAACUGGUGGGUUGGGUCUGUCGUUCUGGCAAAAGCAAAAAGCAACAACGGCUGACUUUAAGACCUUUGCUGAGGUAGGAAAGAUCUGAGGAUAAAAUCGGUUUUAUGUGUAAGGAUCGGCCGAUCACUGAUCCCGCAAAAUUGAGGAAAUAGGCGCCAAUUUAUCAGUGCAUGUUUAGUUUAAUCUGUGGUGACUUGGAAGGGUAAUAGUGUUUAACAGUUAAGUCAACUAAACAUGCUCAUCUCUGUCUUUAACGCUAAUAACAUAUUGAACAGCUCCAUAGAAAGAAAUCCAAUAUUUUUGUACCAUACAAAGCCAUUUUCAUAGAUGUGUUCUUUGUCUUCUUACUAACCCAAUCAUCAGCUGUAAAUGAUCAAUGUGUCAUUAUCCAGUAGUGGACCCAUCAUUAUCAUUUAUAAUUGCUGGUAUCAAGGUUUUUAUUAUUUCUGUCAUGCAUCCUCACAUGUUUGUUUCUCCCUGAAAACAUACAUUCAGCCAUGUGAAGUAAAAUACUGAAAUUUCAUACAAAGACUCUCCAACCAGAGCAAAUUCAACCCAGAUUUCCCAUACAUGUCUGAUAUCAUAUUGCAGAAAGAGACUGGAGCAUAGGCAGUAUCCACACUGCAAUAAACCGCCCUAUAAUCUUCAUGUAAUAUCACAUUACUUACUGUAAUGUACAUGACCAAGCCUCGGUUUCAUGAUACAUGAUUACUUAAAUGCGCGUGGGUGGAGUUACAGCCUGUCUCAUUUUCUAGUAUCUCAGCGUUCUGGCCGAAAGGUCGUGGGUCGUUUCCUCCUUACAGAGAUUUCCUCUCCUUGUCCUUAAUAUGUAAUAGGAGCUACUAUCUGCGUUGUUCGCACAAAGACAGACACACACUCGCAAGGUGGAAUGUGAAUGUAUAUCCAUAUCAUACAUUGUAGGAAGACAAUCAAUUAUUCAUGUAGGACAAGAGGAAUUUUCUAUUUUCUUCCUCUUUUGAUGUGAAAUAGAGACUCUAUAUCAUUUUCAUUUCCUGCAUCUCCUCCUCUUUUUCUCUCCAUCUCUCUCCCCCAGUCUUUUUUCUCUCUGUCACAGAUGCUUGUUACACAACCUUCCUGACAGGUUUCCUGAUUCAUGGAGGGAGGGGCUAAGAUUAGUUACAAAAGAAACCAGGGAAUAUAAUGAAUGUAAACAGUCUUGUACUUUGUAAUGGCUCACAUUAAUAUAAAAUGACUCCAUUUUUUUUCUUGCUCUGCCGUGGUAGAAGCUCUUACUCUGCGCCUGUAAUUUCACUCUGUGUGAGCGGCAUUGCUGUAACUCACUUUUACAAGGCAAGACACUUACAUUUUGGGUUGGGCAUCAGCCAAAUAAAGUAGAGCAGACUGGGUGCACUGUGAACAUGACUAAUUGGAAAUAGUGUACGAGGCAUAAUGUGUGAGUUUUCAAUUUGUCGGUGCAUUAAAAUGUCAUUUCUUUGUGCACGUGUGUCUCCGUAUGUUUGUGUCUGUGUGUGUGUGUGUGUGUGUGUGUGCAGACACUUAAAGAGGCCAGUGAAAAUGCCAGGAAGGAUUUCCACCGGGAGGCUGAGCUGCUGACCAACCUGCAGCAUGAACACAUUGUCACUUUCUAUGGAGUGUGUGUGGAGAGUGACCCUCUCAUCAUGGUGUUUGAGUACAUGAAACAUGGAGAUCUCAACAAGUUCCUCAGGCAAGGCUUCGUUUCUGGCAGCUGAUGCAUUAAAAUACAGGCUUUUUUCUUAAUUGCUUUCAUAAAAACAGGUUUCAAAAGACUAUAAAAUCUUUACUCUUUUUGUAACAAUCUGCGUAGUGGAAGUUUUCUGUGCUAGUUCAUAAAAAAACAUCUUUAUCUUCUUAAUAUUCUCCCAGAAGAGCAGACGGUAUUUUGGCAGAAAAACAGGAAUGACAACAAACAGGGUACCUCACACAAUAAACUCCCCUUCCUUCACAGGGCUCACGGUCCAGAUGCAGUUCUGAUGGCAGAGGGUCAGACCACCAGACCCGUGGAGCUGACCCAGUCUCAGAUGCUGCACAUUGCUCAGCAGAUAGCAUCCGGCAUGGUGUACUUGGCUUCACAGCACUUUGUGCACCGCGACUUGGCCACCAGGUUUGUCAGUAACCCUGUUAUUACAGUCUAGAUGAAAUCCUGCCUCUGAGACGCAAAGUGGACCACACCAUUCAGACAUGUCCACUGAGCUUUUAAGCCACAGGAACCUACCUGAGUAUCAUGGUAUUGCUGAUAAUAACUGGUGUAUUAUGAUGCUUAUUGAGGUUUCCUUAUGUGAUUGGACCACAGUCAAAAAGUUAUCCAUUUGGUUUAGAACCAUACCUGCCAACAUUUGGGUUAUAAAAUACGGGAGAUUUUUGCGGCGCGCGCUGGGCAGUUUUGGGGUUUCCUUGUAUGGUGGAUAUGAGCUAAUUAUGGGAGUAUUAGUAGUUUAAUUGCUUAUCCAAAUAUUAGUAUAAGUGAAGCUGUACACUUUUUUGUUUUGUUUUAACAAUAACAAAUGGUAAUAAAAAAAAUAAUAGCUACGAUAUGCCUUGAACUUAUUUAGUCUACUAAUAUUAGUAUUAAAGUCCUCAUAUGUUUUACAUGCUCUCUCAUAUGAGGCCAUCUGAAUAUCUGAGCAUAUGAGGCCAUCUGAACGCAUCACUCCAAGACGGAGCGAGACUAUCAACGUAAAUAUUGUAUCUCGCAUUUGUUUCCCCUUCAUUGAAGUGUCCAUUCUGCAGCAAACACUGCUUAAAUAUAGUUUACAGCUGACCUGAAUCAUCCCAAAUUGUAAAGUAAAAGUAUCAAUCCAGUUUCUGUGAGGCUCAGCAGAAACACAGGACAAUCUUCAGUUGUCUGGAAACUUUGGACAAAUAUAGUGAUCCGAUUCAUGAAUGAAUGUGGACCAUUAAACUACGGGAGAUUCCCGGAAUAAAUGACAAUACUGGAGGUGGGCGGGAGAUAGGUCUGAAAUACAAUAGAGUCCUGGGAAAAACGGGAGUGUUUGCAGGUAUGUUUAGAACUGAUGAUUGUAAACUAAUUCAGAUCUAUUGUCGUGGGCAGCUACAUAAUAUAUAAACAAUGGUUAUACUAUGACUAAAGUUGGUUUACUAUGCAGCUCAAUAAUUUCCUAAAUAUCCUCCUUAUGUUAAAAAAAGAGAGAAACAUGCGUUUAUUUUUAAACAAAACAUCAUUUAUUUAACCAAACUAAGCUGAUUUGGGGUCAGUUUUUGCAGAUAUAAUAAUAUUCAGUGUAUGUAUGAGGUAAAUAAUCCUUCAGUGAAACUUAAGCUCCGUAACAUCGUUAUUCAAUAAUCUUCUGACCUUGCUUUGUUUGCUCACGUAUAUGCUUGUGUUUACCCUUCAGGAACUGCCUGGUGGGGGAGAAUCUGCUGGUAAAGAUUGGAGACUUUGGCAUGUCCAGAGACGUCUACAGCACUGACUACUACAGGGUAGGUGUAUGUGUCGAUAUCUUUUCUGGCCCCUUUUUUAGCCCCCACCUCCCUGCUGCAUGGGUCCCUUUCUGCUCCCCCCCUGCAUGGGCAUGACUGAUGGACUCUGCAGAGUUACAAUAAGACUCUUGCUGUGGUAGGUCAAUGAGACUGCAGUGAAGUUAAACAUACAUACAUGUAGCUGUGGAGCGCUCCCUGUGAUGUCAUGCUGUAUAUAAUUAAAUGAACUCAGGGGGUGGAGGAUAAAUGGCAGGCUUUCUGAGGUCAUACUGUGUGUGAAGUAAGGGUUGUUUGUUUGGAAUGAACUGCAGCACUCUCUCUUACUGAGAUUAGCAUACAUAAAUAGUUUGACAAUUAAUUUUGUCCUGAUUAGAUAGUUCUCCUCAGUGUAUCUUCUCUUCAGCCAAAAAAAGUUCCAUUAAAAUAAAAUUAAGAGCUGUGAUAGAAGAAAAAAAAACGUUAUAGGAAUAAAUUCAUGUAAGGCUGAGUGUCACCACUAAUGGUCUGAAUCAUCUGGAUUAGGAUUCACAAGGUUGAAUUUGAUUUUAAUUGCAAUUUGAUCCAGUUAAAUCCUAAUAAAAUUGAUAGCAAUUUGUUCAGGGACAUCACUGCUACUUUACCGCUUUUGUUUGAAUAUUUAAGAGAUUCUCAGAAAACUGAUGAUGUUACUCAUAGGAACCAGGUACACUAGUAAAAUACUGAGGUUUUAUUAUAUUAUUUAUUAUAUCACAAAUGACCAAAACACUGCAGAAGUCAAAAUAAGUCAAUGAAUGAAUCAUUUAAUGAACCUGCUCUUGGCUGCAUGAAUUGCCUUUCCCACACAUAAACACAUAAAUACAGUGCUAUAUUCACUGUGUUGUUAGGUGGCCUGAUGUUGAUGAUGUUAGUCCCAUCUAUGUAUUCAUCUAUGUAUUCAAGCAGUUAUACCAUGCUGUCACUGUCAUUGAAGAUCGUUUUACACUUGUGCUUAAUGCACUGUCAAGGCAAGUCUUGGGCUUUGUUGUUGCAGAGUUGUUUUACCUCUAUAUGCAAUUUGACUCCUCUGAAAUAUCACAAGUAGCCUGGUAUGAGUAUGUUAAUAUGACUUUUAAAGCCAGAAUUAUACUGUACAGACAUAUAGAAGACGAAAGUUGGGAGCUGGACUGUAACUUAAAAAGAAAUGUCUUCCUAAAGAGGAUUUUGCUUGUUGUUGUUUUUAAAAGAAAAUCAUUUUAAACAGGAAAAUCAAUUUCCUCUAACCCAGCCAAAACUCCCCAGGAUAAGACCCACUCAUAAAAAGUGAUGGUAUUCUGUAACAAGGUAAUGAUUGUUAGGGUACUUAAAACAAUAUGUAUAUAAACUUGAUAUAACUAUGUUCAUAUCUUACUCUGGAAUUUACUGGCCCUAUACCCGGGAUAUGUGUUAGUCACUCAUGAGAUGUUGAGUAUCAUGUUCUGCUUGUUAAUGCUGAGCAAAAAAAAUAAUUCAAGGCAAAAGUUUUGUUUUGUCUAAAUCAGUUUCAUAAAAAUGCUAAAUUUGUGAUUUUUAGAUGGCAGCUUUGAAUCAAUAAGAUUUUUCGAUAAAUGCUUUGGAUCCAAAAUGUUUCAAAAAAUGAAGAACUUCAGUUUUUCCAAAAAAAUCAUUGUUUCAUCAACCAGUCCAGUUUACAACACAAAUAUUCCUGCAACACUGUGAGGCGAGAGUAUACACUGAAGCAUGACAAAAAAACAUAUUAAUAGCACUGCUUAUGGCAGAACUAGUCUGCAGGAAGUGUUAGUCAUGAGGCAUACACACACACACACACACACACACACACAAACAUACGAACACACUCAGAGGGGAAGUACUCGAAAAAGAAAGAGCAGAGAAAACGUAGAAAACACUCCAAAAAAAGAAAGAAUGGUGGUGCAGAUAUUUGUGUGUGAGUCUUUCUAUGAGAGCACAUGGAUGUUAGAGAUAUUUAGCAGCUCCACUACGAGUGUCAAGACAACCUCAGGGUGCAGGAGACUGACUGUGUGUGUUUUAUCCUAAGGUAAAACCAUUUGUCAGCUCUCCCAAGGCAGAAAUCUAAUAAAUCGUUCUGAUUGAUUGAUAGUGACUGUCCACUUUUUUCUGCCCUGACUCCACUACUGUGACAAAAUGACACAAGUGACAGAGACCUUGGGAGAAGAGAGAGAAAGAGAAGGUGCAUAACUGAUGACAAAUAAUCUCUUCUUGGACAAAUGACAGCAGUAAUCAGAUUCAGCAAACUACGGAUAAUCUCAAAUCUCAGUAAAGGCAGUGAUUGAUUUAUUUUAUUCAUUUUUAUAUUUUCAAGGUAAAGUCCGCUGUUAUUUUUUUGCCAUGGUUUUAUCCAUAUUUAUACAUACAGUAUUUAUACAUUUAGAUAUAUUAUACCAGCACAUGAUUUUAGGCUUUUUGUUUAUAAUUAAAGAACAGAAUUUAGAAAUAGGUUUUUUAUAUGUUGAAUUUAAUUUUGAUCCAUUAAAGACAAUCUUUUUGGUUUUCUAUGUUAAUUCAGCAUGAAUUUUAUGAGCUUAAAAGCUACAAAUUAAGAGAUUAUAAAAUAUUCUAAUUGCCUCAUAACGUCAGUGCUCUUUUUUUAGACAUCGCCCUUCACUUUGGAAUAACUGGUUACGUUUGGCAUCAAAUCUAAAAUGUAAAACACAUUAAAAUCCUUUCCCCUGUGGCGUUUUUGUGCUUUAUCUGUGUGACAUCACACAGCGCCCCCCACCCCCACCCUCACCCCUCCUUUCACCCCUCCAUAAUAAAGCUAAGCGCCGAGGCUGUAGCCAUGGCGACAAUAGAAGGCAGUGGCGGCAAGCCUCAGAGUUGUAUCCAGCGUUUUCUCAGGAAGAAAAGUAAUCAGAGAACUUCUGUUUAGUAUGCUGAGGGAGUACGAGAGGCAGAGAGGGGGGAGAGAGGGACAGGGGUGUGGGAGACAGAGGCAUAAGGGUGGCAAAGAGAUGAAAGGAGGGAAAGACUCGCAGAAAAGGAGAGAUGGUGGGGAAAGGGUGGCAGGCCAGAGAGGAAGAGAAAACGACAUGAAUAUAUAUACAAAAGAAAACCGAAAAGAAGUAAUAGAGCGAUCCUAAGGUGGGAGAGGAGAGAUCUGUGUACGGCGUACAGGGUUGUCAAUAAAAAACACAAACACAUUCUGCAGCUUUAGGCAACCACAGAGCAGGAAAUAAAAGACAGCAGGAAACAGGGAGAAGUGACAGAAAAGGACAGGGAGGUAGACAGACAAGGGUAAGGAACAGUAAAGCAAGAGAGGUACAGGUUUGUGGGAGGUAAAACACAGUGAUCUAGCUGUGUUUCAGCAUCCAGGAGAGGCAGGAAGGUGUGUGUGUGGUUGGUGGGGGCUGUAGGGAUCCAGUCAUGCUCUUGCGUCAGAGGGUAGCAAAGAUGAGUCAUAGAGGAAUUGGAGCCCCCCCCCAUCCCAACUUACACACACCCACCUCAUGCCUAUGUGUGUGUUAGCGUGGGCCGUGGUGACGUCAUUGAAUCCCCUGUUACACAAUAAAGCUGACAAAGAAGACACACGUGGUGCCUCCGUUAAAUCUUCAGCUUUACAGCCUUUUUUUCUCGGUGUGUAUAUUUAUGUCAGUUGGACUUGAGGGACGCUGGAUGCAUUCACUGUGCUGUUUACUCCCUGUCUCCCAGCACUGAUUUCAUGCCCAAAUGUAUAGGAUAAAGGAGAAUUAAAUGUCUGCUUGGGUUUUAGGGCUGCAGUCUGACUGGUUUACGCUGCUGACACAGGCUGCUGAAAAACAAUGGCAACAAAGCAGAGCUAAACAAUCUCUGCAGAGUAAUUUGGCUGGUGUGCUUUUUCUUUUCUCCCUUUUUUUUACAACCCAUCUCUGGGUCCCAACCAGCUCAGGCAAACAGCAUCUUAAUGGAGCACCUGGAGAGGCUGGAGUGGAGCUGCAUUUAGUGCAAGAGGAGUGUGUAUGUGAGCAGACAAAACACCAACGUCCGCUGUCUGUGUGAAAAGAUAUGAAACAAAACAAAGAGGACUCUGUUACCACAUUAAAAAAUACAACAUAUGGACACCUGUUUGUCUUUGAAGGGAAAUUGUUCCCAAAAAAGCAAAAAAAAAAUGCAGUCGUAUAAAGACAUAAUGCACGUGAAUUAACAACAGUUUUAACAUUUUCCAUGUGAAAUAGCUAGUUAACCAAGUUCUCAUGUUAAGGUGGAAGUUUUCACAACUCCAUCCUCACUUUGUCUCACAGCAAUAUAAUCCAUAUGGACCUUUUUAAAUUUUUAGAUCAUUAAUAUUGACCAUUUUUCUAAAACAGAAUUAUUGUGAUCCCAGCCCUUUAAAGACCCACCAAGAACUCCUCAGAGGAGCUUUAACUUGGACUUUGAGAUAUGAUGUCUUUGCUUACAGCUGUAUUUACUACCUCACCUAUAUUUUCUGUCAUUGUUUUUCCUGGAGCAGACAAAAAAAAAACAAGAUAACAAAAGAGUCUGUGAUAUUUUUUGUGGAUAAAUAAAAGAUCUUUUGAUAUUAAAUCAUGUCACUUUGACACAAUGGGUGAAUAUUUAUAGCGAUGUAACAUACUGAAUUUAGGAUAAGACACUGUUGUGAUUGUAGACAAAAACUUCAGCUGAAUACUUUAGUGCGAGUUCAUGUGCUUUAGGGAAAACACAGCUACGUUUGACUCAUUUUGAUCUUGAUCUGGAUCUGACAGUGUUGUGCUGUCAGUACGCUCAGAUCCAAUUUUUGCUCAACCUAAAUUCGACAUGAGCGGCAGCAUCAUUUAAAUACCAGCAGCAAUUAAUACGUCAACCAGGUUACUGUAACCGAGCUGUGUGGGAGAUCAAGCUCUAUUCGACAUGGAAAAACCUGCACACACGCGCACACACACACACACACACAUAGACAACAGUAUUCUUGAAAAGAGUUUUUGUUUCCAUGGAAACACAGAGGGCAAUUAAGGUAGGGUUUCUGUGCAACAAAAAUGGGUGGAGUUAGUCGCAUAAGCCCCGCCUAUACCACAUCCCAUAAUGCUUUCUUUUUAAGCUGUUCCAGUUUCCAUGGAUACAUCCCGGAGGUCACCACAAAGACCCCUCCUCUGCUUAUUUUUACUUCUCUUUUUUAAGGCUUUCCUGGAACACUCAGGCGUCACUCCAUAACUGAAAUGAUGCAUAUUUAUAAGACUAAGGGAGAGAGAGAGAGAGAGACAGACAGACAAGGGGGGCUUAGAGGCGGCGAGGGAAGGUGAGAACGAGAAAGAGAGAGAGUGAAAUAACAGGGAACAGCAAAGGAGACAAAGACUGACAGCAAAGAGAAAACAGAGACAGAGCUGAAUGACAGAGAGUUUCUCUGUCUUUACUUCACUGACAGUCUGUUAAACACCACUUUCUUAAUAUUUGAUGCAGCGUCCCACCCAAUGAAAAGCCGAAAACAAGAAGCGCUCUAUCGGCGCUCCUCGGUUUUCUUUCUUUCUCUCAUUUAUACAUUGAGCCUUGUAACCCUUUCUGAAACGACCGUCCUUUCUUCUCUUCUCCCUUUCUGUCUGGUGUUGCACUCACACAGACAGUUAACAAACAUGAAGAAAAUGUAGCCCCGCUGUUCAAGAGACCAGUAUUAAUAUUUCAGACCAUCAGGGGAAAUGAUCUGCCAUGAUGAAUAAAACAAAAAGACUAAUGCAUACCAGCCGGUCGGGGCACCUCAGUGAAUAAAUACUGUCAUAAAACUAUCUGUGCGACAGAAUUAAAUGGGAUAAACAAUGGCUGUGAUCAGGAUCACAAUCACUGUCUGUUUAAUAUAUAGUGCACUGGAUUUGUAGUUGUGCAUUUUGUUUGUACUGGCAGGCCCGGUCACAUUUAUAAUAAGUAAAGAUGGCCUUUACAGAAUACGCUUUGUGGUUGAAGGAUAUUUGACUAGCUUGGAUUGCAACUCAAGAUAAUGCUUCAUGAGGUCUUUGGCUGUGUCCAGAACUGCACACUAAUAUUACUAACUGUAAGGAUGCCUAGUCCAGGUUCACACACUUUAAAAAAUGGAAGGUCCACACGAAUGAUCAUUUUGACAAGCUUUACUGCUUACAGAUCUGGAUUACAGCUUCAUCAUGCCACAAGUGCACCACAAGUGUAACAAAGAUUGGUCAGAGACUGCUCAAGUGUAUAUAUAGUUGUCCACGUUUCCAAAUAUUCCGCUUGCAUCUCGUUGACCUAAAGGAGAGUCCAUAUAAGGUAAUAACAAAGCACAACAUAUUUUGGGAGCCUGAGUGAUGUUCAACAUGGGUACAAGGUCCUUGUUGAGGAUAGUUGUUGGAGGCCCAUGGCUCCAGAAAUCUCUCACUAAAGUAUCUGAGUGACACAGCUCCACCACCCUAAAGGCUGACAUGACCCUAAUACUAACAUACUGGCUGGUAACCUGAUGUUUGGUUUACUGUCAACAGCAUAUGAUGCAUAUCAUCUCUACAUCAUAUGAUCACACUGAAGAGGUACAUCUGCUCUCGGCUGCAACCUCUGAGAUAGCACACACAGAUUUCAACAACAAUUGAGUUAAGGACCUGAUAUGUCCACCAUAUUUUAUUUUUAUUAUUUACUCACACUUAUUACACCAGUGUAUAAGCAAGAUGAGCUAAUGUUGGUUUGUCCAGUAACAGUACCAAGUACUGAACUCAAAUAUUUUGUAACAUCAGAGUCUUUCAACAAAGUGAACAUCACAACUAAAAUAAAGUACAGGAUUCAUGCAGAAGUACAGAAUUUCUGCUUAACUUUAGAUUAAAGUAGAGAACAGUCACACACAGUAGAAGCUAUGAGGGAUUUUGUGCUCUGAAAAAGCCCCACCACUUCACUUCACAAAAUGGAUUUGUAUCAGUAGGUAUGAGAAUAAAAUCAGCUGAAUUUAAAUCAAUAUCUAUAAGCCACUCUGCAUAAUAAGCGCAGAGUGCAUUGAGUACAAAUCUCCCAAAACAACAGAAACAGAGAAAUUUGUGAGAAGAAUAUAAUGUACUCACUAUACUCAACUUGUGUUAAAGCUUUAGAGAAGAGGUUUCCUAGAGGACAAAAAUUCUGGCUCAACUUCACCAACUUUCAAGAUGCUUGGAGAAAAAGGGUCUUAAAGAGGUCAAAAGAGCUUCAGCAAUACUUGUGGUUUAUAAAAACAGCUUUAUUUGACCAACGCAUUUCGGCUUGUGACCUUCAUCUGGGAAGAGGUUUCCUCACACAGCUGUUGUUUAUCAUGCUUUUUUACCAUCUUAUGCCGAGAUGGCUCCAUUUUGUUUGAGGUUAAUGUGUGUGUGUGAGAAACACAGUAAAAAGAUGAUUGUAUUAAGUUAUAAAUUAAAAAAAAAGAAGUUUUAAAGUUUAGGUAGGAAAUCUCGAAAACAUCAGAGUCAUGAGUUUAUGAUGUCUUUGCCAUCAGGUUUAUUUCUAAAUCUUACUAAUUCCACCUUUAAAAACGAGACGACACACGUUCAAUCUCUCUCCACCUUCUGUAGUCUUUAUUUUCUGUCCUUUUUGGGAUUUCGACAGGAUGCUGCAGUUUGCACUUUGCUCUCUUCACUCACAGAAACAAAAUGUACAAGCUUAUCUAUCUGGUUUCUUUUCUAUUUUAUGUGUUAUUGCCUUUCUUUCUAAAGAUUGUACCCCUUUAUUUACUUUUACAAAAAAAUUCCAAUUAUAGCCAUACCAGUAAAGCACUUUUAAACGAGACAGAGCCAGAGAGAGAAAUGCAAAUAAGAAAGAGAAAAACAAGCAGGAGAACCUGGAGUAGAGACAGAAGAGCGAGGGCCUGGUUAUGAGUAAGAGCUGCAGAGAUGGAGGCUGAUAUGUUUCCCCAGGCGUACCAGUGGACCUGAUGGCUAUCUGUGUGACCGUGCACAUUUUAUUACUCCAUUAAAUAACCCACUGACUAACAAAGAAACAGACCAAGUGUGGGUGCCAAGUCAUUAAUAACGGGCAUAAACCUCAGAAAAUGGAUUGUGCUAUCUGUGAGGAGCAAUAGAGCGCACAUGGGUCUGUAGAUUCAUGUUCAGAUGAGAAGUACAGGGCGAUGGGAGCCUCAAUAUAAGGGAGCGAGCACCAGCACAUUCUUUCACUAUGAGGGUGAAAAUUUCAAUUGGCAGGAUAUCCAAUUUGUUAGCAAGGAAAAUGGCUGUGUUCCACUAAAUGAGCUUUUCAUCCACACAUGAUGAAGUAAAUGAAAUGACUGAAUGUUUGAUAAAUUUGUUGGUUUUUGUGUGGGAUUAGCUGAACCACAUAAAUUUGCAUUUUUGCAUCAAGACAUUUUGACUUUGUCAGGAACCUCUAUUUCAACUAAAUGAAUAUGAAAAAAUUAAAUCAGCUAAAUUAUAAAAUGCUCUUAUUAAAAUUAUGGCACUUGUCGUGUCGGGGUCGUUGUUGACCCGGUUAGAUUAAUAUCUAAUAAUAUUGAGCAAAAACUCUAAUCAUAUGUGUACUGUCAGGCACCACACUGAGAGUCAGAUCCUCUUCCAAUCACAUGAUAUUUAGGAAAUUCUCAUUUUUCCAUGUUUCUCCCUGCACAAAAAAACAAUGUUGGGCAUGUCCAGACAUGUGAGAUCAAUUCAGUAUAGAUGUCUGUAUGAGGGGUAUACUGACAAAGAAAGGCCCAGAGAACCACAACGAAAAAUAUUAUAAGCAAUAUUUUCAUGGACAAUGAAGCUUAACAAGGUAACCUAGAGAUGAGAACCAAAGUGGACGAUAGAGAAUUGUUUUUAGUGUAAUUUACAGCUGAUUUAGCAUCUUAGGUUGGGUCUUGAUAAUUCAUCAAACAAUGAGCGUGAUCUAGACCUGCUCUGUUUCUUUGGAAAGCGUAUUAGGAUAACGACUGUUGUGAAUUGGUGCUAUAUAAAUAAAAUUAGAUUGAUUGAUUGAUUAAUUUGAGACACGGGUCGAAACCGACCUUUUACAUAGUGGGUACACAGUAAAAGCUAACAUAGAAUGAUGUUUUAAUUCAUUUAACUUCACUUACUUGGAACAUAAACAAUGCAUGGGCUAAACCCACUUCUACUUGAGCAGAUAUUAAUUCUUUAUGUCUGAUAAAGUUUUGAUUUUACACCCAUUUUUGUGUCAAUUUAUUGACCUCAUACUGAUCAAAUGAAUACGUGUACUCAGUUAGAGCUCAGUGGCGUAAAAUGUUUGGCCUCUUUGUCUGAGCAGUGCUUUUUCAUCAUCGUAUUUUUCAGUGAAAUGAAAUCACACCCUGAUCAGCAAUCACAGAGAUGAUGCAAUUCACUGUGUCAUAUUGUCACCUUGAAGCUGUGUUAUUUCAAAGACCACAGUUCAGAGGACUGAAACAUUUACAGCAGAGAAACUUAGUGAUGAGUGUGUAAAGCUGCCAUAUACCAUAAACCCACCAUAAGACCGAACAGAGCAGAAGACAAUCUGAAUAUUGAGCUACAAAAUCCACCAGGAGAGUCUUAACAGCUCUCUUAAUGUUCUUUCCUCUUUGUUGCUGUCUGUAUAUUAUACUGACUGUACACUCUCUCUUUCUGUGUGGGUUUGUGUGUAAUUGUGUUGUGCUCAAAGGUUGGAGGUCACACCAUGCUGCCAAUCCGCUGGAUGCCCCCUGAAAGCAUCAUGUACAGAAAAUUCACCACAGAGAGUGAUGUCUGGAGUCUCGGAGUCGUCCUCUGGGAGAUCUUUACCUACGGCAAACAGCCGUGGUACCAGCUCUCCAAUAAUGAGGUAAUGUAAAGAGCAAAGUCCUUAAAUGUCAAAGUUUUUACUUGGAGCCAGCUGACAUCAUUUGACAAACAGCCAGAGCUGCUGUAACUUAACAUAAAUGUUACAGGGGAAGUACCUUUGGCUUUAGAAAUAACAGUAAACAUGUUGUUGCUGCCCUGAGACAUGAGAUAACAGCCGCUCAGCUGAGAAUGAAGCGACAUGUUUUAACCUUAUGGGGGGCAGGUUCCUCGUAGGUACAUGUGCAUCCUUUGGCCUGAAUCAUACAAAUAUAAAAGGCUUUGUUGUUCAGUAAUUCAACAAGUUUCAUAUCAUUUCAUCAUGUCUUGAAUUUAUUGUCAGGUAUGACGCAGCAUCUGGGAGCUUCAUGUGUCUUGUACUCCAAAUGGAGAGGAGUUUUUGAUCCCACUUUUUCAAAAGAAGCUGAUUUUUUUAGCCAAAACUACUAAAAUGAAUGUUCCCAUUAGCAUCCAAUGACAAACAUCUUGAAUUUUUGACAUUGCUCUGUUUUACUCUCUGUAGAUUUUUGAUAUGUUUAUGUUUUGAUGCCACUUUUUAAUGGUUUUUCAGUUUUUGACACACUCCUACUUUGAAGUGCUGCAAAGCAAUUCCCCCCUUCAGAUUAAAUUAGUCUAAAAAGAUAAGGUCGGUCUUAUCUUUCUGUAUGUUAUCUUACAUAUAAAAGACUAGAGCUUCAACCAAGCAUCACUUUCAAUUUCAAUUACUUUGAAGACUUCCUCCUCAUUCAAUAAAAUGGCAUUUUAAUAAUCAGCCUAAAAGAGAGGAAAGCGGCAAAUAAUCACAUUUUAGAAGCUGGGUCGAGCAAAUGUUUGUCUCUUUGUCUUGAUAAAUGAGACGAUAAAUGGUUUAUUGAGAUAGCUGCUGUUUAAAACCCUCAGCAGUCAUCAGCCUGUCUGCGGAUUAACCAAAACCAGCUUAUAACUGUGGACAGACAAAUUCACAACCCACCCUUUUUUUCAAUGGAAGGGUGUACAGAGGGUCUUUCCUUCAGCAACUUUACAUAGAGUUAAAACAAAAAAACAGUUGAAUGGUAUAAAACAUGAAACUGCACCUGCCUAAAAUGUUCUACAUACAGCGAGUGUGUAUAAAAGCAGCUGUUCUGUAUCAGCAAAAAUCACCAACAGGUAAACAAAUCGAUAAAUAAAUAAGUAAACAGUUGUCUGUUUCUUCUGAAUUAUUAAUAUCUCGUAUAAAUCCUUCCUUUACCACACCGAGGGUCUUGACCCACUUUCCGUAAAGAGACCCAGCGUGUCACGGCCCUUCAACCCUUCACCUUCACCUUCACCUUCACUCCAACCUCAUCACCCUCGACCACAUGAGGCCUCAACUCUGGUUACCGCUCUCUAUAUUCCCUUUAAGUCAACCUUUGGCCUGAACUGUGCUCCGCUUUUCCCGUUAACAUCUAUUAAAUCUCUCUUUUCAUUCACUCUCCUCUAACCUCUUAACCUCAGAUUUCCUUUACAUGUGUUCGGGAUGGUUUAAAUGUAAAACGAGAAGUUCUGCUCAAUUUUCUACUCUUGCAGGCUGAUUAUAAACACAGAUGAGAUGUGAGCAGAUGAGGUUAAUGUUUGAUUAGCACCAUGAUAACUCUCUUACAAGCUGGAGUCCUGAUUAUUCAGAGAUAUUGAUGAUAAUCUGCAGAAAUUUUAUCUUUUUUAGAUGAAUUUGUUUUUUUUUUUAGCUUAACUGAUGUCGGUAAAUUCUUAUCAGUCUUUGCACACAGCAGAGAGUAUUAACCGGGUAAGGAAACUAUAAAAACGGUGAUUAUAUUAAAAGGGAUCAACCAUAUAGAUAUUUUCCAAUUGCUGCUGGGGAAAGAUACAUGAAAUACAUCUCUGGAGAAUAUGUAGUUUAGGGGCUCGUCUCCUCAAUUAAUAAAUCUUUUUCAUCCUCUAAAGGUGGACUAAAGCUGAAAUCUGUAUUUCUAAUUGCAGUAAUAAAUAAACCAUAUGGUAAACGCAGCUCAAGAGGAAUUGGACUGUCUCAGCCAGCUUUUCAGUACAAAAUAACUCCAGUAAAAUUUAUUCUCAGUGACAUUUUCAUUGUAUCCCACUGCAGUGAACUUCACCAGGAAACCGUCUUUCAUCGUCGCCGCACUUUAAACAUUUCAACCUGAAUUGAUGUUUUUUUUUUAUUGCUCAUUUGUUUCUGUAACUGAUGAUGAACUUAGCGUCUGUGUUCCCUCCUCUGCAGGUGAUCGAGUGUAUAACGCAGGGCCGGGUGCUGCAGCGCCCCAGGACCUGUCCUAAAGAAGUGUACGACCUGAUGCUGGGCUGCUGGCAGAGAGAGCCGCACAUGAGACUCAACAUCAAGGAGAUCCACGGUCUACUCCUCAACCUGGCCAAGGCCUCACCUGUUUACCUGGAUAUACUGGGCUGAAAACAGUGGAAGGACGGAGACAGAUUUGGACGUGCGUGUUUGUUUGUAUCGAAACUACUGUAUCUGAAGAGAGUAUGUGUGUUCUGGGGUUGCAUGCAUGUUCGAGUGUGUUUUUUCUGUUCGGGUGGACUUGGUUGACACUGGGGUAUGAAGCGUGUGAUGCGAGGUACCACUGUACAGGAUGUGAAGCUAUUAUCAGACUCUUAAAGGCAAUCAAAAAAUUCCUCAACCCAUCCCCACUUGCCUCGCUCCUUCCUCCAAAUUCACCAAUUUCCCCUCCUUUGUGCAUCGCAGCUCCUUCCCUGCUCCUUCCUUCCUUCCUGAAGAGACAUUUACUGAGAGUAAUUUCACUUUAGAGGGAAAAGGCUUCUCUCUCUUUUUUUUCAAAUGCUUUAAACUGACUGAGGCUGAAUUGACGAAACCUGAUUAACAAGACUCAAAAAUUAGUGACUCAUCCCUCGCUGCCUGUCGGACAACAGGACUCGGAAAUUACGAGGAGGUGGAGGAUUAUCAGGAGUUUCAAAUCCUUUCGAAUGCUUGUAAAUACGAGACGCUUCAGAGGAGACGGCUCUCGGUGAGGCGGAGCCAUAAAGACACUGUGUUUCCCCUUUCACCCUGUCUGUCAGUCUGUCUGUUUUUCUGUCUGUCGCAGUAUUACUGUCAACAUUCAUCCUACUACUAGUACUACUACUACUACUUCUACUACUACUACUGCAGAAAGAAUGAUUUACACACAGCUACACGAACAGUACUUUUACUACAAGAGGAGAAACGAUGGAGAAAUAAAUACAAUCUGGCGUCUGUGUGAGACGAUACACACGAUAACUUCUGGAACAUUACAGUGCCUGCUGAAGCUGAGCUGAACUUCUGUGCUGAAAAAUAAUCCGGGGAGGAGGCAGAGGAAUUAUAAUGUCUUGUAAUUGUGAAUCCUAGAAAUGUAAAAAAGCUUGAACUCUCUGGUACUGCUCUACAAUUUCUCCUCAUGCAACAGCGUGAACAUGCUGAACAUGCUAAUAAGGAUAUAUGCACUCAUAACUGCUCUGUGGUACACUCUUACUUUGCUCAGGCCUUAUACACACACACACACAUACACACAGCGGAGGGUAACAUGAUGGCUAUACUCCCCCACACACACACACACCCUCCACCUAAAGUGACAGAUGCUUCACUUGUGAUGUCAAGCGCUCAUGUCGAAGGUCAAUUGAUUGAUAUGUUUGCAGCUGUCUGUCUAUCCAGUAGUCUUGGUUUUCGGGGGAAGCGGAGGAGAUGUAGGGGGGGCGUGUGAAGAUGGCAGAGGGAGGCCGGGUUUUUGAGUGGUCAGGUCUCGGUUAGCGGUGUGGGCGGUGGUGCUGUAAAAGGUGUGGUUCAUUUGGUCAACCCAUAUUAAAUCAUCAAGGCUUUCAGCACUCAGACAUCCUUGAAAACCACAUCUGUGCUCGAGGGGGCCGCACAAAACAACACACAAACACACACUGUGUACCUUGCCCGUCAUCCCUCGUUUCCACACACACACACACACACACACACUCACACACUGAAAGACACUCAAAACUGUCCGAGAAGGAAAUUGAAUUGUGCAUGUUUUAUUAUUUGAGCGGUGCAGUGCUUUAGCCGGGUCCCGUCCACUGUAAUGGUGUAAUGUAUAUUUCAUUACAGCCUAAUGGGCUCCAUUAGCACAGUCUCCUCACAGACAUUCAAGACUUAUUUUUUUAUGGCUGAGAAGGAUGGAUGGAGGGGUGGAACGGAGAGGUGAAGGAGAGGAGCAACAUAGGAGAAGAGGAGCAGCGGAGAGGAGAAAUAAGAGGAGAGGUAAUAACGCAUACUGGGGUAGAAAAUGGAGAAGGAAGGAGAGAGUCCAGAACAGAAGCAAUGGGGUAGAAAGAAGGAGACGAUGGGAGUGGGGGGAGAAUGGUUCAUGAGGAAGACAAAGGAGGAAGAGGAGACAGAGGAGUGGAAAGAGAGGAAAAGGAGGUGUGAAUGUCCUCAGGGAGAAAGUGAGAGUGAGCAUCCAUCAUUACAGCAGCCUGCACAUGUUCUAUAAGCCACAACUUUAACCUCACACUCAUAGCACAUUCCUACGUUCAGCUCCAACCACACGCACACAAACAUAUACACACACACACACUUACACUGUAUACACACACAUUUUACUGGCAGUCCACCAACAGCUAACACUGAAAAAAACUCAAUAAUGCACCACACAUCCCCAUUAUUGAGAACCACUUGACUCACUUACAGCACAGCUCACAUAUCUGUUUUUACCGACACACUGUAUAUACACAGAGGCUCACAUGCAUGCAAGAAAACACAUUAAUGUUUGUUUGGGCGUUUUGCUGGAGCAUAUUUUACUCUUACAAACACGACCACUGCGGUUUCACUAACAGCCAUUCUCUUCGAUGUAAAAACAUCUAUCUGGAAGUCUUUUUUGUUUCUGAACAACAGCACUUGAUGGUAUAGAUGUUUGUGAACUUGAAAAUGUUGGUUUUAUUGAUUUAUAGUAUUAUUUAUAAAUUAAAAAAGCAUUUUUGUACAUUUCUUUCUAUAUAUACAGUUGCCUUUUGCAACAACAAAAUGACUAAUAAUGGUCACUUGUUUUAUUUAUUAUGUUUGAGCAAAAUGUGUAAGAUAAUCUCCAGUGUAUUUUUAUGUCACGCUCCCUCUGAACAGCUACCUAACCUGUCCUAGUGUCUGGAGGGCUCUACAGCAGGGGUGGAUGUUACACCGGUGUGCAGAUUUAUUUUGACAUAGUGCAAAUGUUCGCCUCCUGCAGAGCAUGAUUGUGAGGGUUAACGGUUGCAGCGUCCACAAGGCUGGCUAACAAGCUCCUCAAAAUCCAUCCCUGCUGUACAGUCAAGUAGAGUUUGCACUGAGUGAGCGCUGCACUCGACGUGAUUCAAAAACGUAAAACACAAUAACUCUGUGCAAUAACAGAGGGCGGGGGAAUGUGUGCUCUGGAAAAGAAACGAGAAGAAACAAACUCAUAGAGGAGGAGAGGGUUGAAGCAACAUCCCAGCUGACUGCACUGUGUGUGUACAUACCUGCUGUGUUUUUUUUUAGUUUAAUGAUGAACUGUGGAGACGUUUUGACAGAAAGACGAUGUGAGACAAUGUUUGUUUUGAUGAAGACUUGUCAGCACAACGCAGGAGAGCUCUGAAAAACUUUAACACAACUCCAACCGGAGAUCGGCUGUCUUCGCAUUGAGGCCUCAGAUCAAAGUUAUUGGUCAAAUAUGGAAAAAGAAAAAAAAAAGAAAAAUACAGGAGAACUGUUGUGCGAAUGGACGCCUCAGACAAAGAGGGGCUGACAAUCACAGACUUCUCUCUUUCUCUCUCUUCUUCAAGUGACCUACUGUAAAAUAGACUUACACAACCAAUUUUCCUCUUCUAUGCUGCCUAUACUGUACGUGAUAGUCUUAAACUUUGGUCUCUAAAAGUGCUACUUUUUCUUUAUUUUCUUUUUUGUAAAAUGAAAUAACAGCAAGAGGAAUGAACAAAAACACAAAUAUACAAAUGUGAAUAAGCUGCUGAAAGAAAUAAGCGCCACAACCUGCUGUGUCCAAGACUGUCGGUAACUAGAUUGUACUUUUUUUCCCUCUCUUUUUUUCUUUUUUUUUUGUCUCAGAGGAGGGCAGAGAAAAUGGUUGAAGCUUCUGUUCCUACGACUCAUGCUCAGCUUUUUUCCUCUGAUGUUACAACCUCAUUUGGGUGGGAGGCUAAAAUGCUGUUUAAUGUUGUACUCGACAUUUUCUUCAAACCUCAACAUAAAACAUUUUUGAGAUUAGCUGAAACUAGCAUCCAGCCACUCUCUGGUUAGGUCCAAGUGCCACGCGAGAGACAAGCUUCUUGAAAACUGUGAUGUUAGCAUGAGUAACACCUGUCUUUUUAACUUAGCUUUUCAUGUUUACAUGUUAGCUUAGCCUGCCUAAUAAGUAAGCUAAUGUGCUAACACUACAAGAGCUAACGUGAAUGUAAAGGACAGCUAGGAAUUCAUGCCUUUCCUUACGUGUUGUUACUUGAUCUUUUCAAUCGGUGGGAGCAAGAAAGUGGUUGAAUGCUAAUGUUAGCUCAUGGUAACUCAGAUGUUGGCAUAUAAUUUACCAAAAAAGAGCGACUUAUGUUGUUUUAAUUUGAAAUCUGGUCUGCUGACCCUCCUUCAUUUCCCCUGAAUUCUUUUUGUGUUUGUAUACAACAUUAAAUAAGCUUUUUUAAUUUCCUUCCUUGAGCAUGACAUCAGGGGAAAAUGCUCCCCAUGUUAAUAUGGUAAUUUACACAAAAUGACACAUCUGCCAACAGGAUGCGGAAUUAUUUAUUGUAAGAUGGUAGAGGAAGGUCCCGCCCUCCUUUGCCUCUGAUUGGUUAGAAGUUCUGGGCUCUGAUUGGUUAUUCCUGAAACGUCAUUGUCUGUCGGGUUAUGGUCAGGAUUAGGAUGCGGGUUAGUGUUAGGAGAUUUAGAAGUGCGAUAAUGUUCUGUUCGAUGUACAGAGCUGACAGCCCGCGUUUGGCUUGAGCGUGUGAUGACGUUUCCAGCUUUUCUAGCCAAUCAGAGGCGAAGGAGGUGGGACUUUCCCCUUACCAUCUUACAAAAAAAAAAUAUCGCCCACAGGAUACAGAGUUGUUGCUUUUCCUCUUGGCGCGUGUGAGUGUGUAAGGGGAGGGCUGAUUAAUGCCAUAGUGAGUCAGGAGGGAUUCAGACUCGACCCAAAUCCAGGUUCAAAUCAGUUUCAAGGAAGAAUCAGGCAUUGAUUUGUUGCCACUCACAAAUGUAUGAUAAAUUACUAUAUCCAGUCAUGUCGGACUGAGGUCGGUAUUAUGGCAGCUAAGAUUCAUGGAAUCACUCAACCUUAUUUAUUUAUGUUUAAAAAAUCAGCCUCCUGCCAAACACAUAUGAAUGAAUCCAAUUUUUUUCUCACCCGUUUCAGCAAUAUGAGCAGAUAUUUUCCAUUUUUUAGUUCCUCAUGACUUAUUACGAGUAGAGCUAAACCAUAUGACACAGUACAUUUAAGUCUAUCCUGCUCUCAGAUACACAUCAGGAGUCUGAUCGUGUCAUGAUCUGUAUCAGGACUAAUCCCUUCUCUCUCACACAUCAGAGUCUAAGCAAAUAAAGCUGAGAAAUCAGAAAGGUCAUCUUUAAGAUUACCUUUCUGCUUGGAUGCUUCUGAAGCCUCGUCGCCUUGAAGAAAGUAAAACCACUCAAACUGCUUCUCUGCAAAAAAAAAAAAGAAAAGAAAAGAAAAAAAAGUUUUUUGGGGUGAAACUGUGAUUUGCUAUAUGCAGUAUCUCUGUUUUUCAGUAUUUGGUUUUGUAUCGUUUGUCUCUGUGUUAAAAGAAGGUUUUGUUGCUGCCACAGUGGUAGAAAAAGGAGGAUUUGUGGACGUCUUGUGGAUGCUUGGAUUGUACACGGCUUAAAAUAGGACACAGGACAAAAUGCUGUGAGAUUUCUGUACGAAAGAGAUGUCAAAUUGUAAUUCAAUGCCUAAAAUGUAAGGACCAUCUGUCUCGCAAAGCACAUUGGUAAUUAAAGCCGGAAAUAAAAAUCUAAAUGUGCUUAGGUGGAAACACACACACACACAGCAGAAGGAUCAUGUACAGUCGUACAGAUGGCAGAAAUAAUAAAAAGUGAGUCAUGAUGAUGGUGAUGAUAUGAUUUCUCUCUGAACCUGGAACAGUCUGUGCUACAAUGUAAUUAAUAAAAAGUGUUAUGUCACAACAAAGCUC